AUGUUAACCACAGUCCGUUUGGUGAGUCCCGACAAUUCACCGUCGUUUGGACGUGUUGAAGUCCAGUUUAAUAGAACAUGGGGAACAAUUUGUGGGAACAACUGGGACUUAAAGGAUGCUGAUGUGGUUUGUCGCCAACUUGGAUACGAUGGGGCUUUGUCAGCCCUUAGAGAUGCAGCAUUUGGACAAGGAACAGGCCCGAUAUGGCUGAAUAGGGUGCAGUGUGGAGGAUCUGAGAAAUCAGUCUCACAAUGCACGCACGCAGGAUGGGGAGGUCAUAGCUGUGGGCAUUACAAUGAUGCUGGCGUGGUGUGCCACCAGAUAAAAGGUAAAUUCAAUGAUGUACGCGGUCUUAUCUCAGUAAUCUUAAUUCAUUCUACUCCAUGGUAGGGAUACUGAAAAUAUUCAAGAAAAACUUUCGUUGAGAAGAGUUAAAGACAGCAUUUUUCUAAAAAUUCUACGCCUUACAAUUUCUUGUAGCACUAUGUAACGCGCUGGGACUUUCAUCUUUCAUUAAUCUUCGUCCUUUUCACUUCUUCUUUUUUCUUCUUUUGUUUAGUUUUCUCAAUUCUGCUCUUUCAAUCGUUAUGAUAUCUAUUAUUGGAAGAGCUUGCGUACAUGACCGACGCAGUGUUUAUUUAGGAAUAUUUAUGAUGCUAGUGUUAACUGGGAAGAAACUGAAUACAUCUUCAUAAUACGCAAAGGAAUGGACUUCUCGUCUAAAUGUAUUGAUAUAGAUGGCCUUUUUUAAUUUUUAUGAUUCGGCUUAGGCCAAUCAGCACGUUAUAGGUCUCUUUUUUUAUCAGUUAAGUAAAUUUAAUAAAAGAAAUACAAUCAAAUACAAUCAGGGCGGAUAUAAUUUUAUUAUUUAAUAAUUGCUUGCACAGUUUGCUUAAUGGCAAGAGAAGAUAACCAUUUUCAUUUCCUAAAAGGCCUUUGAUAUCGAGGUUCACCACGCCAUGUAAUAUCCACCUUCACUGAGAGAGCAGUUCUUCAUUCACCUUUUUUGCUUCUAGGUGCACCAUCAGCCACCCAGGCAAGCGCCAUUAUUAAACUGGAGUUAGGAGAAGAUAGGUUUAUUGGUUGCCCUGUGGACGUUGGAAACCCCCCAGCUGAUAUCACGUGGUACAAAGGAAAUGAUACCAACGGCAGAAAAAUGACUAACUGCUCAACUCUCGAGGUUAGGAAUGUUGCUUCAAGUGACGAAGGAUGGUACACCUGUUUUGCAAAAAAUGAAUUGGGAAAUGCAACCGUCGGGUUUUUGCUAUUUGUUGGUAAGUUAAAUAGGUUUAAGUAUGAUUACUGACAAAUCUAAGCUACUUUUUGAAUCUGGGGCCGACGUAAGUCAGCAAUAUUGUCAGCAAAGUCGUUAGCAAAGUACAAGGCCUCAGUGAAUUAUACUAGUAUUCAUUUUCUCUAAUGGCAUGUUACAGCUCUCUUUCCUUCAACAUACUAUCAGCAGAAGGAAAGAGAACAAAGGAAUUUUUUAACCCUGUAAGAGGUACUAAUGCGUAUUGAUCUAAAGAAAUUUUGAAAAAGCAUUUAUGCUAUAACGCUUGUUAUUCUACAAGGGAAGAUAAUUUUUCAUACGUAUACAUGCAUACAUCCAUAAUUGCAUUAAACAUUCGUCACGUCACAUUGUUUCAAACUUGACAUUACAUAAUCCACGACCAUCGAUUCCUUGGAAACCAGUUGACUUAAUUUUCCCUUUCAUUCUUGUGCUCCUCUGGUUAACGCUUGGAAAUAAGUGUUGUUCUUGGAUUUCUCAGACAAUUUUGCAUCGCCAUCGUUCUUACACUUUUAUGUGGCUUUUAAUGGUUAUACUAGUCCUAGAAAAUUAUCGCGUAACGCAGGACCACCUUAAAACUGCUUCUGCGAUUGGAGCAUCCUGCUGAAAUAUUGUAUUUAUCAUCAAGGGGUUCGUAAUAAUAAUAAUAAUAGAUUAAAAAAUAAUAAAAUGUCUCGUUUUAAAGUCCAAUGGCAUUUUUCUCCAGUUAAACCAGCAUCAAGUACAGUUACUACAUCAUCCCAAACAACUCCCACAGGUGAUUGCUUUUCUUUUUUAUACAUUAAAAAUUAGAGAUCGUAUUUCGAUGUUACGAACUGAAGCGAAUAAAACAUUAUGAGGUUAAUAAACUUGCUCUGACUGUAGACUGUAGACCUCUGACAAGUCAUUUCAAGGGUUAGGUACCGUAGUCGAGGCAAUCGUAUGCAAAGUUUCAUGCCAACAUCGGUUUUUAUGUCAAAAUUUCAAACCUCUCUUACUCUGUUUUACCUUUCCACAUUGUCGACCUUGUUUAAUCUUUAGUUUUAAAGGAAAUAGUUGAGAAAAAAACGUUACGUUGUUUGUUUGCCUUUUUCCUUUACGGGACUCCAAUAAAACCGUAAUAACUGAAGUAAGAAGUAUUCGCUUUAUUCGCACCAGAAACCCAUUCAAUGUAGUGUUUUUCUAGACUUCAAAAUGAGGUUCGAUCCAGGUAUAGUCUUUAGCCAUGUUUUAACUUUCCUGUAGCAUGCUGCAAGAGAAGACAGAUUCGGUGAUUUUUUAAAGUCGAUCCAGACUCAAUAAAUAGAGAAUAAUAGGUUGGGCGCGCGUAGAUAUGGUAUUUCUCUUCAAGUGUUUAACUCGAUAGCUCACAAGUAAGCACAGCGAUACGGAUUUUUUAGCGUUUUAGCGUUUUAGCCGCCAUAAUCCGAGAAAGUUCCGACAAACGACCUUGGAUUGAGAAUCGUGAAGGCCGUUCAUUCGAAAAGCGAGUAACAUGUCAACAGCUGAUUGGCGAUAUCAAACAUACUUGAAGAAUAUCGUAUUUUUUUACGUGAGUUGUUGGGAUUUUUCUCAGGGCUGGAAAUCCUUGUAUAACACCAUAGUUUAUAUGAUAAAACAAGUUUUGACGUCUGCAGAUGGAUUGGGAAUUGCGACCAAAGGUACAUGUUACAAGGAAACUUUUUCAGACAAAAUUAAAAAAAAACAAAAAUUAUGGAAAUCUUUAUCAGUGAUUGCCUUGUCUCCUUUUCUUGGUAUAGCCAUUUCUUUGAUGGAUAUAUAUGCUCAUUAUUUUUCGCAGUGUUGAUUCAUACAAAAUUUUGGUUCCCAAACAGGGAGGGUAACACCCUGUUUUGCCUUAGUAUUUAGACAGUCAUAGUGCGCAUUCUUUCGUUCACGUGCCUAAGCCAUGUCAUUAGAUCAGUAUUUUAGCCAGGAUCAGGAUAAAACAUUGCUCGAUUGUUGCUUCAUUAAGCCUCAUGAAACCAAUCAACUUAGGUCCUGAAGAAUGCAAGUGCUCAAGUAACGACGUCAUGUUAAGAGCGUUUAUUGGUAUUCCUGCCUUCAUAACCCUUGUUCUGAUUAUUUACAUAAUCUGGCUACACAGGAGAGGUGAGUAACAAUUUCAUUACUUACGUUAGAGUGGUGAGGCAGGAUCCGUCAUGAAGCAAGACAAACUUUUUUACCCCUACCCAAAGAAUUCUGAUUUUUACCUUUUUCCCUUCCUUAGGCGCUGUAGAGAAACAAAGGUAAGAAUUUUCUCACACGUGGAAUGGUUUGAGAUUAUUCUUCAGAUAUGGUAUCAUCUUAAAAUAAAAUGAAAAAAACUGACGAAGUUCAUUUCCUAAAUAUUUUUAUGUUAGCGCCAAAAUGGCUGCCGUGAACUUUGAGCUCUCGAGAAUUUUACUUCGUUCUCUUUUUAAAUAGUUUUCAUUACCCGAGCAUUUAUUCAAGAAUGCUUGGAUUGACCUCAAGUCUAUCUUGCCAUAUCAUAAUACUGUUUACCAUGAUUUUGGGCGAGAUCAUGGCCCUUCGAUUGCUUAUAUACGCCGAAGUCUUGAAUUUAACUUCAAAUGUUUCGUCGAAGAUUAUGAAUAAUUUAUUCUUAUUAAAACUUACUUUUCGAGCGAGCUUAUGACUAAGUUAAUCAAUUAUCAGUGACUUUCCCUCCUAGAAGUUCUUAGGUUUUUAUUUUGUAAAUUCACAUCAAUGCUUGUUAUCCUUACCUUAGCUUCAUAAUUUGUCAUGCACAUAUGAACAUACUUGUAUGGUAUGCGCGCAAAGUAAGUUCUUUAUUCACUAUUAUUAGUAUUACUAUUAAUAUUCAUUAUUCUUGUGAUCUUAUUUUUCUUAAUUGUAGGACUUAUGAAGAAAAAAGAAGUGUUUACGACGUAAGUUACAGCUAAGGCAUUAAGGUUGCAUCGGUGCAAGGAGAAAGUUCGUGAUAUUACUUUUAAUGUGCUACAUUUACAAGACAUUCAAAAUUUUUGAACAAAGAGGAAAAGGAUUUUACUAAAAACACAGAAGGAAUGCAUUUAAAAUGGGUGGUAGAUACCAUGUGAUAAAUAACCCAUAACCGGUUAUGAACUCUGUCGUGGAUGUUCUCGGUUGUUUUAUUAGAUUUAUCUAAAGGUCUGCUUUCGGUGAAGAUUUGCUUUUCAAAUAAAUCUUCAAAUAAUUCCAUAAAUCUCGAUCAAUCCGCUGACCAUGAUUCUUUUCAAUGGUGGAGAGCAUACUUUUUAUUGAUUUUAGUCAUGACAAAGGAAGAAAAUAGCAUAAGUCCGAUGCAAAUGCGUGAGCUGUUGUUGCCUAGUAUAGCCUGUUGUUGACUUCAUUGUUACAAACCCAUUUUCCAAACGGUUGAACGGGUACAUUGAUUUAAUAGAAAGUGGUGACGCUACAAGAAAUCGAACCAAGUCGGCGCCAUUCAAGCACAGUCAUGCAGCCUUCUCCGGAAGACAUGGAUCUCAAAGACCCCAAGAAAGAUAAUAGAAAAGUACAAAGUACAAGUCCAGGUCACGCGCCUCUUCAUCCAGCAAACUGCUCAUGGGAAGAAAUCGAACCAAGUCAGCGCCAUUCAAGUACCGUCAUUCAGCCUUCUCCGGAAGACAUGGAUCUCAAAGACCCCAAGAAAGAUAAUAGAAAAGUACAAAGUACAAGUCCAGGUCACGCGCCUCUUCAUCCAGCAAACCGCUCAUGGGAAGAAAUCGAACCAAGUCAGCGCCAUUCGAGUGCAGUUAUGCAGCCUUCUUCGGAAGACUUGGAUCUCAAAGAACCCAAGAACGAUAACAGAAUAGUACAAAGUACAAGUCCAGGUCACGCGCCUCUUCAUCCAGCAAACCGCUCAUGGGAAGAAAUCGAACCAAGUCAGUGCUAUUCAAGCGCAGUUACGCAGCCUUCCUCUGAGUACAUGGAUCUCAAAGAACCCAGGAAAGAUAAUGGAUUUGUACAAAGUACAAAUCCAGGUUACGCGCCUCUUCAUCCAGCAAAACACUCCUGGGAAGUUCCAAGACAUAAUGUUACAAUCGAAAAAGUAAUUGGCAAAGGUUCUUUUGGACAGGUUGCCAAGGGAACGGCAGUAGGACUUCAAGGGAGACCUGAUACGACUACAGUGGCCAUUAAGAUGCUUAAAAGUGAGUCAAGUAUUGAUUUCAGAAUAUUUUUUUACCUUUUUUUUUUCCUUUUUUAGGUUUUUGUUAUGCAUAUUAUAAAUAUUUGCAUUUAAUUCUCCAGCUAACGCUGCUGAAUCGGACAAGAGAGAUUUGAUGAAAGAACUUGAAACGAUGAAGAAGCUCAAAAAACAUCCUCACGUCAUCAAACUUCUGGGAUGUGUUACAGAAUCUGGUAUGUUUUGGUUGUGUAGGUUUUGUUUUACCAUACGCAUUUUCCUUGUAAAUUUACCAUCUAAGACUAUCUCGUCAAUAUCAUUUGCUUCAAGUUUUAGGAAAACGCUUUCUUUUGGUUUUCAGAGGAACCUCUGGUACUGAUUGAAUAUGUUCCUUUUGGAGAUCUGCUUGGUUACCUGAGAAAGAGCCGUGGAUUAAAUGACACUUAUUACAAAGACCCGGAUAUUAAACCACAAACGAAUCUGACGUCACAACAGUUGAUGAAGUUUUCCUGGCAAAUCGCCGAUGGCAUGAGUUACCUGUCCUCAAAAUCUGUAAGUCACAAAUACGAAAGGCAUAAUAUAAUUGUAAAAAUUCCUUGUGGGGCCUCUGUCAUGGUAAGCUUUUCCUUCAUGCAUACUAUUUGAUAUCUUAAAAAUACACCUCACAGGAGCAAACAUAUUCUUACUGUUUGGUUUCGGACUUUUUCUGUAGGGUGCACCCUCCAAUUUUCAAUGCUAUCACCCAUGUUUUUUUGUUAUUAUCAUCAUUUUUCUAUUUUCGGUUGGCGAUCGUCGUGCAGCCUUGCAGAUGUACCUCACUCUCGACUUAUUUUGGUCUCAUUGACUCCUUUAAAGUUUUCAAUUGCCAAAAGUUCACUGAUUAUCGAAAGAAAAUUUUCUCCCUUUCUCUUGGAAACUGUAUCAGUACUAGCACAUUUAAUUUAUUAUCACUUAGGCUUAUAAGAAAUACGCACGCUGUUGAUUUCGCUAAAUAUGGCCUUUUUUCAGAUCUGAACCUUUUUUCAGUUUUUUUCCUCUUUUAAUCACUGAUCUUCGCUUCCUUCACAAUCCAUUCCUUUAGAUCAUCCACCGAGACCUUGCAGCCCGUAAUGUGUUAGUUGGAGAAAACGGAACAUGUAAGGUAACAGACUUUGGAAUGGCCAGAGAUGUGCAACAGGAAAAUAUUUAUGAACGAAAAACAAAGGUAAUACAAAAAUGGGGAGUACUCAGUUAUAGAACAUUCAGCAUAAUCACCUUACACAAUAACUCUCGUGGCAGAGGUGACAUUUUCAUGGUUUCGAUCAUGGAAUCUCUGGAUUGGACCUGAUGAGGAAAUAACGGAUACUUAUAGAGUACUAUUUCAUCUGUAAAUGUCGUUGAUUUCUCGCUUACUAUUUUUGUUCUGUUACCCAAAUCUUUAGGGCCGUCUUCCAGUGAAGUGGACAGCUUAUGAGGCGUUGCUCUAUGGUGCAUAUACCACCAAAAGUGACGUGUAAGUAUACCUGAUCAUAACUCUUAAAGAUGGCGUCUAUAAAACAAAUGGUUCAUGCUUAGUGUGCGUAAAUGGAGGUAGGGAUUGGUAUGGAUGUUUGUGGGAAGUUUGAAGAGCACAAGAAAAGCGUAAGAAUAGGAGCGGCUGACAGCAAUUCUUCGUUCGUGAGCGCUCCCCAGGCUUUCCAAGUGCAUCCACAACUCGAUAUACGCACAGUUACAGGCAUCGACCAAUUGUUGUAUGAUACAACAGACACAAUUUGUCCACGAUAUAAUAAUCGCGUGCUACCUGAAAACUGAAAAUAAUAAUUACCGAUCCGAAUAAGAGUCCAAAUGGCGCAAAGCCUCACUUGAAAUCAGCAAGUUAGUUAUCUUUUUCCAACCAUUACCCGUAUCGCGUUCGGGAAUCGAAAUAUCGUUAACUCUAAAGCUAAUUUCGUUGCCUCUAGAGUUAAAUGUCCAUUCAGUUUCCGAAUCUCAUGAUAUUUGGCAUACUUACCUUUUCACUAUAUGCCUCAAAUUCAAUCUUUAAAACGAUUAAGACCCGUGGUUAAACUGGAAGGGAAAUUAUAGACCUUGUACAGUGAUGACUCAAUAGUUACCAAUAAGAUGACAGAAGAUAAUAGGUUAUAAAUUUCCAUUAUGUAAAUUUUAAUACUAGAAAUAAGGAUUAAAAACUUUGUCAAACAAAAUAUUUCGUCUGCCUCAUAAAAUGUGUAUGUUUUCAACCAGCCAUUUUACUCAUGUUUUCUUUGCCUCCCUGCAGAUGGAGUUAUGGAGUUGUUCUUUACGAGAUUUUCACCAUAGGUAACAUUUGAUGUUGUAUAUAGAAAACGAAUACGAGGGUUUGAUCGCGGUAUCCAAAUAUUGAGAAACAAAGGAAAGCAUGAGGCCGCUUCGACCGAGUGCCUUUAUUUGUUUCGUGAUGUUUGGAUGCCACCAUCAAAACCCGAAGCACGAGGUUUAGAUUGCUUCUUAAACUGCCUACAUUAUUUACCACAUAAAAUCGUAACACUAUUGUUACGUUCUUUUCAUUGGUUGCAUAAUUUUGGAAAUCAUUAUCAGCUAUCAUACAUCUGUUUUCUGUUUGGGGUUUCUUUGGGUAAUUUAAAGUGUAUGCUUAGUUUAUAGUAGUUUUGCUCAUUUAGUUUAUAGCUCCAUGGUUAGUCGGAGCUUGAUUAUGGCAGAAAGUAAUGCAGUUAGCCGUUUUCGUGUCCCAAAAAGCGGUGAAGAGGAAAGUAAACUGCUAAAGGAAAGUGUUCCUAAAUCAAUCACUAUUGAUCUAGAUAUGCGUUUUUAUCAAGUAUCUAGAUUCAUGCACGUGACGCAAUUCUUUCCCCUCAUUGGAAGAUAACCUCAUGGAUAAUUAAUUAGUUUGAGAAAGAAAUUUAAGAGAUUUUGUGGAUUUUUUUUGCCAUACACUUCUUUGAAUUGAGCAAUUGUGUAACCGAAGUAAUUGGGCUCAUACUUUUAUUUAAAAUAUCCAUACGUCAUCGUUACUAAACUUGAGCAAGGAAAAUACAUAAAAGGGAACUCACAAUAGAGGAGAAGAUUUUACGUGCAUAGCUAUACAGGCAUUUAAAAAAAACAACAAGGCUGCCUCUAAAAAGUGGACAUAAACGUUGAUGCACAGGAGUUAAUUUAUCCACAAAACUUGACAAAUUACUCGACAUAAAAUACGUAGUAUUAAGCAACGAUAUAAAUAUCAACCACAAGUACACAAUACAGCUAAUAAAAUUUACAAACACUCAGAGGUAAUUAACACGCAAACGCAAAACACAAGGGAACUCCGGUACGGCAAAAAGUUUCGCGUUUAACAAUGCAUUUUCUUCAAUUAGAUAAACUUCCCAUGCAAAUUCAUACUCCAUCGAAUGAUAUGGGUGGUGCUUUCAGUGAUGGUCAUUGUUUAAGACAUUAACAUGCCGAUUGACUUGUUGAUCUCUUUCAGGCGGUUCACCUUACCCAAGAAUGGAUGGAAAAAAAAUUGCCAACUUACUUGGAGAGGGCUACAGAAUGCAUAAACCACAACACGUGGAUAACGAAUUGUAAGCUUCUAUCAAGUCUUUCUCCUUCCUUACAACAGGAAAUAUUAUAUAAACUCUUUCACAUCAACUGAUGUUUGGUGUUCGCAAGAUGAAAUAAUAUCGUAUUCCAUAUAAAAAAUUCUAGGUAUCAGAUCAUGAUGAGAUGCUGGCAAAAUGACCCGGAUGAAAGACCAGCUUUCACCGAAUUAAAAAAACAGCUUAAAGACAUGGAAAGUCUACACAAGGUGAAAAUUAUGGUGGAUAAUUUUCUUUUACGCUGGAGUAUCUUUAAAUUCAUAGAUUGUCAUUCAGAUGGCCUAACUUGAUAUUUCCUCAUCUCUUCUAAUUUGUGCGAAGUUUGAAUUGCUUCUUCCUGUUGUUUCCUUGAAGCAAACAAAGUAAAGGUUAUUAUCGGUUAUUAUCGGUAUGCGAGAAGCAAAAUAUAAUGUUCCAACAACAGAAAAAUCUUUAUAGUCAUUAUAUAAAAGAUGAUAAGACUACUGCAAAAUUGCACUGAGAUGCAAAAAAAAAAUAGCGAAUGAUGACGUUCUGUAAUUCUAAAGAAUACUUGUACCUGACAGUUCAUGUGGAUAACUCGUGAUAUUACGUAAAGGGGGAGCACAUUCAGUUUCAUAAUGUUAUUGCUUUCUUUUUCUUUUUAGAGGCUGAUCAACAUGAGAAUGUACGACAAGAGGUUGUACGUAAACGUCGAGGAUUUGAUAGUGUAGUUAAGUACACGUCCUCAGUGUUUGAUUGGCGAACUGUUUGAACAUUUUGCCGCAACAAGCUCUAUGGAAUGACCAUCCUCGCUUGAAAACUCUUUUGCCGGGAAAACCAAAGUUUCCUUUUUUCUGGGGAAGCUGUCGAACAUUUCUUUUUGCUUUUACUUGGACCGCCAAUACUGUUGAUACCGAAGGCAAAGACUCAGGCACUGAAAACUGAGCACAAGUCUCAUUAUGCGGUUUUUUCUAAGUUGUUCUUUUACUGUCUCUACUGUUUAAAAGGUGUACAAUUUGGCCGAAGAGCGCGAUAGUUUCGUACUUUCCAGAUACGACUACUCAAUCAGCUGAGCCGAUGGAUCGUAAUUAAUUUCCUUCUGAAGACUGACCAUAGCCAUAUUUUUCGUCUCAUCUUUGUACCGUAGGUUAUCCACUAAAUAAAAAUAUUGAAACACAACGACAACCUAAAGUGGGGCUCUGUCCUAUCCCAUUGCGCUUCAAUACGGUUGUCAAUUAGAGCAAAUUCCGAAGUCUAAGGUGUUACUGACUGUGAGUUUUCAAAAGUCACGUUAUUUGAUGCAAUUGACCUUUCGUCCCUUGAAGUUCUUUUUUCGAAACUGAAUUACAUCUGCAUAAGUUAAAAAUCUCUGCCAUGUGUGGAACCCGAGUACUCCUUUGUCACCUUGUAAUUUUUGUAAGUGAACGUCGCCUCGUUAGAAGGAAUCUAUCGAGUUGUGCCUGUUUGUUUUAAAAUUUGCGCUUAUUACGCGAUAUUAAGAAGGGGCCAGCAAGGUGAUAAUGCGAUUCCUUAUUUUUCACUUUCACGUCAUACGGCAACUUUCACCUUUGCGCGUUGAAGUCUACCUUUGACUUCCUUCCUGACCCUUCUCUAGAAGUCCGAGUUUAUACUUCUCUAUGCUCUACAAGAUAAGAAGCGUAGAAGCAGUCUCUUCAAGAUGAAAGAGCAUUUUGUGUUUGUUGCAGAAGAAGGGAAAUAUUUGCUUCGUUCAUCAAGCCGUAACAGAUAACACUCAAAAGAAAACCUCCUGCACCGUAAAUAGUAAGCGGUUCGUAAAUAUUAUUUCACGCGCAUUGCAAAACUCGAAGGAUGAUUAACACAUUAGUCGCUAUUUGGCGCGAAAAUAUGCUCCUACAUUUGUCCCUGGACACUACCUGUUCCUUGAUGCUCACAAUUUUCCUCGAGUUUCGCUUUCAGAAAACUGUUCGUAGCUUGAAACAGAUAAUGUCCGCGGACAAAUAUCCGUGCCUAUUUUCGCGCCCAAUAGAGGCUAUUGUCUAUAUAUUCCCCAAGUGACAUUCUCCAGUUUCAAAAGCUUAUGUCCAAUACGAUAAUUCUGCGUUUAAAAUUUCAUUCAAUGUGACAGAGAGUUUGGAGAAGAGGAGAAAUAUUUCUUUGUCUAUAAAGUCGUACCAGAGAACGCUGAAAAAUGCGGAACAUCCCACACAGUAAACGUUAAGCUGAUCGUAAACAUUUUGUCCCUCGCGCGGCAAAAAUAUAUUAACGAUAGCAAAUACAGCUCAAAAAUGUUUUUUCUCGGAACAGAUCGUGUCUGCGGGAAAAUAUCUGAACAUAUUUUCGUGCUAAAUAGGAGCAACGGCACAUAUGUCAUAAGGCGGCGCAUAGGAACAAAUCAGGGACUUGAACCCCUCGAAACAUGUUUAAAACAGCAUAGUUAUAACUAAAAGCAUGAUUUCGAUUGUAAUUUAGUGUUAAUAUGCACGAGUAAAUCUCACUCGCGUUUUAAAAGGCAACGAAGUUUCAAGAGCCCGUAGGGCGAGUGCGACUUUUAGUCUUUAAAAAAUUACAAGUGCUUAUUUACACCAAAUUGCACGAGAAUUGUUACUCGUUAAUAGUUUACACGAAAAAGGCAUCACAGAUAGUCAAGACAGACGAAAUUUUGACAGUCUUGUUACAACUUUGCACUCGUUUUACAGGAAAAAUGCAUUCGUUUUCGGCCAAUCAGAAGCGCGUAAUGUUUCUAAGUAUAUUGUUACAUGAGUUAUCAGGGUCGGUAACCAGGGACAGGUUUUACCAUACUGUUUCUUUUGGACUGUUAUUGAUGUGAACCAGUUGAACAAUUUCAUACAAUUUAUUCUCGUGGAAGGCUCUGAAGGGUAACCAACAUUCCCUUUAUUUUAGUUGUUAGCUUUCAGUCGCUACAAACUUCGUAGCCAUGUUACGGAUGCUCUUACUCAGCCCCUCAAUUCACACCUACUAGUGCAACAUGUUUUUGUUGAGUGAGAUAUGUGACGGAGGAGGUCCGACAUAAAUUUUGGUUUCAGCUUAUUCCACCAAAAUGAAAACUGACUAUGGGAAUUUAUAAAAUGCCACCAAUAUGCCUCAACAGUCUUACUUUAAAAAAAUUGUCGUCCCCAUUCCUUUGCAUGCAUCAAAUUUCUCGCUUGUUACAUGCAUACACACUCAUUUUGCCGCUGUGUCACCUUAAAAGGGAGCAUGCGCGAAAGCUGACUUUACCAUCACCACAUGCAUUUGUUGUGUACUUGAUCUUACAUCACUGUCACCCAAUCACAAAACAAGUUCUCUCAAUCAAGUUCAAAACAAGUUGUCUUAAUCCGUCAUCAUAAUUAAACAAUUGGUGUGCAGAAAUCCCAUCCCACUUAUCGAUAGCCUCGGCCGGGUAUUUAUCUCGACACUCCCUGGCGAAAAAUCCUCUGAAGGGUUCGUUUAAAUCAAGUAGAGAAUCGCAAGAACGAAAACUUACACUCUGACUAAACAGGAGGGACUCCAAACAUACUUUCUCAGCUUUUAUUCUGUGGGCCAAAACCUUUAGCUCUGGUUUACUUCACUUCAAGCAUCCAUAUUGUUCUUUAUACAUUUCUUAGGGUGCUCACAAGGACAACUUUUAUAACAAUCAAGGUCUUUUUUCAGCAGGUGAUCAUUUCCUUUCAGGGGUUGGUUUUUUUGGGGGAGAAAUUUGAUGCUAGUCACACUACUCUACAAUUCGUUAACGCUAUUUCUUGUGAACACAGUUUAGACUUUUUGCUACUACCGUGUCAACCUCAAUUCAGGAAUUAAGUUUGAGGAAAGCACGCCAGAAGCAGGACGUCUGAAUCAAACUUAAACUAAGUUCGGCAUGGUCUGCCUUGCUAAACGACUCUGGCGCGACAGCGAUUCAAACGUCGUGGCUCUGCUCUACAAAACAAAAUGUAUAAAUUAGGCUAAUGUAUCUGGGUGGGAUUGGGUGUUCUUAACUGAGCCUUUGUUGAGUUUACAGGGAAAAGCGUGAACUAAUUGUCGAUUAGUGUCACCCCUUCUGGACAGAGAUGUUUUUCUUAGCUUUUGCUUUUGGUUGAGUGUUUGUAUUUCAGAUUGGUAAAUAGAGACAAUACAUUAAGAUAAUCCUAUUGUCUUUGGCUGUAUGGCUUUUUCCAUCAGUUACUCCAACACGGGCUUUACAAGUAAUAUCUGAAUUUAAUACAUCAGAUAUAUUGUACUAUCAUAAACUAUUGUCCAGUCACUGUAAUGUUCACCUUUAUGGCGCAUAUAGUUCAGAUUUUUCAAUUCUUACUCUAUGAGGUUUCGUUUGAGUGGUCUGUCAUGCCAAACCUAAUAAAAAUCCAAUAAAUCUUCUACCAACGUGAACGAAUCAUUUUUCUGCGGCCUACCUUGCAUCCGUCAGUGGGUUCACAAACUCGUUAGCCACUUUAAUCUCCGAUGUCUUAACAAAAUAUAGUUCACAGUCGGGCUAAGCCACCGUUAUUUGGUUUUUGGACACGAAAGUUGAUUGAUUCGGCAGUAAAAGUCCGUUUAUAACUAUCCAGAGAACAACCUUGGGAUGACAUGUACUGAGCACAAAAAUAUCCCGAAGAAAUUUAUUUCAAGGAAGUGAGACAUUUGCUUCCCUUUUUUUCAAAAUAUAAUUAUUCAGGGCAUCCUAUUGUGUAAUUCAAAGGCACUAGCACCGAAGCUUUAAUUCUUAUGUAAAAUCCACCCCAUCAUCGUUUAAACGAAAGAGACAAACAGUCUGAAGUCUUUGCUAUGUAUUGCGCAAAAGUAAACAUCUCGCUUGUAUUUGAUCACCUAAGCUUGUCAUAAGGUAAAACAUUUUAGAUGAUCUCCUCGAUAGUUAUAAUAUGAAAUCAGCUGCCUUAUCAACAUUUCAAUAGCAAGUCACCAGGCAUUGAUUAUUCGUAAUUCACCAUGGAGUUACCAAAACUUUUACACUAUGCCUGAUUGCUCAUUUGAAAGGGUUGCAUCUUAACUAGUUCUUUUUUUUUUAAGUGAAGACUUGUACUACAAAUGGGCCAAAAACUGACAACUGUAAUUCAAAAAUUAUACAUCGAUGCAUGUUUCCUCGAUAGAAGUACAGAUUACUUCGCAGAAUCGCUACUUUAAGGAUAUUGCUCCGGUUUCCAAAAUUCUAUCUGGUCAUGCAAAUAGUGCGACAAAAUUAAUUUGCUGAAAAAGGUUAAAUAAAACUUCCAUCUUCGGACCGUCUUAGCCACUGGAAUUCAUGACCAAGCAUGGCAGUGAUUUCACCGGAAGAGCAGUCGUCUCCCACUGGCAAAUAGGGUGGUGAGAAUCGAAGGCGAGGUAUUUGUCGGUGUGGGUAGGUUUACGGUAGACAUUUGUCUCUAAAUUACCCUGUACCCCUCUGGACACAUUUAAAUCAACCACCAUAUAUGCCAUAAAAAAGUCUCUAGCCAAAACUUUACUUAGGAGGGCUGACUGUCUACCAUCUUCACACGAUUCGAAGGCUAAGGAGAGGAAAUAUGUUUCCAAUGUCCUAAAGGCAAACGGCUAUACAAAAACUUUUCUCCGUAACUGCCAAAAACCAGUUACAAAUAGUAACGCUCUUGAUGAAAGGGAACCAGCGACUGGUUUUGCUGUUAUUCCUUACAUACAGGGUGUUACGGAACCCAUCAAGAGAAUUUUGAAUAGCCACAACGUUAAAGUUGCUCAAAAAUCUUUUCAGACUUUGGGGCAUAUUUCAGCCAAACCUAAGGAUCCUGUCACGAAAGAACAACGAACCGACGCCAUUUAUUCUAUUCCUUGCAAUGACUGUGACAACGAAUACAUCGGACAGACCAAACGUCAGUUUGGUACACGGUUAAAAGAGCACCAAAAAGCGGUUUUCCUUUGCAAAAAGGAAAAUUCAGCUUUAUCGGUGCAUACAUGCCUAACUAACCAUACAAUUGGGUAGGAUAAUUCUAAAAUUAUCACCACUAAUCGGCGUUACCACCAGCGCCUUUGUUUGGAGGCUUGGCAUAUUAACUCCGCCCACGCUCCUUUAAAUCGUGACGAUGGCGGUUUGCUUCCUGACGCCCAUUUACACCUCGUCAGAAAAAAGGCCGCUAAUAAGUGAUCAUAGAAAAGGACCUCUUGUUGCAACGUUUAGAUCACCCCUGAUGAGGGCACUAGACAGGAGUGUCGAAACGUUGGGUCUAUGAAUUGUAACUUCUUCGGUUACAUUCAUUAAAUCUACAAACCAGAGUAGCAUCAAACUAUGUCUGAUUGUCCACCUGGUUGCCGUGUGAACUUUAAUGUAAUGAAAAAAAUACUUCCAAGUAAAACGUAUCACAUAAAAGGGUCUUGAUAUUAGCAGGCAAGUCAGGAAUUUAAAGAAAGCCAAAAAACUUUUGAGUUUGUAAAACAUGUUUCGACAGAAACUUCUGUCACCUUCAGUUAAUUACUGUACAAAGCGUUGAAAGUUGAAUUAUAUAGUAAGUAGAACAAUGCUAAUUAGGAUGAAUAGUGACAACAAGAAGAGAGGUAAAGCAUGCAGGUGUGAGAAUUAAAAAGAUAGUUUUAGAUUUACAUGGUGUAAUUGUUGAUUCAAAGAUGGUUGUUCUCUUUGAAUAUGAAUAGCCUCUUUUAUCUUAAGCUGAAAACCGGUAGAGGCGUGAUCUAAAACAUGGAAGCUGACGGGCUCCAUUCACAUGUGGUUUAUAAGUUUGUAUGUGCUGGCUUUAAUGCCUGUCACGUCGGUGAAACCUGCCGGCACUUUUCCACACGUGUUAGAGAGCACUUAUUCAGUGACAGAGCCUCUCACAUUUUCAGGCAUUAGAAAGAUUUUCCGCACUGUCGCGCUUUGUGUUAAGCAGAUAACUUUUCCUCGGAAAAAAUUCUAAUUAGCCACUAAUGGGUGACAAUGUGUUCUCGCGUUCAAAAGAUCUUAAAUUAAAUCACGGGAAUGAUUCUUCAAAUUUAUCUCGUUAAAAUAACAGAUAUGAAUUUUGCGGUUUUCUAAUAAUUAUCUAGAAUACCCAGUUUAUCAGUGAACAAUACCCAAGGUCUCGGUAAGUGUUAUUAUCACUGCACUUAUCUCGACCGUGAUUUUUGCAUAUAUCACAAGAGAAUGUAUGUAUGUUCGAAUAAUGUUUGCUGAGCUAGAGCUGAGCUAAAGCUGUCACGCCAUUUGCCAAAUUGCUCUGUCCAAACAUUUUCAGAGCGAGUGUGAUCAUGCUAACGGAUCCAUCGCGGCUAGCUAAUCAUGGCGAUCUCCGGUCAUCGCAGUUUUUUAUAUCCUUUUUUCAGGUAAAUUAUCAAUACGUAACAAAAUGAUUUCGAGUUCAAUUUGAUGUAAAUAAGCACUUAUAAAUCUAUCAAAGACAAUAAAUUGCACUUGCCCCAUGGACCCGUAUAAUUUUGUUGGCUUUGAAAAAUUCUCUAGAUGGCUGAGUUUCCUAAUUUCCCCAUGCUCAACAAUCUAAGAAGCAUUAAAGAACUGUCAUCUGAGAGUUUGUUGGGACGGGAAAAUCUUGUAAUUGUUGAUUCAAACAAAUUACCUCUCGGGUUAUGGUUUGAGUAGCAAUAGCGUUUGCAAAUGCAACAUUAUCCAAUUUGGUACAAGCUAAUACAAGCUCUAUCUCACGUCUAAACCGACCAUUUAGCUUGAUUUUUAAAUGCCUUUUUAUUGACUCUGAACAAUCAAAUUGCUGAGCGAGUUAGAACUCUUUUUCAGAACCAUAAGAGAAAUAACUGCGAGCCCACCCGAGGGAUGAUUACUAGCUUUCAACGAAAUCUUAAGCUAUCGUAUUUUGAUUUACGUUACAUUUUUUAUUUCUAAAACCGAGGUUGUCCUAUCUUCUCGACAAGUUUAAGCGAAUAAGACACUGGCUUAGAACAAGCACACAAUACAUUACUUACUCAAUACCCUCAUUAUGUUUUUCAAACAAAAUAUUUCCUUCUGAAAUCUGCUACUUUUAAUUUCAUACGCCGAUAAUAAAUAUAUCGUCACAAAGGGACUGAUUUGCAUAUGUUACAGACGUUUUAAGACAAACAUUGGUUCCACUGAAGAUUAAACAACAGUCUUAUUAUUGUACGCCCUCAAGGCUGAAUAAGUCUGCUGUACCAGGAAACUAUUGUGCAAUGCGACUUAUCAGGAUCUUCAACGUAUUCGGAAUGAAGCUUGGAGUGUUUAUGUUUCUUCUUGGAGGUAAGCAAUUUUUUCAUGAUAACUUCUUCUUGUUAAUGAAUUUUAAACAAAUCAGUUUGUGACUCGAGAUGUCCAUCGCAUGAUCAUUGUAAUGAAGGCGAAGUUUGAAUAUGCUAUCACGCGAUAAAAAUUAACUUUGAGCUGAGAUCAAACUGCCUUAGUGCAAAUCCACUGCACGUUCAUCACCCAUCAGCAAUACAGGCUCAUCUUUUAAUUAGUUAAUUAGCUAAAUCGUACCUCGGACAAACAAAUUAUUGAAAGCUGCGCCACAUUGUAUUUUCCCCUGUGUACGCCUUUGAGUUUCAUUCAAGGCUCACUGAAAUCGUCAUUAACUCGAAAGUGGAACGAAGGGCCUUCUAGGAAGCCAACUUCUGUUAAACAAGUAGAUAUUUAUUUACCAAAAGGUUGCUUACGACUGACUGGAACAUGAUCGAAAAGUGAGUGUCAUGCGGCUUACAUAAUGAUAGGGUGCCACAGCAGAAGAGGAGCUUAUCAGUGAAUUAGCGAAAUUAUUUUCCAUGGACAGUUCGAAAACGCGAAAAUUCGACCAUUUUGACAACAGUAACACAAUGUUUGGCUCUCCCCUCUCUCUCGUAACUACUGAACAAUUUCCUUAUUUACUCGAAUAAGCACCGCAGGCGGUGCAUGUCUGGGCAGUUUUAAGUGGCUGACUCCUCAAUUUAUUCGUCUUUCUUUUAUACUUAGCUCCCGCUUGUUUUCUUGUCAAAGUCUCUAUUUCCUCGAGCUUCCGUAACAAGCUCGAGAACCUUUGUAGAAAGUACAGAAGAAUACUUGAAUGGAAGGAAACGGGCUUCAAAGUCUUUAAAUCGACAAAGCUGUCUCAAACGACAGAUAUGGAAAUAUGUUGACGCGUGAUCUCUGUCGUGUGAUAAGAUUAAUGACAAAAGGAAGGUAGAUAAAUUUCGCAAUGAUAUACUGUAUUCACAAAGGGAAACGUGAAGCAUCUGUUGGGUGAUUCAUGCUAACCAGUGAGUAUCAUUUAGCACUAACACAAGUCGACUUUGAGGGCAUACGCGUGACCCAACACUGGAGGACCGAAAACGAGAAUUGGCGAUAUUUUCAAUAACAAUUUUAGUCCAGUGUUUAGGUACCGGUUUCGCAUUCGUGUGACAAAAAAUAAGGAAAGGCUACGACCCAGCGCAAAAAUUUGGACAUAAAAAUAGUUAGUCGAAAAUCCGCUCAAAAUAAUUUCUGUGAUCUAACAACAACUCUAUUAAUCAGUAGCAUUUGCGAAUACAACUACCUCCUACCCCUCUCGCCUACUUAAAGUUCGUCCUCCACCCCUCCCUCAGUAACAACAGUAUGCCUCCCACCCUCCCUGAGUACUGAUAGACUGCAUCCCACCCUCCCUAAAUACUAAUGGUCUACCUCUUUCCCCCCCUCCCCCGCAAUAAAAUGGUCCAAACAAAUGGUCCCAAAAAAAUAGUCCAAAUAAUAGUCCAAUAGUCCGGGGGUCCAAUGGUCCAGUCUAUAUCUUAUCCUAUGCCGGGAAACAUGAGCCUUUCAAGCUAGCCACUCUUAAUUAUUAUUAUACUACUUUUGUUAUCAUUAUUAUUAUUAUUGUUAAUAUUACUACUUGUUACCAAAUUGUGCUAUAGCAGUAGCCAAAUGUAGUCCUAAGCUGUCUUUUUUAAUGAUUGUCUUCAUGCUGAUUUUCGCGUAUCUAUUUAGCUGUCAUAUGGCUAUAUGUUACACAUAUAGCCAUGUUUUAGGGUUUUAAAGGUUUCAUUUUAUUUUACCUUUUUAAGCAAUUUUAUUCUUUCUUUGAGUUUAUUUCGCGAACCAUCGUGGCUAUAUUUUACAAAUAUUUAGCAGCUCAUUUAUCAUGUUUUGAGAUGCACAGAUUUCAUUUGAUUUGACCUUACUUUUCGUCGCGCACCUUGUGUGCGGUGCGCUCCUGAGGCAUAAAUCUAUUGCGUCAGCCAUGCGCCUGAAGUCUUGAGGGUCGUGGGUGACUGAUCACAACUUGAGUAGUCAUCAGUUUACUGAAAGAACAAAAGCAUACUGUAAAUCAUGGACUCGACUAGACUGGACUGAACUAAAUUAGUAAAACGAAGAUUAGUAAAAUACGAGGACUGGUAAAACACGGAUGAGCAUAGCUCGGAUUAGUAAAACACAGACCAGUCAGACGCGACGAAAACAUUUGUCCUUAUGUAAAUGAUCAUUCUAUCACCAAAGAACGAUAUCAAUUAAAUGUCCUAUAUUAAAAAAAAAACCAGCAGAAUUUCAUCCUUCGUAUGUGAUUACGUUCUCCUAGGAUCAGAAUCAUUCAUGAUUACUUUCCUAGAGAGGAGCAAGUUCAUUUUAUCAACAUUUUUAACAGAAACACUAUUAAAAGUUUUACGAGUGCAUGUGCAACUGAAAUAAAUAACAUUAGAUCCAUUCAGGUCAUCUUCUUACUAAAAAACAUUACGUGUAAUGAAAACAAAUUUUAUAAGAGAUGCAUCAAAUAUUUAGCUUCUAAAAUGUGGACGGAUAGGCAAAACUACGUUUCUUUCCCUAUUUCUGUUUUCAAUAUAUUUUUUCAUUGUUUGUCUUAAUAUCUGGUCACUUUAGAUGUGGAUCGAGACGUUUCGACUGCAAACUGCUAGUCUUCCUCGCGCUAUGAGAUCGAUUAAGUACGGGUUAUAUUUAUUUACAUGCUGUUUUUCUCAGCUGUGAUUGGAUGGAAUUCCAUGGUGCAUCCGCUGGUAAGUUAACCCAUGUAGGCAUUUGAAGACCAUGGUGGCCUUUUGUAUGUUCCACUGGCGGUCAGGGUUUUCCAUUCCUAACAAUUGGCCAGUGUCAGCGUUUUAAGUGAGAACGUCAGAGCGCGAGCUACUCUAUUCACAAUUUUUGCAGCUUUUCUUGUAAAGUUACACGUGAGGCUGUAUUUAAGCUUGAUUUGUAAGAUGAAAGGUCGCCUGGGGAACCAGGUGUCUAACACAUUUCAUGGCCCCGAUUCCAGAAGCCAUCUUUUUGGUUAGUUUUUCGAUGUGGCAAUACCGGCUGAGGUUGUCUUCUAUUGUUACACGAAGUGAUAUGGAGAUAAAACCUGUUCCACCCGAGCACUAACCAUUGGGAAGUAAGUAAGAACACUUAGCAUUUGGCCAGAUCCUAUUAGCAUAAAUUCGGUUUCAUUUAUAGAUAAAGUAAGUUUGUUUGCGUUUAACCAAGUAUGUAAUUCAACAGGUCUUCACUAAAACAUGAUUCAAUGUUGCCCCCGUCAUAAUCUGCAUAUGCGAGAUGCAUGUCAUCGGCGUACAUCCUCCGUUCACAGUUUGAGAAAUAAUUUGGAAGCUCAUUUAUAAGUAUAAUAAGAAUAACAGUAAAACGAGGAUAGUUCCCUGAGGGACACCGCUAGUUAGUACACGCUGUCAUAUAAGGACCCACUAACUGAGCACUGUUGUGUACAGUUCUCCAAAUACGACUGAAACCAUUUUAAUAAAUUCCCAGAUAUACCAUAAAGGUCAAGCUUACAUAGAGAAAUUUUGUGGUCGACCGUAUCGAAAGCUUUCUCUAGAUCUAGAAAAAUAACCCGGUUGACCCUACCAACGUCUAUAUUAUCUGCCCUGGAGUCACUUGCCUCAAGCAAAGCUGUAACACUUAAGUGAAUAGCACAAAAUCCCGACUGAUGUUUGCAUAGUAUAUCGUGCUCCUCUUAAUAGGCAUAUAAUAGUUCGUAAACUAUUCUCUCCAAUACCUUGACCACAACUGACAUAACCGAGAUAAGACGGUAAUUUUUUACGUUGUCUCGAUCACCUUCCUUGAAAAGAGGUGUGACUGUAGCAGAUUCUCAGUCUCCUGGGAGUUUACUCUGUCUGAUAGUUUAAUUUAAAGUAUCGCGAGUGAGGACGGCGUACUCACGAGAAAGUCUCGCAGAUAUUCCGUCUAAGCUAGUUACCUUAGAUGUGUUUAGCUUGUUCAUCAGUGAAAAGACUUUGUUUCCAUUGGUUGCAAGGAGAUGAAAUCGUGUAUCUGUGCAUGUGAGAUAUCUUGCUUAGUCUCAGCCAUCCGAGUAAAUCUCACGGGUAAGUUUUGGACCAGUGGUGGAAAAGUGGUUAUUAAACCCAUUUUAUAUCUCCCCCGGAUUAGUUAUCGUCAAUUUAUUCACUUUUAAACGUGACGUAACUGGAGUUUUCCCAGAUUUCCGGGAAAUUAACUCAUUGAUUGUUUGCUAAGUCUUUCGAGAAGCACCCGUGUGCUCUGUAAAGCUUUUUUGAUAGUAUGCUGAUUUGACUUAUCGUAUUUAUAUUUUAGUUACAUUCCGCUGUCAUUCGUAUAACACCCAAUCAUGGGAAGAUUUUUGAGUUAAUGGCUUUAAUUUUUAAGAAAUCUCGUUUAUACUUUGAACCUUUUAUUCCUAAUGUGAUUCACGGAGAACCACGCAAGCGAACGCGCUUUGUACUCAAUGGAGCGGAUCUGAUAGCUGUUAGCUUGGAUAAUGCAUAAACGUUCUCUCUAGAUUGAGAUAAGAUGUCAUUUAGAAAGCUUUGUGUGUCAAAUUUCCGAAAAUUUCUUUAAGUUACUGUAAUAUCUCCAUUAGACAUCUCGUUCAGGGCUAGUUUUCUGCAAGCAAAACCAUAAUUUGAGUACUGAUCCCGGUGUGACAAAUUCGAAAUCUUAUCCGUAAAAUUGGCAUAAAUUAGAUCGAUUAAAGUUGCUGAGGUAGGUCUAAUCCUUGUCGGUUCUGACAUGAGUCGCUGGAGUCCAUAAACAUCAGAAAUACUCAUCAGUUUGAGAGCGUUGUUGUCAAAUCGGGUAGCAUGGGUAGAAGUCAUUUUAAAGUUUAAAUCUUCCAUUACGAAAUACACUACAUUUUCACCUACAAGUUUCCCGAUUACAGAUACGAAAGGCGAAAAGAUACCAGUAGGAGCGUUUGGUGGUCUAUUCCACGUGACAACUACAACCGGUUUUGAUCUGGGCCUUCCAGACGCUCCAAUUUCCAAGCACAGGUUUCUCAGGGCAUGCAAAUAAAUGUUAUGUGAAUGAUAACAUUUAUAGAGUUUGUGGCAUAAAAAACCGUGAUUCUGUCACCACGAAUUAUCUCGUAUCCAGGGACGUGGACUUCAUUACCAAAUGCAUUUUCGAGUUUGGUCUCGUUUAUUGACAAAAUAUCCAUAUAUAUCACUAGAAGCUAAGAGUAUCCUAUGCUAAUUUCAGACCGCGCCGAGGAGGUAGACUUUGGGUGAAGUCUGCCCCUUCCCCCCCCCCCCCCCCCCCCAUAAUUUGGUACCCAAGAACUUCUAUUUCUGUAUAUUCUGUAUUUAUUUAAUUAAUUUAAAUAAAUAAUAUAUACAUAAUUUAAAUCUAGAUGUGCUUGAAAACUUAAAAAACUGUUUGUUCUUUCAGGUAUUUUGGUGUCUCUCACUAAAGCAGCAAGUGUUACUGGUAAGUGCUAUAGUGCAUCAACUCCGGCAUUAUCAUAAUGAUUUGCCCGAAAGAUGAGUAAACUUUUUACCGUUUGGUCUCAUCGUCAGGAUGAGGGUAGACCUGAGAAGAAAUUUUGUCGUUAUCAGAGACUGCGUUUCGAAAACCUCGACGGUGGUCACCAUCAGAGUCGCAUAAUUUUUUGUCUUUCAAGUGUUGGUAGUCCGUGCGUGCAAAAUAAUUGAUCAUGUUUGCCGUUAGCCGUAUAUCCUUGGCUGUACAGAGCCAAUAAUAUCACGGCAAAAGUGACCUAUCAGUUUAGGUUUACCAGCUCCUGGCCAUUGUGAUAAAAAAAUUAUCACCGGGUCAAAUUUAGCCAAGAAAUUAAGAAGUUGGACAGGAGAGUAAUUUCAGUUAUUUAAGACAGUUGUAUAAAGGGCGGACAACGCUGUCAAACGGAUAAAUCGCUAUCUGGCGGAUAAGUGAUAGAAAACCUAUAGCGUAGUCCACCGAAUAGAGUUUCAUCCAGUGGAUAUCUCAUCAAACCUCUGAACAACCGGGACCUGAUGUAUUGCUCGCAUAUAACCAUCGAAGAGGUAGUUGUGAUUUACCUUCGAGAUUAAUAUCCCAAGAUUCAUCGUAAAUUUUUAUACUUUCCGUACCUAUAAUGGCAAGCUGUAUUGAUCACUUUUUAAACUUCACGCGUUAAAUGCCCCAUUUUUUAAUCCAAUUUACAUUAUUAUACUUGGUUACAGGCAAUUACAUUUAUUAAAAAAGAGAGUAAAAAGUCUAUAAGUUGUCUUCGUUGGAUUUUCCUUAUUCCUAAGUGAGUUUUUAAAUCACAUAAAAAGCUCCCUCACUUUGCAAAUUGAAUUUGGGUACACUCUUAACCAAAUUCGUCCCUUUUCAAUCUAAUUUCAGCGAAUUUAUGCAGCAUUUAUUCUUCGAAUGGUCCUAAACAGUUCCUUAUUACUAACCCAUUAACUAAAGCUUUGAAAUUCUAAUUACCAUCUCUUUGAUGGUUUGUGAGUAACCCAUACUUCUCUUUAGAUAGCCCAAUGAACAAACGACUUGUGUUUUCAUCAAGCAUCAGCAAAAAAAAAAUUAGCAAUGGAUUAUUACCGCGCAGGAUUUCCCUGCUGUUGUGCACGAACAGAUUUCUUUGUAGAGUAGCCGUGUUACCCUUGUUGGGUUUACAUGCAAGUGGUUUGACCUCUUUCACAUACAAUAUAUAUUCACAUCGUCGCCUUCAGAACGAGGGUCAUCGAGCAGUGUUCUUAUUCAAACCAUUGCCGAGAAAAUGGGUAGACAUAUUUUUCGGAAGUUACGCGGUCUUUGUAUUGGAGAACGUUCUUUCUGAUUGCCGGAGUGAAACCAGCAAAAGAUGCAAGUGAGAUCUAAACAUUGAACUUUCAUCAAAAACAAUGUUGAAAUAGAGUCGUAACUCGAGGUUGGUCGACCAUGUGCUUUGUCCGUCUUCCAGUUCGUGGUUUUCCAUUUUUUUGGGUUCAGGGGACUCCACGGCUCUGGUAAUGGUUUGGUUGCGUGAAUUAUGGUUAUUCAGUAGUUUUUUGGCUGGACUGCUAUCUACACCUCGUGUUGAAGCAUUUACCAUGUUUAGUAAGACGAGGUAUUUUCUCAUCCGGAGUUAAUGGGUUUGCUUUACUUACGCAUCGCUAUCGUUACACAGAUUCCACUAUGCCACUAACCCUGAGUUGCUUACUGAGAUGGUUAUGAGCUGGAUGCCUCAGGUCUUGAUGAACCUCCAAAUUUCGCUGAACACUUACUACAGGCCAUUUUUACCGACUACUUGCUUCAGUGUUCCAUAGCAAACUUAGCUUCCGAUGACUCUUGAUAACGUAGAAUUGAUAAGCUGAACUAGCUUUACUUUUUAACUCAAAGUUUGCCAUGUAAGAACAGGAGCAAGAUAAGAUUUGAUGUUAGGCCAUCAUUUCUGUAUAAUUUACCUAAGUUUCGUAACUUUGGGUCUUCGCUGGCGCUGGGCUUAAAUUCCUCUAGCUCUAGGUCGUUUCUAGGGAUGUCAACACCUCUAAGAGCGCCUGUAAGGAAUAUUUCUUAAUCAUUGAGGGUUGAGGUUCAGGUCCAAAGGAGGGACAGUAUCUCUCCCAUGUUAGCUAAACAUUUCCUAUCUCAAUGGCCACACGUCUUAUAUCAAUUUUGUUAUGAGUGCCACUGUGACACACCAGUGGCUUUCUUUUUCAGGGGAAUACGGUGCCUUGAUCGAAAUUUUCUGCCCAAAAUACACUGAGGCUUGAUUCACGACAGCGUUUAAAGAUCAGGGGUAUUCGGUUGUCGUAUUUUCCAUCAAUGCAACACUAUGAAUCCAGUGGACUUUGUGAAGAUUUUCCAUUGCCUAUUUCGGCCGUUUUUUAAGUUCUCUCAUAGAAACUACCAGAAGAGGUUAAAAAAGUGGUUGUUGAACGUGAGGAGUGGCGAGCUUAUAGCGGAGAUGGUGUCACAGACAGAGUUUUGGCGAGAAGUUCUUAAAGGCAGUCAAUUUUUCAUACUCAUACCGCUGCACUUUGUUCAGCGCUUUUAUAAUUAUGGAAAUGCUGCACUAUAUACUCCCAGCGACAGAAAUUUAACUGACUCAGCAUUUAUUACAGUCCAUGUAUUAACAAGUCGCUGAAAUUCACUUUUGGCUUUGUGUUAACUUUAGUCUGUGGUGGUGCGUGCUCAACGACUUCCAGGGGUAACUGCUACAACUGUUGUUAGAUACAACAUUUCGCCAGAGGGAAUUUCAGAAGCUUUCCGAAUACAUAUUGACAGCAUCAACGGUUAUUAACGCAUUGCAAUUUAUUGUAAUGAGAUCCAUUUUCUAAAAAAACAUAGUAGGGGGGUCAUUUACUUUUCUGCGAAAGAAAAGUUCAUUUUGCAUUCUAGCUAUAAUAUAUGACUCAUUACCUUCGCCAUAAAUUAUCGCUGAGGGCUGCAAGCAGGGAUUUUAUAUCGUUAUUCUAUUAGAAGAGGACAACUCUGCCCUUAUUGUUCCGUUACUCUUUCAUUGCCCUUCAAUACCUAUACUAAUAAAUUAACUAAUGGGUUCCUUCCUUACUUAGAUCAGAAGAAAAUAGUGUCCUAUUAUCAUGAUUGUCUCUUGCAUAGAUUUAUGGUUCACAAUUUAUUGGUUGGUUCUAUUCAUGCAGAGAAUUGGCUAAACGUUUAUGAAGUUCAACUACUUAGAAUAUUCUCUACGUAUUUGUUGUCAACAGUCCGUUUGGCGAGUUCCGCCAGUUCGCCAUCCUCUGGUCGUGUUGAGGUACGAUACAAAGGUAUAUGGGGAACCAUUUGUGACUACUCUUGGGACUUACAGGACGCUAAUGUAGUUUGUCGCCAGCUUGGAUACGAUGGAGCUUUAUCUGCACCAAGAAGAGCAAUAUUUGGACGAGGGGCAGGACAAAUAUGGCUGAGUCAUGUGCAAUGUGUAGGAAAUGAGGAAUCGAUAUCACAGUGCCGUCACAUGGGAUGGGGAGUUCACUACUGCCAGCAUAGUUAUGACGCUAGUGUAGUUUGCCGACCCGCAGGUAAAGUGAUGCAUGUACACGGAAGCAUAAAAAUCUCAAUCAAAUUAGAGAAACCUCAUUUAUUCCCCUCACUUUUGAAUUGCUCCGUCCAUAUCAAGGAAAUGACGCUUUUCGCAAUCAACCAACGUGAAAAAAAUUCAGUGCAACUAAUAGUUAUAGGAAAGCACAAUAAUCACUUGUCUUCGUUCCCUUUCUUUCACCAAGAUUCCCCCCCCUCCCUCUAGAUCUCUCUCCACGUACAGUUUUCUUUCAAUGAUUGUGCAACACUAAAUGAUCGUAGGGGAGUAUCUAGGCAAACCGCCCUAUAUUUUGAAUUUGAUUUUUGCUGAACAUUUUCUGAUAUUGGCCAUAUGAAUGUUAUGUGUCGACUGGCUUUAUCAUGGAUUUUAGCAAACUUGUUUUCCCACACAAACAGUUCGUCUGGUAAGUCGUGGCCCUUCGCUAUAUUCUGGUCGUGUUGAAGUGCUAUACAAUGGUACAUGGGGAACAAUUUGCGACGACUCAUGGGAUUUACAGGACGCUGAGGUAGUUUGCCAUCAGCUUGGAUACGAGGGAGCUUUAUCAGCAUCUGGUGAUUCCGCAUUUGGAUAUGGACCUGGCCAGAUAUGGCUGGAUGACGUAAAUUGUGUAGGAAAUGAGAUUUUGAUAUUGCAAUGUUCCCACAGAGGAUGGGGAGUUCACAACUGUGGACAGAAUGAUGACGCUGGUGUUGUGUGCCGACCCGCAGGUACGUAAACAUUAGAUUAUCAAUGGUUGUCAUAGACAUAAACGAAAUGCGGCAAUUUGUAAAGGAAAUCACAUGAUUUCGAGUGCAAUUUGGAAUAAAUUAGAACAUCUCUCCAAAGGGGUAACAUGUGAUAGUGUAGUCUGAUCGUCCGAGUAAAUGUAGUCUUGAGAAGGACUGUUGUCGGUAAUGGUGACUGACGUUUCAGCAACGAGAGCGGAAGUCAUCAUCAGAGUCAAGAGAAUGUUCUAAGACCGGUAAUCGGUCAUGAUUGGUCUGUUUCGAUCCUUUGGUAAAGUUACUGCCACGCCUCCUACAUCGGAGAGAUUGGCAGAAACCUCACAACAAGAAUGAUUGAACAUAAGCGGGCGACGAGGAAAGGUGAUGUCAACGAUCACGUUUCUGAACAUCAUCGACUUAAGAAACGCGCUAUUGACUGAGACUCUGCGCAAUGCCUAGCCUACAGCACCAACCAACUUCAACUACUGACUCUGGAAACCUGGUUUACUAACUUAGAACAGACUCCUCUCACCAGGUGUCAACAACUACCAGCACCAUACAAACGAGUUAUUCACGACACGGACAUUACAAAUGAACAGAACGACCCACCUAACUCACUAACUAAAUUGCACAAGCAAUUAGGACGAAUGCAGUUUCUUGUCUAUGAAAAAAUGCUUGUGUUCAUUUACCCCAAGUUGCAAGAGAUAGAUCAAAUGAUUAUUUGUUAAUAAUAUAUGUGGAAAACAACGACUCUGUAUUCGUCUUUCGUCGUGUCUAUUUCGUGUCAUGGCUCGCUGGUUCCGUUUACAUUAAGGUUAUUGUUUGAAAACGACACCUUGUUUUUCAAUGAAUGAUGAUAUUACUCGUUAAAAACUUGUUUAUUCUAAGAACUCAUCUUAUCAAUGUUUGUAGUCGAUUCUAAUUAAGACGAAUUCGAUCAAAAGUUUGAAGCUUUUCUAGAGAUAUAUCAGAAAUACCAUCCGCCUCAUAUGAUGUAGCUAGAUGUGGCUUUUCAGGAACAGCUGUGUUUCCCAUGUUGAAAGUGACUUGGCAAUGGUAGAAAUAGUUUAUGUUUAUGAAACACUGACGUUACUCAUUCUGGCCAGAUAAAUAACUUGUCAUAUGAAACCCGAAAGCUGUUUGGUUGAAGUUGUGACUGAGGCUCGAGCUAGCGGAAUGCUGAUUUUUCGUGGCUGAUAGCGUGAGAGAACUGCUGUUGUGCUCUUUGAUAUUCUUCCUUUAAACCAUCAAGUAACUAUUCUUUUCUGUGGCCGGUUAUUUUUACGAUUGACCUUCGCUUUAGGCCUGUUGUCUUCAACUUAAACAGAUUUCCUGGCGCUUUAGUUAGAUAAGGAUUUCACUGAAUCUUCCAGGGUUGUUCCUCUAAUGACCAACUUCAUCACGUCCUUAAUUUUCUUCACUCCCAUCGGCUGCCGCUUACAAUAAUCUUGCAAGGACGAAACUGGCUCACAAGACAGAUAAAGUGGACCAGUUUUACGCACUUUGAGAGGACAACGCCAUAGAAAAUCUUUGAAGAUUGUAACGGGACUUCCUUCUUCUCCAGUUGCAAACAUUUUUGGAAGAACGCCUUUGAGUUUUGCGAACAGUCCUGACUAGUGUGUUUUUCUCGGGUUCCUUAUGGAUUCAACGAACUCUGUUUUGUUUUCAUCCAAUCCAAAUGAAAAAUCUCGAACUGUCAAUACCAAUACCAAAAUGCUGGGUCAGGAGCCCCAAAACUGUGAGGACAAGUACUUCAAGACUUCCCUUUCCGACUUCUUUUUUCCUUACGGCUCAUUUUCCUGUUAGUUUGGUUUAGUUAGUUAUUUGUUUCAGCAUGGUUUAGUAUUUCGUUUAUAUUUCGAAUGAAGUGACUGUAUGAACUCGAAUUCCGAAGUUAUUUAGGUUUAAGCUGUCCGUGAUGAGUUUCCUAAAUGUGACAGUGUCGGCUAACUUCCAUAAAUUGACGUAUUUAGUUUGUCUACUGGCAUACCCACUCAUAUAUAUCAAUGAUGAAUAUGUAAACAGGGUCUUUUCCUAGCGAACAUGCUUUGACCUUUUAAACUCGAGCUCUUUGUCACGAAUAAUCGAGCUUUUGCAUUCUUUCUCUAUUAGGUAUAGGUAAGUAGUAGUAACAUUACACAAGGGACAGGACGCUCGAAAUGUUCCCAGUCUCUCUUACAAACGGUUGUGUAAAACUCCUCGAGUACUUUGUACAAGGCCUCUGUUUGGUGUUUUUCAAUACUUUGGUCAUAGUAUUUUGCACUUUGUUGGGUGUUCUUGUUCCUUGCUUCUCCUUCUUUUUACGAUAUUUACAAGAAGCUUGAUGGGAACUUAUCGUGAUUGUCAAAUUUUUUUUUUUCUAGGUAAAUUUUGUAAUGAACGAUUCUAAAAUAAAAAGAAAUUGGUGUUGUUUUUAGAAGUACAGUGAUAUGACAUCGAUUGUUCAUAGUCUGAGACAAGUGAUGAUGGAAAAGUGAUUUAUGUCAAAAUUUAAGUUAGUUCUCAGGUCUAAAGGGCUUUUUAAGGGCACGGUUUCUAAUUUGCUCAUUACCUCAUCAGAACUAUGUGGAAAGACAAAUUAGGAUUACUCUUUUAUUAAGCCUUUUUAAAUGCUCCCUUCUAUUUACCACAUAAAUCUAUGACUGCGUUCUUUUUCCACUAACACAGCUGUUCGUUUGGUGAACCCUUUUAAUUACCCGUCUUCUGGUCGUGUUGAGGUGCAACACAGUGGCACAUGGGGAACUAUUUGUCGCGACUCAUGGGACGUGAGGGAAGCUGAAGUAGUAUGCCGCCAACUUGGAUUCGAUGGCACUUUAACAGCGUUCACAUGGGCACGGGCAUCAUUUGGAAAAGGAGUAGGCCAGAUAUGGUUGGAUGAUUUGCAAUGCCAAGGAAAUGAGACAUCAAUAUCAGAAUGCUCUCACUUAGGAUGGGGAGUUCACGACUGUAAUCACUAUGAUGACGUUGGUGUAGUUUGCCGACCUGCAGGUAAGGCGUCAAUACACCUAAACAAUAAAUCAUUCAAAGUAAAUAUACACUUUAGCUGUAAUUGAAAGUUCACUUAAAAGAGCGUUUUAUGGGGUUCCCCAUUUGCUUAUUGGUAACUGGUUAAUAAUUAAUUCCACAAUUAACAGUUAUUCGGGUGUUGGCUAUUACGAUUAUUUUUCUGAUUUUGACUGUCUUGUCCAAUUUCCGCAAUGUUGUAUUUUUUCUCAAGCGUAGUGAAACAAGAUUACCCGCCUCUAUUUCUUGACAACGAGGUCGUCAAAGACGUUGAAUCUCACACUCACUUAUGACUAACUUUGCAGAGUAAUAUGUCGUGGAGAAAUCGUAUAGUUAAGAUGUAUAAUAAUAUACAUGAAAAAAUUACUCGGUUCUGAUUGGUUAAGAUCAAUGCAGUUUUCAAGUAAUUCAGUGCAGAAGAGGGUUAAUUCAGUGCAAAUAAAGUAAUAAAUCAGACAUUCUGAUUGGUCAAUAAUCAAAGAAACUCAUAAACAGCCAAUCAAAUGCGAGCCUUGGAUGUCGCAACAAAAUUUGCGAGCGAAACAAUGGCCGGCGUUUUAGGUAGGUUUUCUUUCGCCACCGCGGCCGAAAAACAGCGCAAACAACGAAAAUACUGUUAAAAGCACUGGUUUUUUGUUGUCGGUUUGGAAAAAGUAGUGUUUAGAGAAGGGAAUUGUUAAGGAAAUCGAAAAUUACGAACCGACCCAGCUUAACACUUUGCUCGAGCGAUCCAAUGCCGAAAUUAAAAACAAACAUGGUUAAACCUCGGAAACGACGAUUCCAUUUCAUCGAAAGUGAUUCGGACACAGACUGAAAAAUUCCUUGAACUAUUUAGCCGGACUUUGAACUUUUUUGCGCCUUAAGGACGUGGAGAUAUCAUUACAUAUUAUUGUUUUGAUCGUACGCGGUUGUUUUGACCGAAUGCACGGUUUGAAUAGAUUAUUUUUGCACUUGAUGCACGCGCUUUGCUUAUGCUUAAUUACGAUAGGUCAUCUCGUAUUUUUUCAUGUAUGUUAUUAACACGUAAUCACAUGAUUUUUCUCGUGCAAUUUGGAAUAAAUAAGCACUUAUUAAUUUUUUUUAAAGACCACGAAUUGCACUCGCCCUAUGGGCUCGUACAAUUUUGUUAGUCUUACUUCUUACUUCUAAACGAUUAAAUAUGCUGAAAUGUGUUAAAUACAAAGUUGGUAGAUCCACUUUAACAUGCUUGUCCUAACCUGAUUAGACCACUCAUGGAAGUGGGGAUGUUAUCUGGAACAACUGUCAUAAUUGUGAUUUAGCUUUACUGGAUAACGUUCAAUACGAAGCCGCAAGGGUGGUAACAAAAGCCAUUAAAGGAACUAGCUCCGCGAGGUUACAUGAUGAACUCGCUUGAGAGCCUAUUAGUAUCAGGAGAGAACUACAUAAAUUAAGUCAAUUUUACAAAAUAGUCAAGAAUCUUGCUUCACGUUAUUUAACUGAAAUAUUGCCCAAACUAUCAAGUGAACGUACUCGCUUUCGUCUCAGAUCGAGAGAAAACUUCACUCAACUCCGUUGUAGAACUUCUACGUUUCAAAAGUCUUUUCUUCCAUCAGCAAUCACUGACUGAAAUUCUCUGGACCUAGAUGUCCGAAACUCAGUAUCUCUUCCCACUUUUAAAGCGAAAACUCGGUCAAUUCUCUUUCUGCAUACUUUCAAUAGGUUAUAUGAUUGUUCUUUUACAAGGCGUGCAUCUGUUGAUUACACCCCCCCCUCCUUAGACUUGGGUUUUCUUAUUUAACGGAAUGUCUCUUCAAAAUUAAUAGUUGUAUGUCGCCUAUUUGCGGGGGCAGUUUUGACUCUGAAUCGGUGAACACUUUUUCUUGUAUUGCCCAAGGUAUGCUGCUCGUUGUGAUAUCCUCCUUACCUCUGCUGCUAGGUGAAACAUGGUCAUUGAGUAGUGAUGCUAGGAAACUAAAUGUUUUUUGUAUGGUGUUGAGUCUGUAAAUUACGACGUUAACUGUGCUUUUUUUCGCGAAGUACAAAGUUUUAUAAUUAACAUUAAUAGCUUUUCUGUGGCCAUUGUUUGAUUGUUUAAAUAAUAUAUUAAUAGCAUAGUAAGUUUAACUCUUUGUUAUUGCAACUUUUGUGUGUUGUUUAGGUGUCUGUUUGAGAGUGAGCCUGAAUGAAUUGAUUAUAUAUUUGUAAUACUGUAAUCCCCCUCGUUAACCCUAAGUGCUUUUGGGGAAAACAAUGGUAAAUAUGUUUAAAUUAAAAAAAAAAAAGUUUCCGCUAGCGGUUGUGAUUAGCUUGUCCAAAGACCUCCUACCGGACUAACACUUAAGUUCUUGUUUUGACUUUAGCACUCAAAGAUUAAUUGGUAGAUCAGCAGCAUAAGGUUCGUUGUUGUUCAAUAGUAAGAUCCUGAUGAAAGAAUUUGGCUUAAAGCUUUAACGCGUAGCGCCGAGCUGCCUAUAAACAGACUCGUGUCCAACGACUCCGAAUUUAAUAAUUGUUUCAUUGUAUCUCAUCAAAUUUUGAACGUGUUAACAUCUGGAGCUUUUUCAGCCUCGCAACAGGUGGUGCAUUGCAUUUCCAUAUGAAGUGACUCGGAGUAUGAGCUUAUAACCGAAGUUAAGAGAACCAAUCAGAACACCAGGAAUGCAAUAUUCGUUAUUGAAAAUUUAAUAAAUGUAUAUUAAAGUGUUUACUGCAUAGUUGGUAUCAAGCGUAUCGGAGUAGGAGUGAGGUUAAAGUUCUACAGUGUCGGAGUUAGUUGGAGAUUUAAUAAAGAGAGGAGAAACGAAGGGUGAAUAUCCUGCGAGAGAAAGUUAUCGUUUACAGUGUUAACGAAGAACUAAAAGAAUAUUUACAGAGUUCUUAGCGCCUUCAGCCAAGUAUGGCACGCUCUUUAGAUGGUUUCCCUAAAACACAUAGUAACAAAGUUUAUUAGCCUGAGUAUGAUUGUAUUUUUACAUCAACAACAGUACGUUUGGUGAGUCCCGCCAAGUCACCAUCUUCUGGUCGAGUUGAAGUGUUUUACAAUGGCACAUGGGGAACCAUUUGUGACAACUCGUGGGACUUACAGGACGCUAAUGUAGUUUGUCGUCAGCUUGGAUUCGAAGGAGCUUUAUCAGUGUCUGAUGCCGCUGCAUUUGGACAAGGAACCGGUCAGAUAUGGCUGGAUGGCAUUAAAUGUGUAGGAGAUGAGACAUCAAUAUCAGAAUGCAGCCACGGCGGAUGGGGAGUUAACAACUGUGGACAUAGUGAAGACGCUGGUGUGGUGUGCCGCAACGCAGGUAAAAUGACGAUCUAUGCUCAUUAUACAAUGAUAUCUCUAUUGUUCCUUCGAGGAUAAAUGUUAAAAUAUAUGGAGAAUUGUUCCAAUUUUUUCAUUUCCUCGUUUAUGAGUGGUUGCUGAAUAUAAUCCAGACUAACGUUAUACAAGGGUGGAGGAACUUCUUGAUAAACGUCCUAAGAGUCACAACUUGAUCGCCUUCAGGAAAAAGGCACUCCAAUUGUGGCAAAUUCGACAGUGAUAUCUUUUGUAAGUUUCAAAUGUUCUUCAACACAUGUGCCCUCUUUUAUAUCGUAACGAAUAUAUCGCUUUACAAAAACAGUUUGACCAGAAACUGUUUCUGCCGCUGGGGUCGCAUCAUCUGCGAGAACUUCAGAACCUACUCUACAAAGCCUCAGAGUCGUUUGGCCACCAAUUUACAAAGCACACUUCAAAUUUAAGUCGUCAUAAAUCGAAGAUUCUAUCCGAAAUCCAAGCAAUUAUCGAUGUUUUUUACCUAAAACACAACCCAAUCCAGCCGGACAAAAUUCUUCUGAGUCCAUAAUCUGUUAUUUUCACGACGUAGAAAACUCAAAAGUCUUUGUUCCGCGCUCUUCGACGGUUACACACAAUGAAUAAUCUAUCAAACCUAACAUAUAACUUAAACUAAAAAUAAUGAUGGUUUAAACAGCAAGAAAAAAAUAAAUUUCGUCCAAUCGUUGGCUUAAUUCCUGUAAGAUAGAUUGCCAUUCAAAUAGCAUCAUAUCAUUCUAUUGUGUUCAUCUAGUUAAAAUUUGCAUAGAACAUGUUGUAGAAUAGUUGUGAUUGCCAAGCUGUGAUUGGAUGGAAUUGUUCAGAGAGGUCUUUGGUAUAGGGCAGGACUGAGGUGGACCGGAACUCGGCAAGGGGUUCAGUGCUGGCGGUCGGUGCCCUGGCUUUUAUUACCCUCUGCACGAAAGAGGAAGAAUAACCAUUAGAUACAAGAGCAGAUGACAGAUGUUUCUUCUUCUUGGAGAUAACGGAGGGUUUUUUUACGAGACGUUUCGCACGCACCUUUGGCACUUGUGUCGGCUUCCUGAAUACGCCGAUGCUUAGGCUGCUGACCCAUUGCACUGGAAGUAAGUAUCUCUCAAUGCAAGGUUCAGGGAGUCUGUGAUCUGACUGGGUGUUUGUGUCGUGCGGUUAGGUAGGCUAGGAUCGUUUCCAGUUUUUGCCGAGCUGCUUGUACAGCUAAGUCGAUGGGAACUUCGUCGAAGAACAUGAUAAUCUCGCUUUCUUUAAUACUUUCAAAAUUGGACAGAGUUGGCACCAUAAAUCUGAGCUACCCGUUAGCGGAGAUAGGAUGUUAGCUUGAUAAGCGGAUAAAUCAUACGCGAAGGUAUGACACAAUUGGUUUCAGAGGUAUAUCAGCCUUAUGAAUCCUCGGUAAACCGUAAAUUUUAGGCGGCUGUUUGUGUCGUGGUCUGAUCUUACUGUAGAUGGCCUCUGAGAGAAAUCUGCUUCAUUUUAAGGUUAGCAGUUAGCAGUUUCUCAGACAACUUACUCGUCAGAAAGUCUGUUGGAUCUUUGUUCAAGCGCUGGUACGGUCCGUUAUCGAUCAGGGAGGACAUCUUGGUCUGGUACGUGUUGGCGUCUAAGACUGCAUUAGCUAGUCCUUUGUCCGCUGGUAGUACCUUGAUGGACUAGUCCUCUUUUAGGCGAAGAUGCAUGUGACAAGUGCAUUCGAAGAUGCUACAAUCACAGCCGUGGAAUUCCAUCUUAUCACAGCUGAGCAAUACAGCAUAUAGGUGACGGAAACUCAGUCGACCUCAUCGCCAAAACAAGACUAGCAGUAUGCAGUCGAAACGUCGCGAUCCACAUCCAAAGUGAUUACAUUGUGAGACAAACGAUAACAUUUCUUUAAUGAAAAUUAAACGUAUUGUUGUCGUGAUCUGCAUCCCGUGCUGGGCUGUUGACGAGAUUUGUAUGAACCACAUUAUAUUCCUUUAAAAAUCAGAAAAACUCCAGUUUUGUACACAGUGUUAGAUGAGAUUUCUAACAUUCUUUUACGAUUGAAACUUUCUUUAUUGCUUCUGUUAAUAGCUCAAACAGCUUGUGAGCUCGGGGUGUAGCACAUCAUCUUCAGGAAAGUGUCGGUUUCCAAUUUAUAAAGGUGGCAAUUAGAAAGCUGUCAAUAUUUGACCAACGUCACUAUUUCUCACUUCACUAGCGUAUCACGUUGAGUUAUGCAUAACAGCUCCCGCAUACUGAGAAUGCAGGACUUUCUACUUUAAAAUUCAUAUUUUUGCGGUUAAGAUCGGCCAAACAAAAACAAGAUUGAUAAUAUAAAAAUUAUAAAGAAACCGUUGCGUAGAUUAGAAUUUCAAUAAAAAGAUCUCUAAAGAGAAAUCAACCCAUAAAGCUUGUUUCAUAACAAACAGAAUAAACAGAGAAUUCGCGGAAGAAAGGGCGUACCCUAAGUACCGCUCCGUAAGAGAACUAUUUGCCGUUCAUAUGAGUCAACUGAUUAUAAAUUCAGUGCGGAAGAUGAAAAGUACAAAUUGUAUACAUCUUAAUCUCCUUAUAGAAAGAGGUGUUGUACGUGCUAAAUUAGUAGCUAAGACUUACUUUCUUGAUCGAGAAUUCGAUAUGAAAUUAACCUAAAAAACGAGCCUGAGCACUUGUUUCUUGCUUCUUCUUCAAUCUCUGAAUUAUAACGUUGCUACUUUCCAUCUUGCCUUUGCGAAUCUCCCGUGAAUCCCUUUAAUUGAACUUUUUGCACUCAAUUUCAACUUUCCACACCGUUUGGCUGACUAGUUCUCAGCUAAUGAGCAUGCUGGAUUUUUGGAUGCAUUUUAUUAUUGUUCGUGUAACUGAGACAUGAUAUCUGCAAUGCGCAGAGAGCGUACAAUUCAUGUCUUCCAACAUGUGCAGAUGACAUUGUCGUCUGGGAAUCUGAAUAAAUCAACUUAGCGUUCUUGCUCUUAGCGUGGGCCUUCAUGCACUCUCUUUGCAAUCUCUCGAAUCGGAAGAAGUAUUUAUUCGGUCCCGUGUUUCUUAGGCUUUCCAACACAAUAGAGCGGGUUAGUUACCAGGUAUCAUCGUUAUUGGUGGAUAAAUAUCGAAGGCGUCCGUUCCCUAGCAAACCAUCAUCCUUUAUUUCCUCACAGCCGACAUUCGCGAUCUUUUUCCGAUAUUUACAAGAAGCUUGAUGGGAACCCAUCGUGAUUGUCAUUUUUUUUUUUUUUUUUGGGAGGGGGGGGUAAAUAUUAAAAUGGACGCUUCUAAAAUAACAAGAAAUUAGUGUUGUUUGUAGAAGUACGAUGAUAUGAGAUCGUUUGUUCAUAGUCUGGGAAAAUGAUGUUGGGGACGCGAUUUGUGUCAAAAUUUAAGUUAGUUCUUGGGUCUAAAGGGGUUUUAAAGGGCACGGUUUCUAAUUUGCUCAUUACCUUGUCAGAACUAUGUGGAAAGGUGAAUUAGGAUUACACUUUGAUUAAGCUUUUUUAUAUACAUCCUUUUAUUUAUCACAUAAAUCUAUGACUGCGUUCUUUUUCCACUUACACAGCUGUUCGUUUGGUGAACCCUUUAAAUUACCCGUCUUCUGGUCGUGUUGAGGUACAACACAGUGGCACAUGGGGAACCAUUUGUGGCCACUCAUGGGACGUGAGGGAAGCUGAAGUAAUUUGCCGCCAGCUUGGAUUCGAUGGCGCUUUAAAAGCGUUCCUACGGGCAUGGGGUCUAUUUGGAAGAGGAGUAGGCCAGAUAUGGUUGAAUGAUUUGCAAUGCCGAGGAAAUGAGACAUCAAUAUCAGAAUGCUCUCACAUAGGAUGGGGAGUUCACGACUGUAAUCACUAUUAUGACGUUGGUGUAGUUUGCCGACCUGCAGGUAAGGCGGCAAAACAACUAAACAAUAGAUCAUUCAAAGUAAAAAAAACUUAUAGUUGUAAUUGUAAUUUCACUCAAAAGAGCGUUUAAGGGGGGUUCUUUAGAGCUUAUGAGUUUAUUGUUAACUGGUUAACAAUCAAUUCUACGAUUAAAAGUUAUUUGGGUGUUGCUAUUAAGAUGAUUUUUCUGAUUUUGACUGUCUUGUCCAAUUUCCACUAGGGGUUGUAAUUAGUUUCUGAAAAGACCUCCUUAUGGACUAACAAUAAAGUUCUUGAUUGGCUUUCGUACUCAAAGAUUAAUUGGUAGAUCGACUGCACAAGGUUCGCUGUUGUUCAUCAGAAAAAUCCUCGAGAAAAAAAUUGGCUUGAUGCUCUAACGAAGGAAGCGAAUUUCCUGCCAGGGGAAGGUAUUGUUUACAGUGUUAACGAAGAACUAAAAGAAUAUUUACAGAGUUCUUAGAGCCUUCAACCAAGUAUGGUGCACUCUUUCGCUGGUUGCCCUAAAACAUAUAGCAACAAAGUUUAUUAGCCUAAGCAUGAUUGUAUUUUUAUAUCACCAACAGUGCGUUUGGUGAGUCCCGCCAAGUCACCAUCUUCUGGUCGAGUUGAAGUGUUUUACAAUGGCACAUGGGGAACCAUUUGUGACAACUCGUGGGACUUACAGGACGCUAAUGUAGUUUGUCGUCAGCUUGGAUUCGAAGGAGCUUUAUCAGUGUCUGAUGCCGCUGCAUUUGGACAAGGAACCGGUCAGAUAUGGCUGGAUGGCAUUAAAUGUGUAGGAGAUGAGACAUCAAUAUCAGAAUGCAGCCACGGCGGAUGGGGAGUUAACAACUGUGGACAUAGUGAAGACGCUGGUGUGGUGUGCCGAAACGAAGGUAAAAUGACGAUUUAUGCUCAUUAUACCACACAACGAAUAAUAUAGCAAAUCUGACAGGUUAACUUGGACUAAAAACAAUGGUGGUUGACACAGCAAGAAAAAAAUACUUUUGUCUAAUCGUUAGCUUAAUUCUUGUAAGAUAGAAUGCAAUUUAAAUAGCAACAUAUCAUUCUAUUCUGCUAAUAAACGUAACAAGAUAGGUUUGAUAGCUAAGCUGUGUGUGGCGUGCCGCAACGCAGGUAAAAUGACGAUUUAUGCUCAUUAUACAAUGAUAUCUCUAUUGUUCCUUCGAGGAUAAAUGUUAAAAUAAAUGGAGAAUUGUCCCAAUUUUUUCAUUUCCUCGUUUAUGAGUGGUUGCUGAAUAUAAUCCAGACUAACGUUAUACAAGGGUGGAGGAACUUCUUGAUAAACGUCCUAAGAGUCACAACUUGAUCGUCUUCAGGAAUAGGCACUCCAAUUGUGGCAAAUUCGACAGUGAUAUCUUUUGUAAGCUUCAAAUGUUCUUCAACACAUGUGCCCUCUUUUAUAUCGUAACGAAUAUAUCGCUAUACAAAAACAGUUUGACCAGAAACUGUUUCUGCCGCUGGGGUCGCAUCAUCUGCGAGAACUUCAGAACCUACUCUACAAAGCCUCAGAGUCGUUUGGCCACCAAUUUACAAAGCACACUUCAAAUUUAAGUCGUCAUAAAUCGAAGAUUCUAUCCGAAAUCCAAGCAAUUAUCGAUGUUUUUUACCUAAAACACAACCCAAUCCAGCCGGACAAAAUUCUUCUGAGUCCAUAAUCUGUUAUUUUCACGACGUAGAAAACUCAAAAGUCUUUGUUCCGCGCUCUUCGACGGUUACACACAAUGAAUAAUCUAUCAAACCUAACAUAUAACUUAAACUAAAAAUAAUGAUGGUUUAAACAGCAAGAAAAAAAUAAAUUUCGUCCAAUCGUUGGCUUAAUUCCUGCAAGAUAGAUCGCCAUUCAAAUAGCACCAUAUCAUUCUAUUCUGUUCAUCUAGUUAAAAUUUGCAUAGAACAUGUUGUAAAAUAGUUGUGAUUGCCAAGCUGUGAUUGGAUGGAAUUGUUCAGAGAGGUCUUUGGUAUAGGGCAGGACUGAGGUGGACCGGAACUCGGCAAGGGGUUCAGUGCUGGCGGUCGGUGCCCUGGCUUUUAUUACCCUCUGCACGAAAGAGGAAGAAUAACCAUUCGAUACAAGAGCAGAUGACAGAUGUUUCUUCUUCUUGGAGAUAAUGGAGGGUUUUUUUACGAGACGUUUCGCACGCACCUUUGGCACUUGUGUCGGCUUCCUGAAUAUGCCGAUGCUUAGGCUUCAAAAAGAUUUUCUUCUAACUGCGGUGUUGAGAAAGACGAGGCUAUUGUUACUUAGCGUCUCCAUGGUGAAGCGGAUGGAAGGCUUUUGGGGUUUUAAAUGCUUUAAGAAGCUUUCUACGCUGUCAAAGGCUAAGAUGGUGAAGGUUUCGUCUACUUAUUAUUUCCAAAUCAUGGGCUUGUUGAGUGAUGCGUUGCUGCUUGAUCUUUUAAACUCUUUAUGUGGUGGUUAGCCUCCUGUCUGUUCGUAAGCUGACCCAUUGCACUGGAAGUAAGUAUCUCUCAAUGCAAGGUUUAGGGGGUCUGUGAUCUGACUGGGUGUUUGUGUCGUGCGGUUAGGUAGGAUAGGAUCGUUUCCAGUUUUUGCUGAGCUGCUUGUACAGCUAAGUCGAUGGGAACUUCGUCGAAGAACAUGAUAAUCUCGCUUUCUUUAAUACUUUCAAAAUUGGACAGAGUUGGCACCAUAAAUCUGAGCUACCCGUUCGCGGAGAUAAGAUGUUAGCUUGAUAAGCGGAUAAAUCAUACGCGAAGGUAUGACACAAUUGGUUUCAGAGGUAUAUCAGCCUUAUGAAUCCUCGGUAAACCGUACAUUUUAGGCGGCUGUUUGUGUCUUGGUCUGAUCUUGCUGUAGAUGGCCUCUGAGAGAUAUCUGCUUUGUUUCAAGGUUAGCAGUUAGUAGUUUUUUAGACAACUUCCUCGUCAGAGGGUCUGUUGGAUCUUUUUUCAAGCUCUGGUACGGUCCGCUUUCGUUCAGGGAGGACAUCUGGUCUGGUACGUGUCGGUGGCUGAGACCACAUCAGCUAGUCCUUUGUCUGCUGGUAGUACUUUGACGGACUGUUCCUCUUUUAGGCGAAAAAGCAUGUGACGCAUGGUGUAUCUAAAGAUGUGGAAUUCCAUCCAAUCACAGCUGAGCAAUACAGCAUAUAGGUGACAGAAACUUAAUCGACCUCAUCGCCUGAAGAAGACUAGCAGUAUGCAGUCGAAACGUCGUGAUCCACAUCCAAAGUGAUUUCUCUACUGAAAAUUAAACGUGUUGAUGUUAUGAUCGGUAUCCCGUGCUGGGCCGCUGACUAGAUUUGGAUGAACCACACUAUAUUCCUUUAAAAGUGAGAAAAACUCCAGUUGUUUUGUGCACUUUAUGCCGGACGUGACAGUUGCAUAUAUUUUGGAAGAAGAUGGGUUAGCCUUGAAAAUUCCUCAUAUGUACGCAUAUGAAGAUGAGAAACUUGUAUGUUUUGGAGUUUAAUUCACAAGCGUGUAGGUAUGAAAGGGGAGACAGAGACGGAAACAGGAAACGUUUGGCAAACUGUUAAGUCACAAUAUUUUUUAAUGUCAAGAAUAUAACUAUCAUGGCCAACGAUAACGAUAACGACGCCGAUGGCAAUGCCUGUGGAAACAGCCACGGUCAUGGCGAUAAUAAAGAUAAUGGCGAUGCCUCUGGCAAUGAUGGCGAUAAUCAUGGUGAGGGUGAGGGUGAGGACGAGCAUGAAGCUUAGCGUGUGGGUGAGCUGAAGAUGUUUAUGAUGGUGUUGUUGAUGAUUGAAAUAUGGUUGUUGUUUCAUUAAAAGAAUAUAACUAUCUUUCUUAUGUUACAUGAUAUCAAACCAGGUGUACUCUCUGUAAGACCCCCUCAUUGACUGAGCGACACUUAGGCAUUUAGCAGGCCAAAAGGAGGAGCCUUUUCUUUCUUUUCAUUUGCUAAGUAUCGUUUGAAAGUUUUUGUUUUCGUUUCUUUUUCCUUAUUUCGUCUGGCACAUCUGCUUACUUGCUCUCGUUUCUUUCUCGGGUAAUUACUGAGACCAUAGUUGUUAAGACACAUAGCUGCUCUGAAAUGAGCUCAUCUUCUCUUGAUUAAGAUAACGUCUGAUACCUUUCUUAAGUUUUAUCAAAUCUAUCACAUACCCGUCACCAAAUCACUCAAAAAUGUAGAGCAAAACUGUUAUAAAAAAUAGUAGUGUUAAAAUGAUAGUGCACAUACAGCCAUUCACCAAUAUCAUCCUUCCUAUCCUCCUUUCAUCGACCUUUUCUAAAAAACAAUAAUUUUAUUAUUCUCGUCUUAGAUCUUGCCUCUCCAAUAUCUUUGAUAAUUGAAAACGUAGAAAUUCAUAACCGUAAAGAGGCUUUCAACUGGGGAUUUCCAGUUUUGCUUACCUGUUAGAUGGCCAAUUCCUCAGAAUAUUAUCAUUUACCUCAAGUGGGUCUGAGCGCAAAACGAGUUCCCACUGAAUUGGCAUCGUUAAAUUUCUUAGUUCUCUUAGUUCAGUAUUAGUCUUUAACUGUUCUUUUAUAUAGAUUGUGCUUGAAUUUUUGUUUCGACAUGAGGAUUAGUAAGGUAAGGUUCAGAAAAAAACCGUUAAACCAUUCGAUAUAGUGUAAUCAUGCUACAUUUGAGAAGACUCUUCCUCAUAAAGAAAGUGCGCCUCUAUCUGUUUUUGCAAUUUUUCCCGUUGCAAUUUAAAGAUUUAAGGUCUUUACCAACCUUAGCAACAAAGACUGACUGUUGGCUAUAACUUCGGCAUCAUCGGUGUCGGUAGAUAACUGUCGUAGAUAUUCCUCAUCCAGCAAAGUAUCAUCUUCAUUGAGAUGACGAGCGAUUUGCACUUGAAACGUUGUUCUCUACAGUAUAAGUGACUACAUUGUACGAUGACCGGAAAAGCUUCCUCAUAAUUAAAGUAUUUAAGGAUGAUAAAAGGACUCGUGCGCUCAAAUUGUGAUGUUUCCGCUUUUUCGCGGCAAAAUGUCAUAAUCUUUUAUGAUAUGAUCCGAAACAGCCUUUUCAUGACUAAGUGUAAACUUUUUUGAGCGGUUUACACAGUUUCCUGUAGACUUCCUUGUUGGGAAUGCGAUUCGUGUUUCAGUUUGUCGAGGGAUUUGAAAGUAUGUAGGUCCACUUUGAUUAUAUUCCUAUUGGACUAUGAUUAUUCUUAAAGAAAACGACUUACGACGUUCCCUCGUAUCUUAUCAAACUCUAAAGUAAGUUGGAUAAUUCCUCAAGAUUUAAAAGAUCAUAUUCUGAACACCUUCUUAUUCCAUUUAAUCAGCUGUUCGUCUGGUUAAUUCCUUCAAUUCGUCACGUUCCGGUCGGGUUGAAGUACUGUAUAACGGUGUAUGGGCAACCAUUUGUGACUACUCAUGGGACUUAAAAGACGCUGAUGUAGUUUGUCGCCAGCUUGGAUACGAAGGAGCUUUAGCAGCACUUCGUAACUCACCAUUUGGACAUGGAAGUGGCCAGAUAUGGCUGGGUGACGUGCAAUGUAUAGGGAAUGAGACUUCAAUAUUACAAUGCAGUCAAAUAGGAUGGGGAGUUCACAACGGUUAUUGUUGGGGCAGUGAUGAUGCCGGUGUAGUUUGCCGACCCUCAGGUAAGAGGAAGAUGUUUGUAAACAUCACAUAACAAACCUCAUCCAUAGUUUGUUGGUAGUUGUCAGUUUUGUUUUAAUUUUGUGAACAGUGAUAGACGAACAAAUAGAACGUCUUUGAACAGACCUCCUUCCACCUACCCUCUUACCCAUUGUUGAUUUGCUCCUUCCGUGUUCUGUUCAUAACGUUAUUUGUAGUAAAAAAAAAAAUGACGAAAACGUUACCCAUUUUGUUUACAUUCCGUACAACUUCCAGUUAACUCCGGUCCAAUAAACUCCUUACGGUUUAAAACAGAAUUAUGAUCCUCUAAGUUUUCGAAAACUAUUGCUUCUUCUGUUAAAAAAAAAAUGGUUUGGAAAAACUAUACAGUGUAAAGCAAGAGAACUCUUAUUAUCACAUUGCCAACAGUUCGUUUGGUGAGCCCCACAAAUUCACCAACAUCUGGUCGUGUUGAAGUGCUGUUCAAUGGUACCUGGGGAACCAUUUGUGACACCUCGUGGAACUUAAAAGACGCUGAUGUAGUUUGUCAUCAGCUUGGAUAUGAUGGAGCUUUAUCAGCACCUGGUAAUGCAACAUUUGGACAAGGAGCUGGUCAGAUAUGGCUGAAUGAUGUUAAAUGUGUAGGAAAUGAAACAUCAGUAUCACAGUGCAAUCACAGAGGAUGGGGAGUUCACAACUGUGGGCAUCGUGAAGACGCUGGUGUGGUGUGUAGACCCACAGGUAGAGUAACAAUGUCAGCAGUUAUUUUACUUCUAUGUUUUUUAAGCAUGAAAUAUAGCAAAUGAGAAUACGGGAAAGUCGUUACGUAUUUCCGACAACUGCUCAGCGAACCCUUAAACCUCGCGCUGCGAUCCUAUUUCUGUCAAAGUUGGAAAGUGUUACCAUUUCUUGUUAUUUUUUCAAGCGUUUGACUUCAUGACCGUUUUGAUAACCUUUAUCUGUAUUCUGUGUCAUUCUUUUCAUCAAGGCCGUGAGAUAAAUGAUAGCUUGCAUGCAUGAUAGAAAGGGAACAGAAUAUUUGUUUAAUAUGUCAAUGGUGGUCUGGCAAAAAGCGGUCCUCUCGAUUUCCUGACUAAAGAAAGUUUGCCAAAGGAAAGGGUUUGGGGAAAUAAAAGUAAUUCCUUUUUUUCCAAUUUCUUCCUUAUCUUUGCACCAAAAAAGCGAAACUUGAUUUUUGGCUAAAAAGCGUGAGAGAAUGGUAUAAUAUCUUUGUUCAACUGCAAAUCGAACAUCUUGCCUGUCUUCGGUCUCCGUUCUACAGACACCCAAUAUAACUAAUGGCCUUUCACUGAGAGUAUUCCUUUAGGCAAAGUAACAAAGGGAACGCAGUUCACUGGUUAUAUGCUUCAGACACUUCUUUUUAUCUGUAUUCUUUUUUUAAUUCUUACAUGUUGUACAACGUUCUUUAGCGCCAAACGCAAACUCUCGGAUCUUCAAACCAACGAAAAUAAGCCAGCUUGUUAUCUUGUGUGGCGUUGACUAUGCUAAUUAAUCACUUGUACUUAAUGAGCAUGAAAUCAAUUCUGACGAGAGAAGUUAACAUUGGGGUGUCCACUGUUACAUUUGUGUUUCGAUGACCACAUUUCACAAAAAGUGGUCUUUGGUACCCACAGACCCACGUUCAUUAUCCAAAAAACGACUUUCAAGAGAAAUAUCAUUUAUCAUUUUUGUCUCAGAGGGCACGGUAACAAAUCUUGCAAUCUGAUUGGUUCUCUUUCGUGAGUCACCGAGAACAUUCCUAACUCCGUUGCCAUUCGAAAUGAAUUUGUACUAGCAAAUGUGUCAUUAAAUGGGUUGACACGCGACCUAAAACAGAUUUCAGUUAACCUUAGUCUUUCACAAAGAGUAACUCAGAAAGUUAAGGCUGCAAGAUGUUUGUUUAAAAUUAAAUUAAUCAAUGGAACUUUCAUUCAUUUUAUAUCUGAAGUCUCUCAAUCAAUUUUUUUCGUUGUGCGAAGUUUUUAGUCCUACAUCAAAUCCGCUUUCAUUCAUUGCAAGUCGACCUGUUUAAUUUGGCCAUUUUCACUGUAAAUUGCACAAAAAAAACCGAUGAAUUCAACCGAGAAAAAGCUGAAUUAAAUUCCCCUCGGGUCUAGUUUAAAAAUUCCUCAUUUGAUUUAAGUUCAUGAUUUGGUGGAAAAAGGCCUGAUUUACAUGCGCCAUUGCAGCAAACAAACGCGCAAAUUCCCACAACUUCAAAACAUACAUUUGAAUUUGCUUUCAAUUACUUUCCUUGCAAUUUACAGAGGCAUUCUUCGUAAACUAAUCGUCGAUGGAAGUGAAUAAUACUCGUUGUGAAAACAUUAAAUAGUUUUGAAGAAAUAAAUGUCGUGACAGUCAUUGAAGCUGAGUUUGUUUGCCAAACCAGUAGCGUUAUUUUCCAAAAGUUUUUUUUUUCUUACGCGCUCUCUAACUGACAUGUGUCAGAUUCUGACUGAUACUUUUUAAAAAAUGUUAGAAAGUUUCUUUGGAAGCUUACUGAGUCACUUUUUACUGAGUCACUUUUAUCGCUAAACAAAUAGGGAUAUUAAGGUGAAGUCUCUCCCUUUAAUUUGCAUUAUCUCUGUUUUAACUACCAUUUGCUCACUUAAAAAUUGUUCAGUUUAAAGAAGGAUUUUGCCGUUAUUACAGCCCUAAAUCAUUAAUUUUAUUUUGGCUGCAAUUUUUUGAAGUUUUAGAUAAAAAUAAAAACUUUGUUCACCAGCCUAGGUCGGUCCGUAUUGGGAAAAACUUUGCCUUCUGUCUUGAGUACCGCGAGUACUCAAGACCUAGGGCACAGUUUUUCCCAAUACGGAUCAGUUGCUUUGUGGUAUCAUGAAGCCUCGUCAAUACUAAUGCACGAUAAUCGUGUCCAGACGGAAAAAAGUGAUCACCGUCUUAAACCUCCAGAGAGCAACUGUCACGACAUUUAUUUCUUCAAAACUAUUUAAUGUUUUCACAAAGAGUAUUAUUCACUUCCAUCGACGAUUAGUUUACGAAGAAUGCCUCUGUAAAUUGCAAGGAAAGUAAUUGAAAGCAAAUUCAAAUGUAUGUUUUGAAGUUGUGGGUUCUUGAAUUCGUUUUGUUAUUCUUCCCGACUGAAGAUUAACUGAGUUGCUCCUGUUCACCGUAAAACAGCUGUCCGUUUAUUGGAUUCCAACAAUUCGCCAAGUUCUGGUCGUGUUGAAGUGCGGUACCAAGGUGUAUGGGGAACCAUCUGUGACAAUUCAUGGGACUUAAAGGACGCUGAUGUAGUUUGUCGUCAGCUUGGAUACGAAGGAGCCUUGGCAGCACCUCAUAACUCAGCAUUUGGACAAGGAACAGGCCGGAUAUGGUUGGCCAAUGUGGAUUGUGGGGGUAGUGAGACAUCAAUAUCACAAUGCAAUCAUGGAGGAUGGGAAAAUCACAGCUGUUAUCACAGUUCAGAUGCUGGUGUAAUUUGCCGACCCAGAGGUAAGGCUGCCAUUCUCUUCUAAAGCAAAUUAUUUAGAAAAAGAAAACUUUUGUUCUUCUUCCAAUCUUUCUUUUGUUUUUUGGUUUUUGCCAACCGCAAUUUAAUGGUGUAAUAAGUUCACGUAAAACUACGCUUUACUGCAUCUAAUUUCGAAGGGAUUACUGUUGUUGAUUUUCUAUUAACGUGGCUUACCUGUGGCAGACUGCGUGGUCAAAUAUAGAAAUUGGCAACUUCCUUGAGCUUUUUUUAGAAGUAAAGCCCUAUUGGCUGGGGUUAAUCCUCGGAUGGGUGACCGCAUUAACCCGUGCAAUUAACUUUUUUUUCUCGUCUUUUAUUACUCUCCACAUGACACCUGAGUAACUAUAGAAAACGACCAAUGCAUCCGAGGUCAACGCUUUCAGGCGUUCUUUCUGUACUUUCCAUCGAAUGUUUUGGUCAGUAGAGUUACGAGGUUCGCAUUGCCUCGGUUUUCAAAACAAUUAAAUUAAACGAAACCCUACCAUGGAUAACAGCUAACUUAUUUCGACACUCUUAUAUCAACAAUAGUGCGUUUGGUGAGUCCCACCAAUUUACCAAAUUCUGGUCGUGUUGAAGCGUUCUAUAAUGGUACAUGGGGAACCAUCUGUGACAACUCAUGGGAUUUAAAGGACGCUGAUGUAGUUUGUCGCCAGCUUGGAUACGAUAGAGCUUUGACAGCACCUGGUGAUGCAGUAUUUGGACAAGGAACUGGUCAGAUAUGGCUGACUGACGUUCAGUGUGUUGGAGACGAGACAUCGAUAUUUGAAUGCAAUCACGGAGGAUGGGGAAUUCACAACUGUGGGCAUAAUAGUGACGCCAGCGCAGUGUGCCGACUGCCAGGUAAAACAACGGUUCAUAAAGAAUUCGUUCAUGUGUAGCGGGAAGUUUGGAGAGCACGAGAGAAGCGUCAGAGUUGCUCGACACGCAGUCGAAAGCAAUUCUAGCUUCUCUGUAAAAUGUUACGAUUUUAAAACAAAUCUCUUGAACAAAACUUUUGUAUAACUUAAUAUAAUAUUAAUAACAAUAUCUACCGUUCUAAAGAGUCCUCGACGUCGCAAAGCCCGAGUUGAACUCAGACAUUUUUUUUUCAGCCAUAAUUCGUAACACGUUUGGGAAUGAAGUAUCUUUAACUCCAAAGCUAAUUUUGUCGCUUGAAAGAGCUACAUGCUUAUUGUUUUUAGAAACGAGUAUUAGCAUAUUUAAUUAUUAUUUUGAGCUCCAAAAGGUCUUUCUCAAUCAGUAUGGAACAAAAAAAGAAUAUGAAAAUUUAAAAACUCGGGUCACAGUCACUCACCAAUUAGUUACCAGGGCAGAAACAGAUGAGGUUAGUCGGCUAUCGCCAUGACGGUCGGCUGAAUCAAAGAAGGGAAAGAGGCAAAAAAGGACCGGGGGGGUUGCCAUUGCUCAACAGCCUGGAGUUCUCUGACUAAAGUAACCUGGACAAAAAAUAUGAAGCUAUUAUAUGCAUAGAUGAGGACGCUGUAUACUCACCACAAGCUUCCGCCUAUUUGAUAGUUUGUUUGACGGGACUUCAUAGUUGAUGGUGUAAAAUGCUUUCCUUUACUCGAUUAAAACCGACCAGUUAACCGACUAUGUCGUUAAUGUUCGUACAGAUUGCAAAUAAAUAAAUAAAUAAAAACUUUAUUUAAGGAGGGUAACACAUAACAGUAAUUCAACCGAAGAACUAGUGGCCCUCGAUCCUAAAAGUACCAUAAUUAGAGUUAAAAUUGUAUUCGAAGAUUAUAAAUCUGGUCGACAGUUUUUCAUAAAAUAAAAUAUGCCGCUUGGGUCAGGUUAAUUGCAUUCGGACUGAAAUUUUCUACUUCAUCAUAGCUCGUAGAAAAUGUUUGUCAAAGGCCUUUCUGUUGUCGCCUCUUUCUUUAGGUUAAUGGCUUGUUGGCUCCACAGUCUUGUUGCAGAUACGCUAAAGGUCCUCCCUCCCUAGGUUUCGCGAUUGAAACGAGGACAGGCGAGAUUUAAUUUACUAUAACGACCAGUUCGGGAGUGUAGGUGUGCAUGAAAUUUGAGUAGAUCGUACAUAUAAGCAGGACAGCAUCCUUGUUAACGCUUUAAGACUAAAGUACUUUUAUUUAAUUUAACUUCGUCGUAGAAAGGGGAGCCACGAUAAAUUCUUAAAGAGGCGGUGUAGUAAAACGCUAUUCUUUGAGAUAGUUUCUUACACAUGCAGUUCUUCAACAUGAGCAUUAAAGCUUAGAUGUCGGUCAAAGGUAAGCCCUAGGAGUUUCUGACUAUCCAUCUGUUCUAUAUUUGAGUUCCCAAGAUGAAAAUUUAAUGAACCAUCGACGAUCUUACUUGUAAGGUGUUUCCCGGUCACUGAGAGACAUUUCGUCUUAGCGGCGUUCGUAACCAUCUUGUUGGCAGCUGACCACUGGGAAAGGUCUUCUAGGUCUAAAAGGGCUAAUAAGAUGCCAAGAAGUCUAUUUGUCACGUCGGAUGAAAAAUUGAGAGUGGUGCAGCAGUUCAGCACAUCGUUCUACCGUCGGACGGUAGAACGCUGAGCUGCCAAGGGUAGGUCGUUGAUGAUCAGGAGAAAAAUAAUGGGGCUCAGUAUGCUCCCUUGUGGUGCUCCAGCUGUCACAGUUCUUGGAAAGAAAUGACAUCCGUCAAUGACUACGUACUAUUUGCGUCCACUCAGAUAGUUGCGUAGUAAGUCUAGUUCGUGGCCACACAUCCCAGAGACAUUCAGUUUCGUUAGAAGGAGACCGCGGUCUAUGCGGUCAAAUGCUUUCUCGUAGUCAAUAAAUACUACCCCCGUUGCUCUGUUUUUGUCUGAGUCAAGGAGCAGCUGGUCGACUGGUCGAGUAAGGGCGGUCUCGGUGGAGUGGAAUUUACGGAAUCCGUAAUGAAAGUGAUGAAGUAACGCAUUUUCCUCAAGGAAGUGCGAAAUGGGGGUCACUUUACCUACUUUUCCCUUUCUUGGGAAUGUCUGUGUGUCGAUGCAGUACAAUUUAUUAGCUUACGAAGGAAAUCAGCAAUGGCUAGUGGUGUAAUUCUCAGCACUUUGGCACUAACACUAUCCCCACCAAUAGCUUUAUGCGCUGGAACAAAAAGAAGGUCCACAACUGUCUCCUUAGAUAUGUAUGGGAAAUUUAACGUUCCAGACACUUGAUAUGGCGCAGGAGGGGAUGCCUGUUUAGAUAUAGAAUUUCAAGGUCGUCCGCUUCGAGGUCUCCGCGUCUUUUUGCCUCAUAGGAGUUGUUUACAUAGGCUAGAAUUUCACCGUCUGUUCUCGAGACUUUUUUUAUUCCGAAAUUUUCUAAAUUCUGAAGGAAAUCUACUUUAUGUAAUUGACUUUCGAAAAAUGACCUAGCUUUAUAUGUUAGAAAAAUUCUCACGAUGUUGUGAGAAGACCUGCACUAACACCCGUUCAUUAAUCCUUAAUCCUUAGGUCCAUUUCUCCCCCUUUGAUAUUUCACAGCAUAUAAACUGUAAGAAAUAAGAUGAGAUAAGAAUUCAGCGUAUCUCAAUCGGCUGUCACAUCUUAUUUGAUAUAUGUGGGAAAUUUAACGUUCCAGACACUUGAUAUGGCGCAGGAGGGGAUGCCCUCUUCUUAUUUUCUGAUCUCGUCACGACCGGCUACGAUCCAAAUUUGGGUGGACAAGGAUGCUGAAGUCCGAUUCGUUCCGCUCGCAUUGUUUCCAUCUUUGUGAUACUUCUUGACGAUCAGUUUCGUGACUUGAUGUCUUCAAGGAAUAAUUUUCCUUGAAAAUCAGCAUCGUGAGAUAAGAAUUCAGCGUAUCUCAAUCGGCUGUCACAUCUUAUUUGACCUUCUUCAUCUAGUCGGGGUUGUAACGGGAGUGGCUUGCUCUUCUUGGGUAGUUCCACUUUGUUAACAGGCCACACCGAGUCUUCUUGCAACCAAAAGGCCAUUUUUAAAAAAUUAAUCCGCUGGGUUCUUCUCUGUUGGGACAAAUCGCCACUGCCUUGGGUCCGUUUCGGUCUGAAUCUCUCCAACACGAUUUACCACGAACGAUUUGAAUGACUGACUUCGUCCUUUUAUCCACCAUAGCACAUUUACGCUGUCCGACCAGAAAGUGACUUGAUUCAAACUGACACUAAAGGUUCUUGAAAUAGAUUCCAUCAUCCUCAGUCCUAAGACUGCUGCCAUCAAUUCCAAAUCGAGGAAUGCUAGUGGCUGCAAGUGAUACUACUCUUGUCUUUGCCGCAACAACUCUUCUCGUGGUUGUUCCGCUUUUGUAAGUUGUCCUUGAGUAGACAACAGCCCAAUGUGCAUCUUUCGAAGCGUCUACAAAGGUGUAAAACGUUUGUGACAGCAUUUCUUCCCCCUGUCCUUAUCUAAGACUCCGCGAGACCUUAAUGGUGGAUAGAUCCUCCAAUUCGCGAAACUGUGAUCUUACUUUGUUAGCCAUCUAUGUUUGGAGUAAAUUGUCCUAGUCCAUCCCCACGAGCCUCAUUUCUUGAAGAUCUUGGCUCGGAUGAUGAAAGGCGCUAGAAAUCCGAUUGGGUAAAAUGCGUUGGCUAUUUUCUUCAGAAAAUUUCGUUUGGUGAGAGGAAGAUCUUUCUCAGAAGAGUUCGAUCUGAGAGUAAAGACAACUUCUUCUGGUAACUAUGCAACACCUAAUGUCUUCACCAUGGUUGCCCUAGUACUUGCGUAAUGCACCACUGAUGCUCUACUUUCAGUUGGGAUCCUUUUGAGAACUUUGGGAGAAUUUGUGAGCCACUUGUGAACUUGCAUUCCUGCCUUAGACCAAAGCUCGUUUAACUCUUCGCAAAGCCUUACUCCCUGGUCAUCGUUUGCGACCAAAUCCAUGCUGUCGUCCUUAUAAGUCGAUUUCAAAACUGUCUCCGCGCCCAUUGGAAAUUCGUCUCUGAGUUUCUCCGUAUGCGUCUUCACAACAAAUUGGGCUUGGAAUGAAGAAGAGUUAAGGCCAAAGUCAACUCGGUUGAAUUCGUACUCAGUGGGCCUCUCGUCUUGAUUCAGGACUCUCCAAAGGAAAGGCAAGUGUGGUCGAUCUCCUGGAGCGACUUCAAUUCUCAAGUACAUCUCCGGGAUGUCACACAUCAGAGCUACAGGGUUUCUUCGAAAACGGAGCAGAACACUUUUCAGUGCUCUUUGAAUUUUCGGCCCUUGAUGGAUGCGUUAUUUAAAGAGACUCCGUCGCACUUUGCAGAGGGAUCAAAUACGAUCCGUAUCUCCGUUUUUGUUAGUUCUGGCUUCACAUCAGGAAAGUGGGACAAGUAGUACUUCUUAGAUGAAUGCUUUUCUGUAGGGUCUACUUUGCGGAUAUAACCCUUCUUAAAGCACUGGUUGAUGGUCUUUCUGUAAAUCCCUCUCCCAUCUCUGAAUUCUUCAUUAAACGCUUCUUGAUGUUUAGAAAUCGUCUCAGAGCCAUUUUGUAAUUGUCUAGCAAUACAGAUCAGUCAUCUUUCCAGGGAAUCGCCUCUUGAUAUUUGCCUUCGACGCGUGUGAUGGAUUCUUCCAGUUCCUUUACAGCUGAUCUCUCAUCUGGGGUCAAUACUUCUAACACUUUUGAUAUCCCGUAAUCUUCAAAGCAAGCUAUCCACUAACUUUAUCUGACCCUUCUCGGUGCUGUUUAACAAAGUAGAUGUGCGUAAAAUUGGUCAGCAGACUUCCGCUUUUCUGGCCGUCAACGGGUCCCACGCAGGUCCAACCUAAGGGGUUAGCCUGGCUGCUGGUUCGCCUGUGGAUUGGCUGAGGCGAUCACGUGUGAUCUUCCUGUUUUCUCUUCGUUUGGUCCUUGAGAGGAUUACAGAACUACUUGGGUCGUUUCUCUUCCUGGUUUCGGUUCUCUUUGUGUGUUGGUGUUGUUUCAGUCUUCACUAGGUCCUCACGAUUUGUGUCAGUACGGCUCUUGUCAACGUGUAAAAGUCUAUUAUGAGUGUCUCUGCAGUUGUUCAUUCUACAAAUCCUAGUCCUGGUACAUGUUUGUCCGCGAUGGUCAGCUCCUAGAGAAUGAAACAAAAAGCUCAAACGUUUUGCAGUGUCCCAUCUUUGCUGAAUUCCUAGCUUUUUGAGCUUGUUACAUCGCCAAACGCCAUGUGGUCCCUUGCACACUUUUGCAUGGGCGAAAUUUCCGAGUUUCCGACUCUUGAGAAAUCCCGAAGAAUAAUCUCUCGCCACGGGUACGUCUUGAAUCAAUGUUCUUUUUGAAUAAUUAACUCCUCGAAUAGUCUCCGAAGCAACAGUUUGAAAUUCUGCUUCCCGCAAUACAAACUCCUUCAGGGUCUCGACCAAUUCCCAGUGACUGUUUUCAAAAUGCCAGCGAUUGUAUUGGGUGAGCAUCGCCUCGUUCUAUCUUUUGCACAAAUUAAUGUACAAUGUUCCUUUUCCGAGUUCUUCGUAGCGACCAGUCUCUUUAAGGUUUACCACGAUUACGUCCAAAAAAUCUGCAAUUUUUCGAUGUCUCCCGCGUUUCCACGACGGACGGUUUUGAUGUUUUCCAGUUCUUCGAGAUGUAAGGCUAUUUUUCUGCCCUCUCCGCCAAAUUUGUGUUUCAGUCCAGCCAGCUUCGUAACCCGCAGCAGAAUAUCCUAGUGGUUCCACGAUCUUUUUUGCUUCUCUAGAAAAAUGUUGCCGUAACUGAGGCAAUUUAUACUUGUGUGUGGCUGGAUUGCCAUGGAUGCUGCUUUCCAUCCUUUGUAUGCCCUUUUGUAACCGUUAAGACGGGAAUAGAACCACGCUUUAAUUGAUUCCACAUGUCUUGUCCCAGUCUCCGUUUUUCGUGCAGUUCUUUGAUUUCAACACCUUCGACUUCCUCGUCAAUUAAGCGUUCUUUAUACUUUUGGUCUUAGUCCCGAAGGGAGAUUAAAGUAUUUAAAAUGAUUGAGACACUAAACACUUUAAUCUCCCUAAUCACUCUACACAGCAUAUGGCAAUUUGCGGCCUACCCCUACGUCUAGACAGUUCGGAAAGCCGCUAAACUCUAGAGCAAAAAUUUAUCUUCCAAAUCGACACUCUUAAUCCCAACGGUAUCAACGAGCGCUCUUCAUUCAAUUAAUUUAUUCUUGUUUUCUGGUCACCAUAUUCCCACCCGACAGGCCUUUUCACACUCCAGCCUUUACUCUUGAGACUUAAUCUCGUCCUUUACAAUUAGCUUACUUUUCUUUUCGAUGCUUUUUUCAACAUGGCGUCGAUGAAUGUUCAAUGAAGCGUCCGUUGCCAAGCUCGAUAACUCAUCCUUUCGACCGUCCAAAAAUACUUGCACUCUAUCGUUCACAUCUGAAAUUCCGUUUCUAGUUUGUCCAUUUCUUCGUCGACUUUCCUUUGACUUUAAACGUCUUCUUCAUCAACCAUGUUAAGCACUUUGUUUUUACGCGUGUAAAGGCGUACUUCUGUGUGGCUUUUUCCUGAUAUUGAUUCUGCAGUCUUUCUUCGACGUCCUCUUGAAAUGUUUCCUCGCUGCCGUCCUCCAAGGAAUCUUCGCUCGCUGACAUGACCUUUUAGAAAAGCUCGCUUUGCUACCAGAAAAUGUUCUCAAAACGAAAUUGUUCUCAAAACGAAAUCUACUUAAUCUUCUUGGCCUUCGAAAAAUGACCCGGUUUUAUAUGGUAGAAAAAUUCUCACCAUGUUGUGAGAAUACUUGCACUAACACCCGUUCAUUAAUCCUUUUGUCCACCGCCUGACUUUCCUCUCGAUGAAGCUGAAAAUCCAUGAAUACCAUAGAAGGAAUCAGGUAUUUUGUGAGAGCAAAAGGUAUCCGAUAGGAUCACAAUAUCCAGUCUGUCCUGGUAAUUGCUCGGUCGUCUUAACAUUGCUCGGAUCUCCUCUAGCUUACUAUCUAUCAGGUGCUGUACAUUCCAUUAACAAAUAUGCUGACCGUUUAAGCUCUGAGCUUGACCGGGACCAGGCUGAAUCUCUACAUCAUUAGCCAGCUGAACGAGUAAUAACAAGAUAGAGAUAUUGAGCAUUAGUCGGUAACCGAGGAGAACUCGCGUAGAGUUUGAAACGAGUCCAUUAGAUCUCGUCGCACUGGAGUUUCGUGUUUGAUAGCCAUAAGUCUCUAUUCUUGGUCUAGAGAAAAUGCUUGAAGUGUAGAAUGCUUGGCUUUGAUGUUGCUUAGAUUUCUGAGAGCUGUAGUUAAUAGAACAGAGGUAAAAAAUACAAUAUAAUGCAGACUGAACGGUGAGCUCAAAGACCACGACCACCCACCAUCUUUUUUUUUGUAUCGGCAAAGCAACUAACGACCGAUUUAGUGAAUUGAAAUUUUUGGAAAACGUAUUGGUAAGAGCUAAGAAAUCAGUGAAACUGGAGAUAAUGGUUUUGGAAAUCAAGAAACUGCCGAAAACCUAGAGAUUUAUAUGUCAUUCACCAGCCGGGAGGCCUGUAUUGGGAAAUACUGUGCCCGACGUCUUAAUACUCGAGACAGAGGGCAUAGUUUUCCCAAUACGGACUAACUUAGGCUGAUGAACAACAUCUUUAUUUUUUCUAAAAUUUGAAAUGCUUGCUAAACAAAACAUAACGCUUAACAAAGGAACCCAAAUUAUUUAGGGUUGUUAAUACAGUAAGAUCCUCCAUAAACUGAACAAUUCCAGUUUUCCUCCCAAUUGCGAGUAGAUGGCAGGGAAAACAGUAAUAAUGCAAAUUAAAGAGAGAAGCCUCUACAAAACAUUUUUAUUUGGGUAAUAAUAGAGGUUUUUUUAUAGACUCCUGAGCAAACUUUCAAAAAUUUUUUUACAAAAGUCUGUCACAAUCUUACACCUGUCAAUUGGAGACGGUUUUAAGCUGCGUGUCUUUAGGCGACCAAACUGUUUUGAGGGGGAAAGAGAGGGAGAGAGAGAGAAGAGGGGAAAAGAGGCUUAAAAAUACUGCCCAGUCGAUAACACAAAAGAUAUUUUAGGAAAAUGGCAACGAAGCUAGGGAUGGACUCGGCGACUCACGAAAGCGUUAUUGGUGUUCAAUAUAACCAACGAACAGAUUGGCGAAGCUGGGUCCCAUUUUGAUGCCCAUAGCUUCACUAUGAGUUUGCUUGUAAAAGUUGCCCCGAAUGAAAAGCAAUUGGUCAUGAGUGUUAACACUAGUUCAGCUAAGAGGAGUUAUGUUUCUGAGCUAGGUUCCUUAACAGUAGGUUUAUCGUAAAAAUGUUUGGGGGCCAGGACACCUUCGCCAUUGGGAAUGACGGUACAAAGAGAUUUAAUUUUGUGUUCGCCUUAGAAAUCGAAAUCGCGAAAGAUCGUGUCGGUUGUCUUUCGUGUGAUAAUUUGACGAUGGGUGCUAUAACAUUGUUUAAAUAGCUAGAAAUAAGUUAGGAGGGACAACUUCAAGAAUGACAAUGGGUUGGUCUUGGCUGUUAGAUUUGUGGAUCUUAGAUAAAAAGUAACUACACAAAGUUUUUAGGAGUGGCGACGGUGAGAAUUUUUGCUUUUGCAGAAGCAGGCGGCUCCUGUUUUGUUAUAAGAUCUCUCUUGGUUCCUGAAAAAAUCUAAUUUGAAAUCGGGCGACAAAAAAUAUUUCGGUUGUUCUCACGCACCGAGAUGUCUCAACAAAAAAUAUUUCGAAUUUCGUAAAAGCAUUCUACAGUUUGGUGCAGUAGCAUCUGACGAAUACUCUGUCCAAGUUUCACCAAAAUUCCACAAAGGUAAUUCGCGUAAAAACCAACUUCGAGUUAAUGGCUUCCAUGAAAUUCACAGCUUUUCUCAACUGAUUUAGCACGCAUCAAUGCGGUCAUGCCGCCAACCAAUGAAACGCUACCUCGCCAGAAAAACAAAAUUUAAUACUAAAAUGAAGGCAAAAACUUUAUUGGUAAAAACAAAGAGGAAGGUUAGCCUAUUUUCGCUCAGUCAAAAUCUUUUACCUUUGAUAUCAACGGUCCAGGCUUUCUCUUAGAUUUUUCCCAUACCAGCUUUUCACUUCUUGACUAUUUCAUGACGACUAUUAUUUUCAAUGUUUUGAGAAAAGAUAAUAGUGAACCACGUGACAAGUCCUCAACUAUGAAUUAUGAAUUUAAAAAAAUACAUACAUGUAUCAUACGAAGGGGUAAACUGUCCGUUUACAUCUCGUAACUAUCACAAAAAUAUGAAGUGCAAUUGAAAAUGUUCCCUGAUUAACAUUAUUCCUCCAUAUACCUAAAAUAGAAUAUUCACGUUUAUAAUUUUUUUGACAGUUAACUUUUUAUUAUCUUGAAACAGCUGUACGUUUAGUGAAUUCUUAUUUACCGAGUUCUGGUCGAGUUGAAGUGCUGUACAAUGGUACAUGGGGAACCAUUUGUCACCACCAUUGGGACUUGCAAAAUGCUGAUGUAGUCUGUCGCCAGCUUGGAUUCGCGGGCGCAUUAGUGGCAACGUUUAGCGCAGAAUUUGGAGAAGGAACUGGUCAGAUAUGGCUGGAUGAUAUGCAAUGUAAAGGAGAUGAGACAUCAAUAUCACAAUGCGCUCACUCAGGUUGGGGAGUUCACAACUGUUGGCACUCUUCGGACGCUGGAGUAGUUUGCCAACCUGCAGGUGAGACGAUGAUACCCCUACACAAUGGAUUAUUCAAAGUAAACAAACCCUUUUAUUAAAAUGCUGCAAGUGUGUGUGGGUGACGCUAUAGGUAAUAAACCAACGCUAGGAAAAGUUCAAUUAAAACCAUCCAUAGCAGGAAGUUUAGGUCUGCGGUUCCUGAUUUGUUUAAACUUCAUCAGAAAUUACACUUUGAAAAAUUUUAAGGGGAUUCAUUUCAUUUGGACAUACAUCACAUACCCCGGUUAAGUAUUAUUUCCACUUCAACCAGAGAUAUUUUGGCGGACUCUUACGAAGUGAAACAAGCUAACUUAUACUUUCAAUUGGGCAACAGUUCGUUUGGUGAGCCCCACCAAUUCGCCGUCUUCUGGUCGUGUUGAAGUGCUGCACAAUGGUACAUGGGGAACCAUCUGUGACAACUCAUGGGACUUAAACGACGCUGAUGUAGUCUGCCAUCAGCUUGGAUACAGUGGAGCUUUAUCAGCGCCUGGUGAUGCAGCAUUUGGGUUGGGAACAAUUCAGAUAUGGCUGGAUGACCUGCAGUGUGUAGGGGAUGAGACGUCAAUAUCAGAAUGCAGUCACAGAGGAUGGGGAGUUCACAGUUGUGGGCAUAGUAAAGACGCUGGCGUUGUGUGCCAUCCUUUAGGUAAUUGAUUAUUAUGAUAUAUGAACUCCCCCUUGACAAAUGAAUGGCUUACAGAAUGUGUUGACUUUUCGAUGGUAAAAAUGAACGGGAAACCCUCACGGAUGAACUGCAAUAGGACCAUAGGGGAGCCUGUAGAAAAAGAAGCCUUAUAUAAUUAAGGCUUGGGGUAUGAUUCGAAAAUUUGCCUCGUAGAUACUUAUUGGGUUUAACCACUCGUGGGUUACAACUAUCGAACGAUAGACAAUUUUAAAGCGCAUAGUUUUAAUAUUUGGUGUAUCAUUUCGCAAAGUUGUUUGAAAGGCACAUCCAGUUCGGAACCUUCCUAAAGUUUCAGGUGGCUUUGAAGUAUUUGUGAAGAGAUUUUAAAAUUUGAUUAAAGUAUAUAAUUAUGUGACAUACAGAUAAUGGCGGUUCAGGAAUAAGACACUAGGUCUCCAAACUCGUUUUUUGAGUCUCAGGCGCAUAUGAGUCAAAUCCAGGGUGCUUCUAAGAGGUUGAGAUGUUUACAUAAAAGUAAUCAAGUUACAGUCAGAAAAAAAUGGGAUAUUUAAUUUGAAAUUAGUUUCGAGGUAGCCUUCAUAAAAAAAAUAUAGUAGUAUCAUCGAAGAGUUCACAUUUAGAAAUAACGAAACCAAUUUGAGCCACCUGAAAUAAACUCUGCUUAGGAGUGAGUUCAAGUUCAGAAGCAAAAUAGCUAUAGACCGAUGAAAAGUGAAUUCGUCAUCCUUGAUACCAAUGAUAAUAAUCAUACGUAUACAUGGUGCAUAAUUCUAUACGAAUAUCUUCUGUUGUGCAUUAGUUACAAAAAAUCCCCUGUGAAAUUCAAAAUGAAUUUCAGGGUCAUUGGCACCCGCAUGUGCACUCAGCCCCUCUUUCAACCGUUACUCUUGCAUGCCAUGAUGUCCAGUAGCCGUCUUGUCAUCUUGAACUGUGCUAUUGCCGUCGUUUGCUGAAAGGGCAAUCUUGUUUAUUGUGUUAGUGAAGAUCUGACUUCGUAUCACGUGAUUCCUCUUAAAAACUUGUUUAAACACGUUUCAGGGUUUCUUGAGAUUGUCAUGCCACAGGAUCAGCAUCAAUGCUGUAUCUUGUUAUGAAGAUGUUGUGAAAAUAAUCUCCGUCUUGUUUUCAAAAAUAUCCUCAUAAAUAAUGAUCAUCUGUAUUAAUUCCUCUUUCAGUUAAGUUGAGACGCUUUUUUCCGUUACAGCAGAAAGAAGUGUUUACUUCACUCUUCCUUCUGCUGGGUUUGCCCUUUUAUUGAAACUUGGUUCAAUAUCAAUGAAAUCUUAUCUAAAACCCUCUCCUCUCUGAAUUCUGAAUAUUUUUUUGUUUUCUCCAACGACAAUGAAUGGUGCACUUUGUCUUGAUUUUGGUCUUGUCUCUCCAAUAACAUCUCUAUCUUUUUCAAGAGAAAGAAAAAGAAAACUUAAAGGUCUCCAAUGAAGCUGUUUCUUGUAUAUAUUGCUGUUCUAUUUGAACUCCAUUUAUUUAUAUUAGUAACACUCAAGACACUCACGGUAUGAGGAAGAUGAUCAUUACAAUGAUUAAAUUUUUAUAAAAGGAAGAUCGAAUCGCCAAUUUUAGGGAAAAAGAAAAAGUGUCUUUCGUUGUUUGAUGAAGUGGAUAUUUUGGUCUGAGUGAAAUUGUAUUGCUUUGUGUUGUAUGGUUGCUCAAUCCUGACUGGUCGAAAGCAUAAACACUGAAGUAAUAAUAACGAAGUUCUUCACUGUCUGAGUUUUGGUUUUUGUGAUACCAGCAUUUUUCCUUUUCUUUGACGAAUGCCUUGGUAAAGAGAUUUCUGUUUGCACAUUUUGACAAAAAAAAAAUGAAAAGAUUGUUUCUAUUUUUCGUUAUCUACAUACUUCUUGUUUGCAGCGUCUUCGUUUUCAGUUGGAUAGGCAAGAUCAAACCAAUCGAACUUUAACGAUACCAUUAUUCUCUUACAUGUCCCCUUAUUGGGAUUUUUUUUCUCUAAGGUGAGAGGUUCGGCAGCCUUGAAUCUACUUGCAACAUCAACAAUUGUCCAUGCAUGCCUAUAGACCUUCCUCACUCUUGGGUGUCUGUGAUGAGGAAGGAAAAAAAAAUUCAGAUUGAUGAGCUGUAUUCGAGAAUAGCCUCGAGGCAGGCAAAUAAAUCUACCAGAUGGCUAACUUCAUCGGCCAAAGCUUUGCAACAUCCUCAGACAUUCUGCCUUCUUUAGGCAACUUCUUAAAUUCAUCGGCCAAAGCUUUGCAACAUCCUCAGACAUUCUGCCUUCUUUAGACAACUUCUUAAAUGAAGGCAAUUCCUUCCAUAAGCCUUUUGAGCUAUAAUAAACUCUUGAAAUCUUUCUUCCCAUUUUAUUUGUGGAUUCACAAAAAACUACUGACAGCCAAUCCCAGACCAAAGCUCCAGCCUCAACUUAGAUCACUCCACCUUGCUUUUGUUGUGGUCUAGGCUUGUAGAAUUCAGAAAACUGUGGCUCAAGAUCUUGAUUAUGUGCCUUGUUUUCUAGCUUAAAAGCCUAAUCCGUAUCAGUAAAAUAAUGCUUUUCCUGUGCCUUGACACGGUCAUUAGCUGCAAUCCAAUCGAGGAGCCUUGUUCAAUUCUCUUUAAGCUUCUCAAAGACCACCUGAUACUUCUCCAUAGCGAUAUCAUGUCUCUCCUUCUCCUCUUAACGAUAUUCUGGUCUUCACUCAAAUACUUUGCGAAAUAGCUUCCACCAACAAAGGCAAUCGCAUUGAUGAGCGCUCCUGCAACGACUAUUACUAUUCUUGCCAUAUAUCUUAAAAGAAAAUCAUUCUUUUGACUCAAGGAGAGCUUUUCAAUAUAGCUCAUAAAAAUCUUGACGAAGCCGCCCUUCUCUUUCCAAGAUGUAAAGUGUGAAGGCAGCUUCACGAAGCAAGAAGAUAGCACCAAACUUCAAGAUCUUCUUUGUAAAUUCAUUGACCAUUUUUGAGAAGGUAACAUCUUUUGCAAGAAAAGCGGUUUCGACCACUUCACGCAGUUCAUGAGAUUAGAAACUUUCCUAGAAAUCCAUCCGAUUAUAGUUGCAGCAUUAGUCACUGUUUUUACCAGCUUAUUAUCAGACAGUUAUUUUACUUAGCAAACAAAAAAGAGUCCACUGGUUUUACUCUUUCUUGAAUCUGUGAUUGUGUUGGUUGAGGGCUUUGAGGCUGUAGUUCUGGUUUUCUACUGAGAGCCAUCACCUCUUUCCUUUGAUUGCAGAGUCCAGCCAGAUCCUGUCUUCUUUUCCUUUUCUCAGCUGCAACCCCCCUGUGUCCUUUGGUUCUGUUUUGUUCUCGGCUAAGGCCACCUUUUGAGCUACUGGUUCUCCUUCAGUCUUGAGUUCUUCACCAUCCAUUUUAUAUUUUGAAAAAUAAUUUUGAAGUUCUUACACAAGAACGUACACAAGCACUUACUCAAGUUCCUACCCAACACCUGACACAAGUAUUUACUCAAGUUCCUAUCAAGUCAUGAUAAGAAAUUGAUCAGCCUCUUUACAAGGCUACUAUCUUCUGAAGCUGAUUCCUUCACAAAAUCAACAUCCUUGGCGGUCAGAAGAACAGUACUUGCAAUUGUCAUGUACUUUCCGUACCUUAGACUCAAUCCACCAGCAAUCAUUUCAAGUUCUCUCUUAACCAUGAAGUUAUCGUUCAAAUCCUUCAGAAGCUUUCUUUCAUCAAGAGGAAGAAGACUUGACAAUGCUUUGCAUGAGAGCUCGAGAACCGUUCCACGAUGGCUUCGCAACUUUUUGUUGAGAAGGAAGUCUCAUAUCUUUUGAAGUACUUCUCAACGACUUUUUCGGAAAGCUUCUUGACUUGAUCCCGAGUGAGAGAUAAAUCAAUCGUUUCAUUCGCUUUACCACUUGCAACGGGAAUUGCAAGCUGCUCUCAAUGAUCCGAAUCAUUUGUGGCUUCAGCCUCGAGAAUACUUGUAACAUCUUAUGUGGCUUCUUGUUCGGCCGUAUCACCUUCUAAAGAAGUCACAUGUUAAAUUUCAAAAUCAAUAUUGAAGGGGUUACCAAGUGAAAAGAUGAUAGAUAAAUAUUUCGCUCCAGUGAGCUUUGCUCUUAAUUCCAUCUGUUCAUUAUUCGUCAACUCACUCGCAUAACUCUCUAAUAUGAUCUUUAUGUUCUCUCUGAAUGGUUUUGCGAUACUUGUCAUCUGCUGAUGACAAGGAGGACCGAAAUAUUUAUUCCCUCAUGUCUGGCGCCGAAUGCCAAGUUAAAGAGUUCAUUCGUCCUGUGCUUCGCAUCUAUUAAGGCAGCACAGUCAUCGAGAUUGAUCAGUGUAUUAGUUCCUCCGAAUGCUCAGAUGAUCUUGAGACAAUCAUCGAUCUCGUCUUGGAGUGGAGUCAAGACAAAGAAGUCCUUAUAACUUCCUGCAAAACCAUCAUAUGAAAUGUUGUGGAUAAAUGUCGGGAAAUUAUGAAGAAAUAAUCAACCAUUCCUCGGAAGGCGCUGCUCAACAGGUUUACCAAGUAUCUCGUAUGUCCUGAAUUGUAGGUCUGACUGUUAAUGAAGUGAAUGGAAUAUCAUCAGGAUUCAAAUUGUAUUACAUUUGAAGAUUUGAUUGAAUAGUGUCUUUGAGAGAAAGAGCUUAUUUCAUAUUUUACUAUUAUUCUCUUAUCGUUGUUAGCACUCAAAGCUAUCUUUUUGAUAGUUUCAGUGAAGAUUUUAUGCUUAUGUGAUCCGACUAUAUUCAACUUUCUCAUUCGCAUAGUUCCGUUGAAUAAACCCUCCCUAUUGUCUUCAUGAGAAAUAUUCUUUUUUAUCAAAUGUUCUUUACCCCUUUACACUUCUUCUCCUCUUUUCCCUCAAGCAUCUUGGAACUGUAAAUCUCUGCUCUCAACCAAAAGAAAUCUUCACUGAUCUUUCCCCCAGCUUCAUCUUUCAUUAUGCCCACAACCUUCUGGUUGCAUCCGGUUAGAAUACCAGAAGGGUGAUCUUUAGGGUAGUUUCCUGUUUCAAACUUGUCUUUCACAUCGUAGUUGAUGUCUUUCAAGAAGUCAUCGCUUUCAAUCUCUUAAGCAAGUCCGUCAGUAUCUGUGGAGAGCAGCUUUGCACGAUCUCCAUAUUUAGAUUUGAUCAAGUUGCGGUGAAACUCGCACAUCAACAUUUCGCUAAUAUCGAGGAUGCUCAUUCCGCAAAAGACAGGCUUAUUGAAUACUUCGUUCGCUUCACAUGGAUUUCAAAGACAUUUUCAUCGAAUAUGGUCAAUCGCUUGAAGUUUGGUUUUGCUUCAAGUUUCAAUGCCUUCAUGCGGUUUUUUACUUAUCUCACAUCCACGUGAUUCCUGGUGUUUUCCAUCGUCUUUCCAAAGACAGAGAUAUUCAUAGGCUUGAAGAAAUCCUUUUUGAAGCAAUUUUUUUCAUUCGCGCGCAACCUCGUGUUGAACUCGGUGUGGCUUUCUACCCAAGGCUCCUCUUUGAAGAUUAUUCCUCUGUAAAUCUUUUCUAUCUUCAAACCGCGAUCAAGAUAUUCUUUGCAGUUCUUAUGGUGAAUGAUAUACCUCUGUUUGUAAUUGAGAUCCUGAUUCAGCUUCUCUACCCUAUUGAUUAAAAGCCUAUCAUGAGCAAGUAGGAAGUCGUUAUGCAAGUCAUGAAGCUCUUUUAGACAUUCAAGGUCCAACUCAAGAAUGCAAGCAACAUCUCUACAAUUUUCAAGUUCAAGGUCAAUCAUCCACUUGAAAUAUCCAACAGGAAGAGAGUAACACAUUGCCCAUCCGUAUAAAUAAUUCGCACAAAGAUAGAAGAUGUAUUUCGUUGGCUUUGCAUCAUCACAUAUCAAAUCACCCGUAUAUGUGUUGUUUGCCCUUUCAUAGUGGUUUGAGAUCACUGAGACCCCUCCCGGAACUCCUUAUUUAAUCAUCAAUUAAACUGUUAACUUUUCUUUGCUUGAGAAGUGGUUCAGAUACCUGAGGCAAUGUUCUUUUGCUUUCUUAUCCUUGGAGGUUUGACUUGGGAGUAACUGUCCAUGUCACUUAUCAGGCAUUAGUGCUUCAUUUCACUAUCUGAUAUGAGAAGAAUGUUGACCUUUUGCCUACUAUUUUCCUUCUUGCCAACACUCUCAAUUCUAAAUUGUCUCAUGAAAUCUCUCAAUCCGCUGCCUGGUUGACUAAUUCUGCGUUGAUUGCUUUUAUCACUUAUCUUUUUUAUUUCUCCUUAUCGUUCCUCGUCAUCUGAUGACUACAUAGUUAUUUUGUAGAAUUAAGGCGGAAUGGACAAUCUAAUCAAAAAUAAAGUAAGAGAUCAACACUAUCUGUAAGGUACCUUAUUAAAAAGCCAAACUUAAAAAAAUAGGUGCUAAUAGGAGCUAAAAAUCCAUUCUACUGGUUGUGAACAUAGACAAAACGAUUCAGCAGCAGGACACCUCAAAUAACUUCUUAAUUCUACGAAUGCAAUAAAAGUGAUAGACAGCAAAUGAACAAGUCCUUUGGAUAUGGCUUAACCAUUUCAAAACAGAGCAGAUUUUCAGGUUUCAAUCCCCGAUUACAAUUAGCAGUGCGCUGCUCAAACAUCUUGCUCUACAUCUGAAGUGACUACAUCAUGCAAUAAGCGACAAUAGUGAACAACAGCAACCUAUUUAGGAGUUAAGGCAUUGAAGGGCUUGAAUUCCGAUAUUUCUCCUUUCUCUGUGUUGAAUUUUCGCGGGGCACUGCAUAGUAAAUACGAAUCAUAGUAUCAUAGUCAUUGUUGGGUUAGGACAUUUUUAUAGUUUGCAGUUUGUGCUUUUUUAAAAUUCCUACCGGGAGAACGUUGAAAAGAACAGUUAUGACAUAGGACGUUUUUUGGGGCGCGCUUCCACCCUAAGAAAAUUUUUUUUUUGUUUCAAUCGUCCCAAUUUCUUACCAGGAAGACAAAAUUUCAUUUGCUAGCUCUGCGUUAAUAGUUUGUUACUAUUUUCAUUCUAACAGUUAUUCGUUUGGUGAACCCUUACAAUUUCUUACGUUCUGGUCGUGUUGAGGUGCUGCACAAUGAUACAUGGCUAACCGUUUGUGGCUCUCAUCACUGGGAUUUACGAAACGCUAACGUAGUUUGUCGCCAGCUUGGAUACGAUGGAGCCUUACAAUCAUCGCGUUAUACAGAAUUUGGACGACGAACUGGCCAGGCAUGGUUGAAAUAUCUGGAUUGUACAGGAAACGAGACAUUAGUAUCACAAUGUCCUCUGAGAUGGAGAACCCGUCGUUGCUGGGACUAUUAUAAUGCUGGCGUGGUGUGCCAACCUACAGGUAAGACAGCUAUAAAACUAUACAGUACAUUGAUCAAAAAUUAAUAGUAACCUUUUGGCCCACUCACAUUUUGUUAAUUGCCCCUUCAUUUUGGUUUAAGCAACGAUAUUUGCACUGAAUCAACGUGAAAAUGUUAAUGCGACGAAAAUUACAUUAAGAAAGCUAUUUGAUAAACGUUAUAUUGAAUUUGUCGAAUUAACCCUUUUUUUGUAUUGUGUAAUAACUUCCUUAUUAACCGACCGUGAGGACCGAGGUCGUAUUCCUUGGUCGUGGCAGGAAGGACCAUAAGAAGCUUCUUAUAGUGGAUCUUACAGUGUGCGCAUCGUGGCCCCAUCAGUUGUCAAAGUGGUAGUAACCCAUCAAGCUGAUAAAAUUUGUUGACCUUAUGACCAUACUUACGGGGUGCUACUUUUAACAUGUGCAUUUCUACACCAUAGGUUUACGUUUUUAUAAGCAGGCGAGUCUGUAGCCUGACGUUCUUUGAUUGAAUUGUGUGAAUAUACUAUUUCGCUGAAGUUACCUUAAAUAUAAUGAUAUUUGGGUGGCGUUUAAAUACUCAGGCUCAGGCGUUCAAUUGUGUUAUUCUUACAAAUGCUGAUAUCCAUUCCUCGACAUAUGCAAUUUUUCACAAAAUAUAUGAGUUUUGCCUGGUGGGAAUCUGGAAAAGGAAUUAUUCUCCUGACAAGGCCAUAAAUUAUAGAGCGUCCCCAUCUUUUGAUCCGUGUGUUUAAUUUGACCUGCCUCAGACCCUUUAAUCCGUAGGGACAACGAGAUUUAGGGUUGCUGUUAUGUAUUUUGACGAACGAAGUUUAAAUCCACUAAAGGCUAAAAAGAGCUUGACUUCCCGCCAAACUCUAUACAAUUAAUGACUGGUCCCUAAACUCCCAUUAAUAAAUUCUUUAACAGCCAAUGAGGAAUUCUGAAAAAGUGAAGGGCUAACUAGAGCUUCACUUUAGGCUUGCUUAAUCUGUAUAUCACUAAGAAUAAACUUAUUUAUUUUGAAUUUGUCGGCUUUCUCGACAAAAUACAUGGCUUUCACCGAUUCCGUGGAAACAGUUCGAAUGGCAAAAAACGGAGCAACUAGGAACCAAUCAGAACACCCGAAGUGUCGGCAAGCUUCGCGGAAGGUGUGGGUCACAAGAAGCAAAUGACGAGUUAAUAAGUAUUGACGGACCUGUACGGCUCCUGCCGUUCGCAAGCGAUUUUAAACUUCUGUCUUCAGAGAUUCCCUCUAAAAAGGAUAUAUCUUAAUGAUUUUCCUUUGAAAUGUGAUUAAGUACGUUGGUUUUGAAUGGUGUGCCAUUUCCCUUUCAGUAAAAAUUCUUGAUGUUCACUGAAAAAAUUUUCUGUGUGCUACUUUCUUCGUUUUUACCUACCUUUUUAUCUACCGGAACAGAUAAUUCCAGACAUAGCAGGGUAAUUUAGUGUUAUCAACAGAGUCGAAAAAGCAAGUUGGCCACAGUAAAGAGUUAAAAGGCUGAAGCUUCGAGCGUUAGCCCUUCAUCAGAAUAAUGGGAGGAACGAUGGGUUGUGUGUGGGUUUAGAUGCAGAAAAUGGAGCUACGCUAUUGGUGGGAAUGUAGGGAAGAAAAAACAAGAAUAAAUUAGUUGAAUAGGAAGCGCUCGUUGAUACCUUGGGGAUUAAGAGUCCUGAUUAUAGAUAAAGAUAAGAUAAAUUUUUGCUCUUGAGUUUUGCGGCUUUCCGAACGGCCUAGAUUUAAUAAAAGCUGCAAACUGCCAUAUGCUGUUUAGAAUGAUUAGAGAGAUUUAAGUGUCCAGCAACUGGUUUGGAUGCUUCCUUGUUAUUUCUUUCUACGUCGCGAAGGUGUUCUUGGAAUUGGUCACUUAGUCGACUUCCUGUUUCACCAAUGAAUAACUUUUUGUAAUAAGUGCAAGUUAUGCAGUAAACGACAAUGGCGGAGGUGCACGUAAAGUGACCAGUAAUCUUAAUGGAUCUCUUGGGUUCCGACAUUUUCUCUACGUUAUGAAUAAAAGGACAAGUUUUGCAUCGUGAGCGAGCGCAUUUGAAAGUUUCAGAUUGGUCAUUGGUUUGAAAUGAACUUCUGACCAAAAAGUUCCCUGAGUUUUUGUCACGUUUGAAUGAAAUCACUAGAGGUUGCGAAAAGAUAGUGCCAGUCUCUGGAUCGUUUCGGGGUAAUUUAAAGUUUUGAAGAAUGAUAGAUUUAACUGCAUGGUUGUGAGGGUGAAAUGUGAGAGUGAAUGGAAUGCUAUAAGUAUUUUCCUUCUCAGCCGUCUGUAAUGCUGACUAUCGAUCGAUUUGUUAGGCACGGUGGUGGCCCUCUUGAUAGACAGAGACAGGAUAGCCACGUUUAUCGAAAAACUAGCACAUUGCCUCUGAUUUUUCAGAGUUAUCAAGUCUACUUGCUUGAGUUCCUUCCGAAAGCUUGAGAGAUUUUUUUUGUAAUUGAAUUUUUUUUCAAGCUGUUAUUCUGUCCAAAAGCGGUAACUCCCUUUUGGCGUUCUGAAAAUAGGAAAAUUUCUUUGCAGUUUGCAUCGUAGCGGAAAUAUUGUUCACUGAUCGUGAUAGAGGUUUCUACUAGACAUAAGAGAUUCAGUGGCCAGAGUCUAUUUCCAUUGAAGUUCCUAUAGGCGCUAGUUUGCGAAAAAUAUCGCCGAAAGUCCAUCAUUUCGGGUCGCAUUGCACUUCGAGAAUCGAUCAGUUAAAAAGGUGUGUUGUGUUUUUAUUGUAGAACUCCUUUCUCUGCCUGACCUCUUUCCUCUUCUUUUUACUGUUUGAAGUGCCUUCCAAAUCGACACAUAAAGUUGCAUAUUCACACGAGUUACACUUAUUCUACUUGACCUACAUGUAACUCAUUACAUAAAGUGUCUGCUCUUUGCUUUCUAGCACACUUUAGCGCCGAUAGGCAAAACAUUGUCAGAUGGCUUCCUCCAAUAUGACUCGAUAACAACCUUCACAGGCGUGAAUUGGUAACGCGUUUAUUUAAACAAACACCGACGCCCCGAAAAAACUUCAGUUCGCUUUUUCUUGUUACAAAGUGUUUUGGUUUGAAUUCUGGUCUUUGAAGAGUCUGUUCUCUGCUGGUAAUCGAUCGAUUUUCGUAAAAUUUGGAGAUAACCACGGAAAGACCCUGACCCUUUAUAAUAAGUAUUCAUCCAAAAAUGGAAUCAUGGGCAAUUGAUUUCUGAGGCUGCUUCUUAAAACAGAACAUGCAUUGACCAGGUAUCUAUAAGUUUGAAUGACGAAGCUGUUGAAUCUCAAUUUCCUGAUUACAAUCUUGUUGGUGUGAUACUGCGAGAACUUAUAAUGUUUUGAUUGAUGUUUUCCCUUAAAAUAAAAUUAAAAUGUGUUAACUAAUGUGAAAAAGGAGCAUUUAUAAAAAUAAUUCGAGAAUUGUUUUUAUAGAAGAUUUCUCAAAAAUGACUUCUUGUUUUAGGUUUGCUUAGUGUAUAAUUUGAAAGGAUAGCUGGUUUAUGGUCGUUUAUGAUUUAGUAAUUGAUAUCAUUAUUGUAUUUUGAGAGUUAGAAUUAUUGAUACUGAAAAAAUUCUGAUGUUAUUUUUCUUAAAUGUUCCUAAUAAUAUGCAACUAUAACAUGAUUUUGAGAAAAAAUAUAACUAUUUCUUAUUUUUCUUUUGUAGUUCACAUAGUGUUCACAACAUGUGCGACACCAUAAAACAGAUUGAAUAAAAGUUUAGUUAAAUAUAUUUUAAAAUUGAGGUUCAGAUAUUAUGGACAAGCUAAACAAAUGUUCUCAACCAUGCUAACCAUGCUACAAAUGAAAGCAGUGGCAUCUUAGCGAGUGAAUAAAUAGGGUACGAGUAUUAUCAUAGCUUCCACUACUGAUGUUAGAAGAACUGGGAAGGUGAAAUGUUCUGGAAUAAUGUGACAAUUCUUUUUAGCAACCUAUGUGAGAGGUUUGGCUUUGUCAGGCAGUUCUAUAAAUACAAACCGAUCUUAGAAAAGAGUUACCGAAAAUACUCUAAGGAAAGUCAUAACAGAUUUUUCCACGCAUCAUUGCCGCUCAAUUAAUGACCGCAACAGGAUUGAUUAAGCGAGCUCAGUUAAAUGUUGCUAAAAAUUUCUAUGUAGCAAACAUGCAGAGUUAUUAAAUAGUACAGAUUGACCUUUUUAGUCUUGUUCACUUAAGACCCAAGGCAGUUUACUCGUCCAAUUUUAACUUAAUGCGCUUAUUACUGUACUAUCCCACAAAUAUAGCUUUAGGAUACCUACCUUUUUAGGGAACAUUGCUCAGGUUCAAUGAUUCAACAUUUGUUUUUGAAAGAAAAAACAUUUUUCUUAUAAUAACCUCUCUCACUAUCUUUUUGUCAGAAGUUGAAGUUGAUUUUCUGCGAAUUUAGUUCACAUGGGGAUCAUUCCAUUCGGUGCUCUUGAAAUGUGUUAUAAAAUUGUUUUUGAUUUAAAUAGGUAAUUAGUUUGUAUACAAUAGACAGAACAUGACAUGUCCGCUUGAGGAUGCACACUUAACUUCUCAAGUUGCAGUUAUCUUUUCUUGUUCACAUUUUGACUUUUUUUUCCUUAUUCGUGAUAUUGGUAACACUAUUUGUGGCAACACUAACAGAAGUUCAUAUUAUUUUAUUUUCCAAUCGAACAAUCUGAUUAAGUACAGUGAUGCUUACACUUGAAAAGUGUUAAAUGGGGGUUCCUUUUACUUUGAUAAACAUUUCAUGGCAAUAUCAUAAGUCUUUUUCAAAAACCCUUACAAAGUGCAAUUUCCUAAUUUUAAUCUGUCAUCUGUUAAAUUUACGAGCUCUACCGGUAUAUUAAUUGGUUAACUACAACUGCUACGCUAAAAAAAGUUCGUUUACGAACUUGGUGAGCCCCACCAGUUCUCCGUUUUCUCCUAGAGGCUUGAAUUGCAGUCGUUCAACGGUAACCAAAAAGCUUCUGUAAUCUCUCUAGUUGGGCAUUUGUCCAGUACCUAUUUUUAUAUUUGUUCCAUCGAGCUAUUUAUUAAAUUCCAUUUAUCAUAUUUUUUUUAUACUUUUUAUUCAGCGUUUGCGAUAAUUACGUCAUGUUACAUGCGUUACAUAAGUUUAUAAUUUAUUAUUAUUAUUAUUAUUAUUAUUAUUAUUAUCGAUCUGGUGAGUACGUAAGUAGGAGGAUUAUUUCAGUGAGGUAAAGUGUAAUAGUAACCACAAAUACGAAUACUGAUCUAAUGCAAUGAGUUUCACUGUGAUAUUUUUUUUUAGCCAUAAAGACAUUUAAUUAGACGAACCUUUGUCACGUAAAGCUUGCUAAUGUACAGUUAUGUUCUCAUAUUGACCACAGUUCGCUUGGUGAGCCCCGGUAAUUCACCGUCUUCUGGUCGUGUUGAAGUGUUUUACAAUGGUACGUGGGGUACUAUUUGUGACAAUUCAUGGGAUUUACAGGACGCUAAUGUUGUUUGUCAUGAUCUUGGAUACGACGGAGCUUUAUCAGCACCUGGUGAUGCAGCGUUUGGACAAGGAACCGGUCAGAUAUGGCUGAAUGACGUCAAAUGUGUAGGAAAUGAGACAAUGAUAGCUCAGUGCAGUCACAGAGGAUGGGGAGUUCACAACUGUGGGCAUCAUGAAGACGCUGGUGUGGUGUGUCGACCCGCAGGUAUGGUGAAAACCUGUGCACAUACUAUUACCAUAUUGCCUAACGAGUUAACACUGGAGACACCAGCUCUACAAAAUUCGCGGUUACAACUCUGUUUUAGUCUUACUCUAACUUCUUGGUGAUAAUCAAUGAAAUUAAGGAAGUUGGCAUUUAUGUAAUUAAUAAUGCCAGAGUGAAAAAAAGUGUGUCUAUUAUUCAAUAGACUUAAUUUCCUAUGAUAGACAAGUAAAUCGCAGAUUGAGGUUAAAAAUUAGUUAAACCUUAGAUAAAAUCUAUUCGGUGUUCCGUUCAAAAUGAAUAAAAUUCUGUUCAGUCAAUCAGAAGGCUUUUUGUAUCGUUUCGAAGGAAGACACUUGUUUAAUGGGUCUCAAUAACUUGAUUUUAAGCGUAAGAUGGUUUUUGUCUUGUCAAAAGCGUAGAACAAAGAGUCUCUAUAAAGAAUCAAAGUGCUUUAUUCUUUUUAAAAUAUUCGCUGCGAGAAUCGAUACAAUCUGUAUAAUCAUUACAAAUUUAUCAAGAUUAUUGGUUCUUCAGUAACCGAUUAAUUCAUAUUUCUGUAAUAACAGCUGUCCGUAUUGUAAAUUCCCUCAAUUCAUCGCGUUAUGGUCGUGUUGAAGUGCUGUACAAAGGUGUGUGGGGAACCAUUUGUGCCGACUAUUGGGACUUGCGUGACGCUGAUGUAGUAUGUCGCCAGCUUGGAUACGAGGGAGCUUUAUCAGCACCAAUAUUUCGUUACCCAACAUCUGGACAAAACACUCGACAGAUAUGGUUAAAUGGAGUAAAUUGCGAGGGAAAUGAGACAUCGAUAUCAGAAUGCAAGCACCUGGGAUGGGGAGCUCUCGACUGUCGGUAUUAUUUUGAUACAGGCGUAACAUGCCGACCCACAAGUAAGGCGAUGAAAAAAAUUUUCUUCCUUUCUUUUUUUCGUAUGCUCCUUCGAAUCGAUGGUUAUUAAACGAAUUACAUUGUAUUCACCCAAGGCUAACCUGCGUAACGGGUGCUAUCAUGAAUCCGUUUACUUCUUUCUAAUCAAAUUUUAGAGAAGGUAUUUUGAGAAGUUCUCCUUCAUUUGAUUUAAUUGUCUUUUCGAGUUUUCCAGCUCCAUAUUUUAAAACUACCAAUAAAAAAGUAGAAAUAUAUAUAACUAUAAACUAUAACAAACAUUAAUGGUGAACCUUUAAAGCAUUGAAAUAAACUGUAGCACGUGAAGUGAGCUGCAUUGUUUUUCGCUCUGAUCAUAGUUCGCUUGGUGAGUCCCAGCAAUUCACCGUCUUCUGGUCGUGUUGAAGUGCUGUACAAUGGUACAUGGGGAACCAUUUGUGACAAUUCGUGGAAUUUACAGGACGCUAAUAUUGUUUGUAAUGAGCUUGGAUACGAUGGAGCUUUAUCAGCACCUGGUGAUGCAUCAUUUGGACAAGGAACUGGUCGGAUAUGGCUGGAUAACGUUAAAUGUGUAGGAAAUGAGACAAUGAUAGCUCAGUGCAGUCACGGAGGAUGGGGAGUUCACAACUGUGGGCAUCAUGAAGACGCUGGUGUGGUGUGCCGACCGGCAGGUAUGGUGAAAACCUGUGCACAUACUGUUACCAUAUCAAUAACUGUACACUUUGGGUGACUAACGAGUUAACACUGGAGACACCAGCUCUUCAAAAUUCGCGGUUACAACUCAGUCUUAGUCUUACUCUAACUUCUUCGUGAUAAUCAUUAAAGUUAAGGAAGUUGGCAUUAAUGUAACUAAUAAUGCAAGAGUGAAAGAAAAGUGUGUCUCUAUUAUGCAAACGACUUAAUUUCCUAUGACAGACUAGUAAAUCUAAAAUUGAGGUUAAAAAUUAGUUAAACCUUAGUUAAAACCUAUUCGGUGUGUCCGUUCAAAAUGAAUAAAAAUUUUGAUUCUGUUCAGUCAAUCAGAAGGCUUUUUGUAUCGUUUCGAAGGAAGGCACUUGUUUAAUGGGUCUCAAUAACUUGAUUUCAAGCGAAAGAUGGUUUUUGUCUUGUCAAAAGCGUAGAAAGAAUCGAAUUUUAAUUUUUUUUAAAAGAUUCGCUGCGAGAAUCGAUCCAAUCUGUAGGAUUACAACAUUUAUCAAGAUUAUUGGUUCUUCGGUAACCGAUUAACUCAUAUUUCUGUAAUAACAGCUGUCCGUAUUGUGAAUUCCUUCAAUUCAUCACGUUUUGGUCGUGUUGAAGUGCUUUACAAAGGUGUGUGGGGAACCAUUUGUGCCGACUAUUGGGACUUGCGUGACGCUGAUGUAGUUUGUCGCCAGCUUGGAUACGAGGGAGCUUUAUCAGCAUCACUAUUUCGUUACCCAGCAUUUGGACAAAACACCGGUCAAAUACGGUUGAAUGGAGUAAAUUGCGAGGGAAAUGAGACAUCGAUAUCGGAAUGCAGGCACCUAGGAUGGGAAGGUCACUGUUGGCAUUAUUUUGACGCAGGCGUAGUGUGCCGACCCACAAGUAAGAGGAUAAAACACCUAAGUAAAGAAUCAAAAAAAUUUUCUUCCAUUCUUUUUUUCAUAUGCUCCUUCGAAUUGAUGUGUAACAGUUACUAUCAAGGAUCCUUUUACUGCUUUCUAAUCAAAUUUUAUAAAAGGCAUUUUGAGAAGUUCUGUUUCAUUUGAUUUAAAUAUCUUCUCGAGUUUACCAGCUCCAUAUUUUAAUACUACUUUCAAAAAAAUAGAAACAUGUAUGUAACUUCACACUACAAACAUCAGUGGUGAACCAUCAAAGUAUUGAAAUAAAAUACAGAAUGUGAAGUGAGCUACAUUGUUUUUCGCUCUGAUCAUAGUUCGUUUGGUGAGUCCCAGCAAUUCGCCGUCUUCUGGUCGUGUUGAAGUGUUUUACAAUGGUACAUGGGGAACCAUUUGUGACAAUUCAUGGGACAUAAAAGAUGCUAAUACAGUCUGUCGCCAGCUUGGAUACGAUGGAGCUUUAUCAGCACCCGGUGAUGCAGCAUUUCGACAAGGUAUUGGUCAGAUAUGGCUGGAUGACGUUAAUUGUAUACGAAAUGAGACCUUGAUAGCGCAGUGCAGUCAUGGAGGAUGGGGUGUUCACAACUGUGGGCAUGGCAAAGACGCUGGCGUAGUAUGCCGACCUGCAGGUAACGCCACAUCUUGCGUUCAAUAUAUCAAUAUAUAUUUAUUUACUGAGGAUAUUGCUUUUACAGUUUUGCGACUUGGGUUCAGUAUCGGUCUUGACGUAUGAAUUGGCCCUUUUCACUGGGUGGUUGACCGCACGUGCAGGCUAGAUGAGGCGAAUCAUGCGCGCUCUCAUCUGCUACCAUGGGAGCUUGGUGGGGGCUUGAUGAGUACGCUACGAGAAACAAGUGUUGUUUCCAGUUCAUAUGCCCCAUGACCUUGAUAAAACAUUUUACCUUAUAAAAUGGGUUUCUAGCGUUGUUGCAUUACAGGAUCACAAAAAUUUUUCAAUGACAGUCAAACAAAGAAAAUAUGACGAGACCAGUGAAUGCUUUUAAAAAAAUCUGGCAAUUUUCCAUGGCUCCUUGCUGCUCUCACUUAAGUAAGUCACUGGUUUUACUCCUUUCAAAGUCCUAUCUGCUGGCUUUACUCCUAAACAACGAAAGAACCUAAUAAUGAGCAGUGGAAAUCGGUACUGUCUUAUUUGGAGAGCCACAUGGCUUUCGUAGUAACGUUGCACGUUUUAACCGUCCUAAGUUCAGCCUGUGUCUCCUCGUGCUAAGCUAAUCGUUUGUGAACGGUACAUUCAAAUUCUGCCUUCCCUGAACAGAAAUGGGCUACUGUUUCCUGCUCUCAAUAUAAAAUUCCUUCAUGGCCAGAGGAGGAAAUCAACUUCAUUGCCAACUUUUAAUCACAAAGCACCCAUAUCCAUGACUGUGAAAACGCUCGAGACAUUUUUAGAAGGGAAAAAUCACAACAAGCAUCACUGGCCUGCAUGACCCCUAACAUGUUACACCGAUCCAAGAUUCCUUUCCUCCACCGUCAACAAAUUCCUCACAAGAAGCUGCUGUGGAAGGCAUAAUGCAUGUUGCGACUUAUGUCAACAGUUAAGAGGGUGCAACAUGGGUUAGUAGGAUGCGCGAUGAGUCUUAAAAUCGAGGCGGGAUGUGGGAUAUGAGAAAUUUGAAAAGAGGGAUGCAAGAUGAAAAUAGGAAGGCGAGACCGUGAUAUGCUCCGUUUCGAAGGCGGUAAAGGGGAAAGGAGGAGUAUAGGCGGGAUCAUAAUUUAGCUCAAGUUACGCCUCACCCGACCUCAGAGACAUGAGAAAGUAUUUAUUUUCUUAAUAAACGAGCGAUUUGUUGGCACUUUUAUUGAAGAUUUGAGUUUCAAUUGUAGAAAUGAAGGUGUUUGAAUAAGCUUCUCCCUUUUUGGCGAGCAUGGCGGUUCUGUUCGUUUGCAAGUACUUUUGUUCGUGACUUUGAAUGAGUUUCGUCCAAGUGCUUUCUCUAGCAAGGGCUUUGGAAUGAGGGAGGCAUCUCUCUAAAAAUUCUCGUACUCGCUGCAUACUUUGUUUAUGCCUUCAACUUGCGGUAUGUUUGAGUAUAAGCUCGUAAUAUGUAUUGAAACGAAUAUCACUUCUUUCGGAAGCUCUUUUCCCUCUGAAGUUCGCGAAGUUUGUUGUAAUUGAGAUAUGAUCUUUAUUGUUGUGCGAUAGGCUACAGAAUUUGAUAGCUCCUCUGUUGGUCCUCCUAUAGAUGAAGUUCUUUUAAGCCGGCUUAAUAUGCUUAAGCAUGUCUUUGACUUUUUCCAUGAUAGGAAGAGUACAUUACCAAUAUUGCAAAAGCUGUAAUUUUUCUAUCAGUUUAAAUAAGGCGGUGAACUUGAACAACUUGGGUUUAACAAGGCGAGGUCGGGAUGGAAAUGUUCAUUGCAGCGGGAUGACGGAAUGGGAUGAAAAAUAGCGGCGGGUUGCGGGAUUGGAAAAGUCUAUUUUGGACCCUCAGUUAAAGGUUUCGAGGUACAGAUUCUCCAAUUUUCUAGUAUUGAUGAGCCAAAAAUAAGAGGAGACUCUCCGGCUGAAAUCGCUGACAUGGUUAUAGCAGUCGUUUUUCUGUCGAUCCAAGCCGUUAGAAUCGUCAACUAACACUUAUGCAUUUAUUGUGGAAUGUAGUAGACAUUAUAAUCACCGUGUCCUUGUAGGAAGCUAUUUUGCGCUACGUUCCUGAUGUCAGCAGAAAAAAACAGCGAGAUUAUAUACAGAGAGUAGGGGAAAUUUAAAAUUCCAUCAAGAGAGCUGUGUAAUAAAAAGAAAUUGACAUAAUAAAACAACAAUCAACUGCCAAAAAAAGGCGCAGAUUAAGCUUUACCUAUUGAGCCCCAAGAUGCCUUGGCCUACCAAUAUCUCAGGCAAAGAAAAGGCAAAAGACAGAUACCGCGACAUAUAGAGCUGUAUGGUCGUUUGACGACCUAUCGGCGUCUUACUCCCCCCCUACCUAAACCCUCUUCGAUUGAGUUUGCUCGAGGAAGUGAUUAACGAAGAUCGAGUGCGCUACUUUUGAUAUGGGAAUGGAAACCUUGAUUAAUCAUAAAAUGUGUAAUAAUACCUUCACACUAUUUCUAGAAUAUAUUAAGUUCGUUCUCUACUUUGUGUCCGUCUGAUUAAAUUUGACCGUGGAUAACUAGAGAUUACCACCAUUAGCCGCGAUCGUGAUACAUUGGUGACAUGUAUAUACAGGGCCAUUCCGCACAGGCUUCACUUUAAUUAAGAAACAAACUUAAAUUCAUGUGACAGCCAUUUCAAAGAAACUUUAAAAAAAAUAGCUUACGUCUAAGGUACAAUUUAAUUUAAAAUGAAAGCGAAAAUUAUCUAAAAAUUCCUAAAAUCUCUCAACAUUGUACGGGCCGAAUGCAUUAGCCUUUUUGGAUGCGACCGCUGAGUUUAGUUCAAAUGGUAAAUGCGUGGGUGUGGGACUUAAGCGAGGAGAGGACUAUUUUUGGACCAAAAAAAUAACCUACUUGGGUGUUGGCAUGAUUUGAUCUUGGAGGUAUCUGUUUUUAAAAGGACGAUUUCGUAAACGAGGACGAUUUCGUAAACGAGUUGUGUUUAAGUUUAUAUUCCAGUCAGGAAAAUGAAUCGUUUCCGUCUCUAAGGUUAAAUGGGUCCUUAUAGUUUAAUCAAAUUUAUAAAAUAAUUUUACGCGCUUGAUUGGCCAUUCCAUUUUACAUGGAAAAUGAGACACAUUUUGGUUUCCUGUUUCAUUAAGAAAUUGCAUCCUAAACACGCGGAUGGGUCCUUAUAGUUUAAAACAUUUCUACAUUUCUUCAAUAUGAUUCGUGAGACAAUUCCAAUUUUAUAUACAAAUUAAAAAAUCCGAGUUUACCAUUUCCACGAUAUCUAGUUAAGGUCUACAUUUACGAUUACAGAUGUUCGUUUGGUGAGUCCCGACAAUUCCCCGUCCUCUGGUCGUGUUGAAGUGCUGCACAUGGGUACCUGGGGAACCAUUCUUGAUUAUUCAUGGGGCAUACGGGAGGCUGAUGUAGUUUGUCGUCAGCUUGGAUACGAUGGAGCUUUAUCAGCGCCUAGCUAUGCAGCAUUUGGAAAAGGAACUGGCCAGAUAUGGCUUGACUAUGUGCACUGUGAAGGAGAUGAAAUUUCGAUCUUGGACUGUUCUCACAGCGGAUGGGGAGUCCAUUACUAUUGGUAUUAUAAUGACGCUGACGCUGGCGUUGUGUGCCGACCCACAGGUAAGGCGGUGAUACACUUUCAAAGUGCAUUGUUUAAAGUGAUUCUAUCUACUGUUUCCGAUUUUCUAAUCGACGCUAACCCAAUUCACACCAACAAAACAUAUCUAACUAAACUUUCAGGAUUAACUGAAUGAAAAUCAGAUCCAAGUAGUCACUGAUUUGUUCAUUAAAUGUGCUAAAUUUGAAGUCGUCAAACAUCGGUUUCGCAGUUUCUUUGUAGAAAACAAAUUUAAACCGUUUCUAACGAAACAGAUUUAAAACAUGUUUAAGCUUUUGUGUGAAUGGGGUGUAAGAUCCGUUUAAAGAAGUCUUAGGUAACGGCCCUUUUUACUGUCCAGUUCUUCUUUCGCUUGCAUACCAUCAUAAUAAUCUGAUCAGUUAAUUACUCGUAGAAAAGCACCAAAGAGGGAGUUCCUCCUCAUUUAAAUUGACAUUCUACUCGUCGAGUUAACUGUCAUUAUAUGAUCUCUCGAGUUUAUCGUAUCCAUAUAUUGUCUGCCUAAGGUGAUUCCUUAGAAAAAAAAAUCAUCCCAUAAUUUUUUUUUUUUUUACACUUUCAGUAAAUGUUCCCUACCAAUGCCUGUUUCCAAAAAUACAACGAGAAAGAUAGGUCAAUGAUACACACCUUAUAUCUUUAACUCUUUCUUCUCCUUGUCACAGACUUACGCUUGGACUUACGGGAAGAGUUCAAACAAAUCAUUUGAUCAUUUCCUUGAAAGGUUACGAAGUUUGGCCAAAAGCCAAUCUAUGAAGCCAAUCGCAACCCCGUACUUGAAUGGGUGACUGUUAAAAAAAUAUCCUCGUUAUGAACUUUUCGUUGUUCUUUGAAGAUACCAGUCAGGCUGGAAUCGAUUAGUAAAAACCCAUCAACAUUGCCGGAUAUUCGGGUAAAACAGGUUGCUUCGGUACCAUUAAGAAGUGGACUUCAUUUUAAGGACACUACACAAUUUUAAACACCUGAAGAGCUUCAUUUCAAAUUUACAAAUUAACUUGUAAGAAGUGUCUUUUUCUUUGCCUUUUCUAUGAAAUAGAUUUAUCUCGCUUCAGGCGAGUACAAGUCGCAUAUUUUUCACAAUUUUGAAAGUUGCGUCUUGGGUUGAUAGUUUGGUAGGUAGGUAGUGAAGUAAGUUACAAAGUGAAUGGCUAGGUGAAUGCCCGUAAACACAGUCAGGUUCGCAGCUCGUGCAUAUAUUAUGAAGGUACUAAGUCCACUGGAAGGUACCCGAAUUCCAACAUUUGAGCCUCAAAUGGCUACCUUUAUUUUCACGGGACAAAGUAGGAGUAACACGAAGAAUGUACGGCGAUAAAGAAUAAGGCAGUGGUCAAACUAUCACAUACUAAGUCUUUCUCUGACAAAGCUGAAAUACAAAAUCGAAGUGAUUUCUUGCCACCCUCACAUCAGUACGUUGUUUAAAGUUUACGGUGACGUUACAGCUUUGUUGCUCCCGAUUUUUGUUCCCCGUGAGUACAUAAUUUUGUUUGAAUAUUUCGUGCAUCAGUCAUACUUCUUUUUUAAGAUUUCCAAGUCUCUGAUUCUAUGGUUCGAGUUUGGGUCCGGAUUAUCACAAAAAUUUUUUUGUGAGCUUAGAUUUAAAGUAAGAGUGUGUGACGAAUUAGCGCAAACGAUCUGAAAUAACUCGGUUUCCAGCGUCUCUCAUUUAAAUAGAUAAUCGUGAUCUUCUUGAAUUGUAUUUGCUGCGAGCGGCGAUAAACCAUCCAAAGAUUUUAUAAAAGCAAAUCUUUAAUCGGCCAUCCCUUUAAGAUGACGUCAAAAAAAACUCUAUAUGAAACGAGUAAGCAUUUUCUGAAUCAAAACUGGUCAAACGCAGUGGUAAUCCAAAACCCUGAAUAACAACUGACAAUCUUGAAAGUUGCAACUCGGUGGCCUCAUGGUUGAAAAGACCGCCUCUGUGCACUUCUGAAACCUGAAUAUCCAGUAUGGGAACCCCGCUGGGGAGCGCGAAGUCCAGCUGCAACAGUCACUGUUACCUGCUACGUCAUUUAGCUUACGAAAUAAAGACGCGAGAAGAGUGAAACCCAGUUCAAGAGAUAUAGGAACAUUGUCAAGGCCCACUCCCUAUCUGGGUGAUGACAAGAAUCAGUAGGGGAUAGGAAAGGCUCCAAGCUCACCACAAACCGGCCCAAAGGUAUACACAGGACAAUAGUUCUGCAAAAACUUCCUGUAUGCACUUGAGUCCUAAAAAGUAUACGGGCGACGAGCCAGAACCGUGAAUCAUUUUCAUGUAGAACGCUGGAAAAAUAUCCUGCAUAUUAGCCGUCUGGACUAAGUUCCAUUGGAGGCAUGAUUUAUUUACACUUUCAAGCUGGACCACCUUGGGCGUUAACAUCUUCCAUUAGAGGCGGUUUUUAGCUUCAUAGACUGGCUUAUCAGGCGGUUUGCUCCACCACGCGUUAUAGUUACUCUCAUGACUUGAUCGGUGAUAGGGUGAUCUCGGUGGUCUAGGGGCCAGUCGCAGUUUUGAUAUCUUCAUACAUCCUUAUGGCGUUCCUUUUUACUGCGGCUUACUUUAUCUAACCAUACCUUCCAAGCUUCGCUGUCGGCUCCCUAUUUAGCGUUGACGUUACCAAGAAGGUACAUUCCUUCAAUGAAGGGGAGCCUGGAGAUUGCCUGCGAGGAUCUCUUAAUUUCGUUUCUUAACCGCAGUGCAAAUAUAUGAAUUUCAUAUAUCUAAAAUCAUCAUUUAUCACUUGGAUGGUUUAUUUGGACCCAACACAUUGAUCAGCUCCCAGUUGGCUUGUUAGCUCAGUUGGUAGAGCGCUGCACCUGUAUCGCAGAGUUCAUUGGUUCAAAUCCCGUACGGGCCUGAAUUUUUUUCAGGUCCUAUUUUCAACUUCCAGUUCAGUAGUGUUCUUAGCUACGAGGAUCUCUUAAUUUCGUAACUGAUACAAUUUGGUAACAGAUGCAAGAAUUGCCGAAAGGAGACGCAUUACGCCCUCAAGUAUUGAUUAGUUAUCGAGCCCUCUUGGAAAAAACAGCAAGUCGUAUUUCCACUGUCCAAGAAAUCCCGCCAGCUAAAUUGGCCAUACCACUCGGAUCACGAAUAUUAUUUUUAAGUCUGAAUUCCCCCUAUUUUACCACGUGUCCUCACUCGUUCAAUCAUGAGCACACUUACCAGGCAUAAGAUCCCUUUUGAACAACGAUAGUUACUUGCAUUACUAUUUUAGAUAAGAAGGGAAACUAUUCUAUACCACAGUAUUUUUCUCGCGCAAUUUCACUCGACAUACUGACAUCUUUCUUUUCGCAAGUCGAUAAGUCUUGAACAUGAGGCCGUUAAUAUAAUACGGAAAUUAUUUUAAAUUUAUUUUUUAACUGAUAUUUUUCUUUUCUCUCUAGCGGGACCCCAGAUUUUAAACAUACAAUGUCCAAGCUCUCUAGUGCAGGGAAGUAACUUGACUCUUUAUUGUAAUGCUACUGGUAAUCCUUCUCCGAAUAUUACUUGGAUAUGGGAAGAAACAGGAGAAGUUCUUAGUAGCAGUGAGGAGCUCACUUUUUCAGCUUUUAACCGUAGCCAAACAGGCAAUUAUAAAUGCCUGGCGUGGAAUGGAAUUGGUAAAAGUUCCACCAGAACAUGUCGCCUGGACGUACCUGGUAAGUUAAAAUCGUGUAAACCAAACCCUUAGGGCCGGUUAUUUAAACAAAUUUUAGCCUUUGUUUAACAAAACUACGUUCUAGGCCAUCUUCAAUUUAGCCGAACCUUUUAUCUAAGGAUCAAUUGUUUGUGAACAGUGUCAAGAGGCCGAGACUUUGUAGUGGAAGGACAUUUAUUUCUCUGAAAUCAACCCCCCUCUGGAGAAUCACCGAGGUUCACUGCUUGCGUAAAACCGCAAUUUGGGUUGGAUCAUAAAAAUUAUUGUCACAUCAAUAACUUAUUUCAAAAUCAGAAUCAAUUGUAGAAAGGGUGAAUCCAGGAAUUACUGAAAAGGAGGGUUCAAAGAAAUUUUUUUCUUAACAACUUUUCAUACGACCCAGGCUCGCCGAACCCUCCUCCACCCCACGGUCACACAGCACACCCCAUUAUCAAGUUAAUACCUUACCGUGUCCAUGAAUUGUACUCAUAAGAGGAGGCAACUGUAGACCAUUAAAAGAAAUUAUACCAGAUGAGGAGUAAUAUUUCAUCCCUUCAAUGCAAAACUUUGGUGGGAAAACUCACUAGUCUGAUAAGGGGAAGGGGUCUCCGCACCUCCCAGACAUCCCUCUGGAUCAGCCCUUGAAGUUCACCUUUAAGACCUUUAGAUUCUCAAAUGCCAUAGCGCGUGGGAUAUUUCCACUGAAGCAAUUUCUACCGAUAGGGGCUGACCUUGACGGUAAAGUGAUCGAGUCGCCGAGCAAUUCAUCAAUAUCAAGCAUUAUAACACUUAAUUUUCCUUUUUUUCGUAUAGACGAACCUUUGGUUCUAAACUUAGAGUGUCCAGCAUCAAUCAUUGAGGGACAUAACGCGACUCUUCACUGCAAUGCAACUAGAAAUCCUCCCCCAAAUAUUAACUGGAUACGGAAAGACACAGGAGAUGUUCUUGGCACCAAUGUACAACAGCUUACUCUGUUGGAUGUUCAUCGCAGCCAAGCGGGGACAUAUCAGUGCUCUGCAUGGACUGGAAUUAGCAAUAGUUCGGUCAUUACAUGUCAACUGGAUGUGUUUUGUGAGUCAAUUAACUGUAACGUUUUUAGUGCACGUAUCAGCUGAGGCGCAUGCCAAGAGUAAAUGUGAUGAUGACUAUAGAGUUUAAAACUCUACUGUAAGAAAUUGUUUCUUUCGUGGGAGCGGCAUGACAUACGAAUGGAAUUUUUGAUACAGUCGUUCCCCAAUCAGGCCCUGAUGCGCGACCGCGAGAACAACGAACUCUGUUUGUGUUGCAGACUUGCCAUCUGGGACAAGAAUGACACCUGACCUAAAGGAUACUGUCGUGUUAGCUGGAGGCAGUUUGUUCCUAAACUGCACCUCAGAUGCAAACCCUACCGUUAGUGUAUUUCAGUUGGUAUUCAAUAGUGCCUUAAUCGCCACCAGCAGCUCUGGGAUGUUUAGCGUUACUGUGAAGAAAGCUGGAAUGUACACCUGUAUCCCUGUUAAUGAAGUCGGCUCAGGAGACAGUGCUACAGUCAAAGUCACCGUCCUCGGUAAGGAGAUAUCGUCUAAACUCUCUUUUAUUACUCAAUGCUCCGGCCUGAAAUUGCCAUUUUAAUUUGAAUUAAUACAACUGAAUCAUCUAACGGAUAAUUGAGGAGGACCUUUCAAGUAGUAGCAUAACACUUAACUGGGAGGUGCUACAUCUGUAAAUGAUACUAUCGGCCGUGAAAUUAAUCAGAAUAGAUUGGAUGAAUUUGAGUCAGCGUAAAAAUCACGUCUAGAUUGCUACUGAGUUACUUUGAUGGAAAUCAUGCAAAUCUUUCAGUAAAUGUCCUUUCAUAGGAACAAAAGUCUAUUUAAAAAAAAGUGGCAAGCAUGUGCUUCCGUUCGGUGGAAAAUCUAAAAAGUUACUUCUUAGACAAGGUUGAUAAAAAAAGUAAUAUGUAAAUCAACUAUUGAGAGCUUUUGAUUUUCGGAAUAAUGGGCAAGUUUUCGGAGCACUAAUCUUGGUGCUCACCGCGCUUUAGCAGUAAGUGUGAAAAUUGAAUGAUCCGUAGAUUUGUGCAGUUCUGCAGCCCCAGCUUGAAAAUUCUUUUUUUUUUUUAAACUAAAUUGGUAUUGCAUUUCACUGAACGAUUGCUCCUGAAGACCCGCAGCCCUGUCGCUGAGAAUAAAUGAAAUGAAGUGUGAAGAAAUGACUGUCCCUGCCUUUUCACGGUCCUUUUGAGGAUAGUUGAUGAAAUUAGGUGUGAUGAAUUGACAAUGACAGUUCUGUUGUCCUGUAUUUGAAGAAUGAUUAAAUAAUAUGCGGAAGGACUGCUACCGCGGUCCCUCAGUUAUUUAGAUCUGUUAAUAAUUUAUGUACAGGUUCAGAGGAUUUUGGUUCCAGAAUCAUUAUUUUUCUCAAUACGUUCGUUGAUUAUAUCUUGUUUUUGUUUGUUUGUUUGUUUUUUUUUUCUCAAUUCCGUUUAUAUGUUUUUGAAGAUGCUCCUGGUUUUCCGGUAUUUGUAAACAACACCGUUGAUACAAUCACUAUCAGGUGGUCACCAAUUUAUCUUCAAUCUGCUACAUAUACCGUAAAUAUAAGACCUGGGGAAGAAACAACGUGGAUGAACGCAACGUGUAAACAGACUAUUUGGAAUAAUAAAUGCACGGUGACAGGCACAGUUGCGGAGGUUGUUGGUCUCGAAGAGGACUCUGCGUAUCAUUUUAGAGUUUAUGCUAACUACAGAGGAGUCAGAAGUGACGCCAGUUUACCGUCAGGAGCCUUCAGAACAGCAGGUGAUGUUGAAUUAUGUGGUUUUAUGAGUUGUUGCCAUGUAAUGGAAGUUUUUCCUUCAUGUAUUGUAUUCAGAGAUAUAGUGUUGUAAUGCGCACUCGAUCAUAUCUUAUCGCAUGCUAGACUGCGCAAUAUAAGAAAUAAACAUUAUUAUUAUUAUUAUUAUUAUUAGAGAUAUUUAAUUGAUUAUAAGUAUUACUGACACGAAGCAUUCAGAUAUUGAAUGUUCUGUUUUUUUAUUUGUAUUUCCAUUAACUUGCAAUUUGUAUUGGUAUUUGCUAAUCAAAUGAACGAUCAAAUAGCAAUGCUAACGAGGCUCGAGAACCGAGCAAGUGUAAAACAUACUGUGUAAAGAAACCCACGAAGUGGUUUUUCUUUAUCAUCUAUCACUCAAAAUAUGUUGUAUAUCUUUAUUGCGUGUAGCGACAACGACACAAUGAAGAUAAAUUACGACUCUAGUUACCUUUGUCUUGUUGUUUAUUUAAGGUAUAAGUUUUACCUUAUCUAGACAUCACUUAUUUUACCCUGACUGGCACUUUUAUAGCAAGUGCUGGCCAUGGUUCAACCUGCUGCAUAACAAUUUUUCGCCUGUGCGCGUUAGACUGUCGAAAAUAGGGAAAACGUUCAUUGCUAUACACGGGUGUGGAGUUUUCUCUUUCAGGUUUACUCUUCUUUUGUCAGUACUGGCUUUACUAAUGCUGUAGCAGAUGCCUUUCACGUUUGUGCUGGAUUUGAGUGGUUGGUUUACGGUCUUAAAGCACUUCGGGCCUUGAAAUGUCUACAAACGGUUGGUAUGGUAGGCUAUAAUUGUUGAGCCAUGAUCAUAAAAAUAGCAAUACUGUAUUAUCAGAUGUACAUAAUUUUUUUAAUAUUUCAUAAUAUGCUCCGGAAAGCAUAAAAUUUCUUCCUCCACCAUUAAAUUCCAAAUUGAAAUUAUGACACUGACUGCGUUCUGGUACCCUAAGAGUAAACCUACCUGCUAAGGUUUUCAAUUGUACCGAAAAUCAGUUUCAGUACAGAAUCCCCAUGUUGAAUCUCUCUGUAAAAUGAAGAGAGUAUCUUUAUGGAUCUAUCUCUUGAAAAGCAACUCUGACGAGGGUUUUUUUCCUUCUCACCUUUGUUUAUUUUUCCAGAACAGAAAAGCUUUUAAAACAAAAGCUGACAGGAGGCGACAAAGAGUUGGAACUUUGACUCAUGCACGUGCUGCUGUUCCUUUGGGCCUAUAGUACAACCAAACUAAAGGGUAUUGGUUUUAUUAAGCAGGCAAUGUUUUAUAACAUAGUUCGAACAAUUCUCUCUGACUCUCAAAGGCAUUCAUUUUUAGUUCUAAUAUUUUUAAAUAACUAAGUCUGCUAAAAAAGGGCAUUUUAAACGCUGCUUUUUGCCAAGAAUAAGUUAACCGACUCAUAAGUGAUAAGUGUCUGAAUUUCGCAUUGGGUGGCACACGAUCGGUUUUAAAUUUUCUGUGACAUCCAAAAAUGUUAGUAUUUGCCAGUGGUGAUUUUCAGAUGAAUAGAGAGGAACUAGAUUGACUACUGUCCUUUUUUUCGUUUUCGAAUCCUGCUCCUAUUCCUAGCAUUAUCAAGCCAAAGCUAAAAAGUUGUAUACUUUUUUAUCUUUUACCGAAGGUGGAAAAAACAUGAUGAAAAUUCCUGCAGAAAAUUUUCAGCCGGAGUAAUAUGCUAAUCACGAUGCAAGAAAAAUUCAUGUCAAUUUCGCAGAACAAGUUUACAGAGACUGGCUGAUGUUCUUUGAAAACAACGGAAUCAUAAUGUAAAAUGAAGACUGUCAAUCUAUCUUUGAAAAACGGACUUGAUUGUGGGUUUUUUUUCUUUCUCGCCUUUCUUUCUAAACCAGUUUUAUAACGUAUAACAAGGCAAACUCACUUUUUGCAGUUUCGAUGUCGGACUGAAAGCUAGAAAUUCCUGCUUCAGUUUCAUUAGCUUUGGAAUAUUAAAACAUUUUAUAUGAGGGUCACGGACACGAACCGAAACAACUAACAUAAGAUAAAAUUUAAUGUGUUGCUGAGCUUCUUCUAUUUGCUGGUUGUCUCUCAGACCAUCCACCGGUCACAAUACCCACGCCAUCUUGUUUGACUCAGGGUCCAGCGGCACUCGCAUGGAAAUCUACAAGUUCCUUGCCAGUGGUCCUUCCCUCCAACCUUCUGACGUUGUCCAGAUCGAUGCCUCACCAAAUAAAGUGAAACCUGGAAUUCCUGACUUUUCUGAUGACCCGACUCAAGUUGAAGCUUACAUGAAUCCCCUACUUGAAUCUGCUAAGCAAACUAUUCCAGAGGACAAACAAGUAUCCACUCCGAUAUUUUUGUUAGCAACAGCAUGCAUGAGACUCUUGCCUGAUGAUCAGGCAAACGCUAUUUUAGUUGAGGUUAGGAAACUGUUUAACGACAAAGAGAAUUUCCUUUUCUGUUUCAGAACUAUGGCAAUGCUAAAAUCAUCGCUGGUCAGGUCGAAGGCAUUUAUGGUUGGGUUACCGUAAAUUUCCUUUUAGAUGUUUUUGCUUUAAAAGAUUCUACAUCGUAUGGUAGUCUAGAAAUGGAAGGAGCAUCCCACCAAAAUUCUAGGGGGAGUGACAAAGUAGCAUUGUUGUUGUUAUUUUUGACGUGGCUGAGAAAAAAUAAGGGAGUUUUGUAGUUAGAUAUAGUUAUCUAGGCUACGGAAUAGAGCAAGUUUUGGCUUUUUAUCGUGUUUAAGAGAUAUAGGCGCCGUUUGCUCUAAGUUCAAGUUUAUUAAGUUUGCAGGAAAAUCUUUGUACAAUAAUCACCUCCUGCAAAUAGCGAGCUAAUCUAGGCAGGCGGUGUUAAGGACAUACAACACGAAUUACAAAAACACGAAUUAUGCGAAUUACUCGAUUUUGCAUACAUUAUUUGACAAAAGAGGGAAAAAAAGGUGAUAAAAAGUAAAUUAAUAUAUUAUGUUUGAAUUAUAAUUAAGAUGCCUUUUUAUUUCAGAAAUAAGAGUGCUAGUGUCAGCAUAACUAUCCAGACUUCCUAGAGUUGCAAAUAGUAAUGCUUGAAUUUUCUUUUUGAAUAUGUGCUUCGGCAGACUACGAUAGCUUUCGGGAAUACUGUUCCAAAUUUUAGCCCCAACGAUAGAAAAAGAGUUUUUAUGAUGAUUAAGCCUAGAAUAGUUAAUAUAGUAGUUACCAGAAGAUGCUGAUCGGGUAUUAUACUGAUGUAUGUCUUGUGUAGAGAUAAAAAGAUUGCAGAUAUUUUUAGGUGCAGAGUUAGUGGUUAUAUCAAGCUGACAACCAACUCUUGAGCACCAACUCGCUCCUCUAGUGAUUUUAUAUCACGUCGAGCAGAAUCGAGCAUUCUCUUUAGAUCCUCAUUACUUUUCCUAAGCGAUUUGACUUGUUGAUGUGACAUUAUAAGUGCCUAAAUUGACUUUCUUGAACGCUUUAAGCAGAGCUUCAAAAGGUAUGUCCGACCGUUACGCGCAACGCUCUGACUGCGAAAAAGCACAGUCAAUCCUGGUAAAAUAAGGCUGUCAUCGAAUUCAUUCUGUAAGAAAGACUACAGUGAGAUUGAUGAAAAAAAUCCCUUAUGCUAAAAAUAACUGCUUUGGGGCAAAUUAUAUAAACGCGCUGUUGACUGAAAGGUUUGGCCACGGUCGAUUAAAGGAAAUCACACUUGCUAAUUUACAGAAUGGAUUCAAGUUAGGCUGGACCUUAGAUAGAGGUCUGCUUAACACAGGCAACGCGGACGAGUAAUUCGUUUAUUUUCCAAAUUCUUGGCACAAAAGGUCAUGAGAAGCUUCAAGUGCAUCACCUUGAGAACCAGAAUAUGUCUUUACAAUGAUCUAGAGAACAUGAAUAAAGCUCACCAUAGAGAAGCAACUUCCAUUUUUUAUUUUUUGACUUUAUACAUUAUAACUCAUCAUUAUCCAUUUAAGUGGAGGACAUACUUUUGAAGGCCAGUUCUUUUGAUUAAUCAAUCGGUCGAACGCUCGACUCUAAACAGGCGGUAUCUAAGCUCUCUUCUUUAGGGUGGCAAUUGAACUAUCUUUGGAAAUCCUCCUCCAAACAUUAUUUAGUUUGGGGAAGACAAAAGAGGUGGUCUCUGUGACAGGAACAAAUGACUCUAUCUAAUCUCACAUCUUUAGGGUGGUAAUUGAGCUAUCUUUGGAAAUCCUCCUCCUCCAAACAUUAUUUAGUUAGGGGAAGACAAAAGAGGUGGUCUCUAUGACAGGAACAAAUGACUCUUACAGCGUUAAUCGCAACCAAGCACGAACUUAUCAGUGGCAUACAAAGAAUGGAUUUGCUAAUAACUCCAUCAAAAAAAUACCGCCGGGAUGAACAUUGUAGACCUUCUUCAAACUCGUGAAAUGUCUUGUCUAUCUGUCUGAUGAUCGGCCGCUCAAAGAUAAAUUUCUGAAAGAGUUGUAAGUGCUGGAAUGCCUCUAAGCUGGAAACGUCCACUGCUGAUUAUAAUAUUAAUAUUUUGAAACACCUUUGCUUGUUAGAUUGAGCUUUCUGAGUUGUUAGAUAAUAUUGAGCAGCCGUACGCUGAACAAACAAAGGGGAACGAAAAAUAUACUCGCUACCCUUUCAUUCUGAGUUUGCAAGUUGAUUUACACGAACAUAGUCAAAUAUUAGCAUAAGUAGUUUGCUGUUGCAGUUUUGCGACAAUAAACUGAACACAUUGAGCUACCAGUUGAAUUCCGAUUUUAAGGGGUACAGAAAGUUCAUUUUUAAUUGAUACAAUCCUAGGCGUCACCGCAAAGAUAACUUAACUCCCCAUUUUCAUCAAGCGCCUGACAAAAAUAAAUUGGUAGGCUGAGGCGCAAGCACCUUUUUUUUUUCUUCCCAGGGUGAGGUAAGAGUGUUCCAUGCGCCGUGAUGUAGAGCAAUUUGAGAAUGUAAAAGGGAUAGAUUGCGGCCUCGCUCACGUUGAUGGGAGGCCAAAAGGCGAUGGAGAUUUAUGAUAAAGUUUGGAUAUAACGCGCGCUGUCAUUGGUUGAAAGAGUGUGCUCUAUCAGAAUACAAAGCAUAGAGAUGAGCUAAAGCUGUCACGCCAUCUGCCAAAUUGUCGGUCCGACCUUUUCCCGGACUUCUCUUUAGCCUUUUUUUCGUUGAUUGAAACUGAAAUUUCGAACCAAGCGAGCCGGCAAGUAGCAACAGAAGAACCAAAGAAAGGUUUGAAAACAUGUCAGGCACAGUAACUGACGUUAUGAUAAAGUGAGAAGAGACAAAAAUCAUCAAAGAGAAAGCGAAAUGGACAGUCCAAGUUUUGAAGGUUUCAUGCUCAGCUAGAUUGCAAGCUUACGUAUGUUAAAAAAUCAAACUCAGCUAACACUGAAACAAAACAAACAGGAAUGAUGAAAAAUAAAGCCAGACUGGCCUAAAUGUUAAAAUUAAUACUAAUCAUGACGGUGUAAGAGCGACUGCGAUCAUGUUGAGGUCCAUCGCGGCUUACUCAUAAUAGUGAUUUCCGGUCAUUGCAGUGAAGCAAGUCUCAGAUUUUACAUCAGCUGCCCUUCGAUUGAAAAACUAGGAGCUUGCCCUGAUAUCCUUUCCGAUGACUGGAAGGCCACAUCAGUUACAGCAGCAGUUACAGCAGUUUAAGCAACCGAGCCGAGUUUUACGGCGCUGCCAUCCCGAGCAAUCUUCAUGUUCUUGCGAAUUCGGCUGUCGUUCAUUCAUAAAACACACGCCUUGAUCAUGGGCAGUUUGUUUUCCAAUUGUUAUGUCUAAAAACUUGCGCGUCUUUAUAAGCCACAAUUCAGCCGGUUUUCACUGAGAAUUUCACUUUCAGAUUCUGUAAUAGAGACUGAGAAAACUUAAGGCAAAAGUGUUAACAUCUACCUGCCGAACUAUUUCAGUUUGUAAACUAUUGCGAACUUUGAUGGUUUGACACUUUUGACAGCUUUACUCUUGUUCAACCAACCAUAUUAUUUGAAACAUUCUAUCAAGGAUUCUGAUUGGCUUAUUGUAGUGUGCUUUAUGAGAGUAUAGAGCAUGCUGACGACACUGUUGUUCGCUUUGGAAAUAAAGUUUGUUUUGAAAAUGGAAAGUAAUGCGUGGGAAGUUAACGGAUUCCUUAUCAUGAAACAAAUAGAGAGGCCUUGACUGUGCUCUGUUCUGUUGUAGAGCACUUAGGAAGCGACUAGAGCACUCAAGAAGUGGGGAGAAACGCUUUACUACGUCUUGGGUUUAUGCCAACACUUCUUUCGUGCUCUAGCCGCUUCCUGCGUGCUUUGUAACAGAACAGAGCACAGUAAAGCCUUCUCUGUUUGUUAAACAGUUCAUCGUUCUAGAUAUUGAGAUUUUUUUUGGAUGCAAUGAAAGAAAGUGUUAUGCAAAUGUCAAAACCAGCCUUGCAACAUCCAAAUAUCCGUCGUUAGACAAGAUUACUCGAUGAAAUUUUCCCUAAGGUCUAUUUAAUCGUAAAAGCCUUCCGUUAGUUCAAUAUACCUCUAUUUGUUUCCGUUACUACUGGUAUUGCCACAAACCGAAUAACCAAUAUGUACUAAACUGACAAUAUAAGGUUUAACCAAAACGCGUACCUCAUGAUGUCACCAUCAAACAACUCAACAACAUUGAAUUCAUUCCACAGAGAUGCUUGUACCACAAGUCAGUGGAGUACCCAACAGCGAACGAGUUGUGCUACAGAAGGAUAUAUUUGAUGGCUAUUUCUAAAGUCCUACUUUGUAUAUUUCUUGUCGGAGGUAAGAACCAACCACUUAAAAAAUUUUUGCGAGUGAAAAUAACUUGGCACAAUGAUGAAUAUAGUGCAGUUGAAGAUCAAUCCUGAGUCCAAAUUUCGUACUCGCUCAGUCAUUCCUUUCCUUGUCUUCUUUUAAAAGCGAUGUGAUGUGAUCAUGAUGUUGGUCAUCAUACGUACUUUGUGUCUGAUUGAUUCGCUUUUACAAAACAGGAAAUAUCAUAGAAUCCGCACAGUAAACAAUUGUUUGUGACUUUAUCUAGCAACUUAUUCAUCCCAAGCCUCGGUGAUUUUAACCAUUUAGCGUAUUCAGAUCAAUACUUGAGAAUUCUAACUUAUGGUCUGAUAUUAUCAAAUAUAGCUUCGUUUUUUCUGCAAAUGUAACAGAAGUCAAACGUUUGUUCUACCCUGGUAAAUGAGUGAUCUCUGGCAGUUCAUUCUCGAUCGAUAUCGGCUCUUAAGGACGUCUAGUCACGUAACUGCUAAUUUUACCCGAAAUCACUGUAUGUCUGACAAAAAUCUCUUUCGAUACCAAAUAUAUAGCCAUCAUUUACAUUGAUAUAUAAUUUUCAAAAGGAAUAUGUUACAUUAAGGGCUGACAAUGUUCAAAUGUUCCUCAGAUACUUCACCAUACUGGCCGAUCGCAGCUUACUUUAGAGACGUUUCAUUCAUCUUCCCCUUUCUCAGCAGAUGUGUAGAUAUAUAUAAGCAUCAUUGAUGAUAGCUCAGAAAGAAAGUUUAAACCACGACCAGAAUCCCUCUACUGUUAUUAGGAUUUAUUUUUUGUUUGUAAAUUUUUCAGGACUCUUUCCUCGGACGGGAACUGCGUCAGAUAUUGUUGGUAAGUAGAUUGACUCCGCAGUUUCAAUCCUGUCCUAAGUCCCUCAGUCAGCUUUUCACCAUCUUUGUCAAAUUUUUCGUUUUAUAUUAUGCUCAACAGUGCGAUUAAGUGGCGGUUAUAAUCGAUCUUCGUAUGGCCGUGUUGAAGUGCAAUUUAAUGGGACCUGGGGUACGUGGUGUAGUGCUCCGUGGAACCUCAAUAAUGCUCAUGUCACUUGCCGUCAACUGGGGUUUGAUGGAGCUGUUGCCCUGCGACCCGAGCCUCACUGGAUUUAUGAUGGAGUCGAGUGGAGAAAUGAUUUACGGUGUUUUGGGAACGAAACUUCCCUAACUGAUUGUCCGCAAACUGGAUUCACUUCAGUCAGAUUUUGCGCUUUUGGCUACCGGGCCGAAGUCAUGUGUAAUUUACAAGGUAAAACUAAGCAUCCGAUUGUGCACUUAUUACCCGAGAAUGACUAAUUUCAGAAUUUUAACAUUUUUAAACAUUUUUUUAAAACGUCGUUAUAAUAUAAGCAGCAUAUAGAAAAAAAUUUCAAAUAUUUUCCAUGAGCUAGAGAGGGAUAUACUGGUUCAACGUUGGUUGGGGUAUAACAAGAUAAUUUGAUUUUAACAACUGACUCGAUGAUGUAAAUUUGCUACCGUAAAGAGAUACUAUGCUGACGUUUUUUGCGUUUGCCCUUCGUCUGAGGCAAUAGAGAAAUUAUGAGUUGUGUGUGCUUUAUACGCCAAAAAUGGAGCAACGUCCGAGCGUUCGUUCAUACUGUUAGAAUAAAGAGUGCAAAUAUAGGGAAAGGCUGCAGACUGCCAUAUGCUGCUUAGAAUGAUUUGGAAAGUGUUUAGCGACUGGUUUGGAUUCGUCCUUAUCAUUCUUCUCACGUCACGAGGUUGUUCCCGGAAUCGAGAACCAUUCACCAAAUGAAUGAAUUCAAUGAAAGGGAAAAUGUAAGCAAUAAUAAGAUAGUAUUCAAGAGUUAAGCUUCACCUUUUUAUACGCGAAAUAUUACUUGCACAAUCAGAAAUUACUGCAUGGUGACUAAUCACGAAAGGGAUUAUAGGUAAUUUUAACUUUAAAGAUGACUUCAAAAUCUUCUUUAUGGUUUAGCGAUGUUAAAAGGAUGUUAAAAGGAGUUCAAUGUAGGAGGAGUUACAAAGAAAAGAACAAAGAGUGUCACAAACAACCUUGUAUUGUUAUUUUAAUCCUACAUUGCCGUUAAUUAUAUUUGAUAAAAGCAUUUUAAGGCAAAUGGUGUAAAUUUUUUCUUUUGUUUGUAUGUUGCUUAUGCUGCGUAUUAUCAUGAAGUGAAAAUAAGAGUAAGCAGUGCCUAUUGUAGUACUGUUGAGUACCGCAAAAAGUGUAAUCUUUUAAGUAACGUAGUAACAUUGUUAGUAACGUGACGCAAUCGGUAACUAACGUCUGGUAAUAAGUGGUAUUGUACGUAAGGCAACAUAAGUGGUAGCAUUGCUUUACGUUUUUCAACGUAAAUUUUAUCAGCAUUGUAUAUAAAAAAGAGAAAUUCCCGCACGACGGGCAAUCGAAAACUUUCGAUAUAUUUCAAAAUUCAACAUGGAGCAAGAGACUUCAGCCCGAUGUUCCAAAGGAUAGGUAAACAGUUGUGUUUGUGAAAUUUAUUCCCCAGGGUAUGGAAGAGUUGUCUGUGAGUCUAUACUCUUGUAGCCUAAACUCAUUCAUUAGACAACUGAUGUUUGGUUCCCAAGGAAAUUUAGAACCAAACCAUCUGGAAAAUGUGAAAAUGAAAAUACAUUUUUGUACAAUCGUCUCAAAAAAGAUGCUUCUUUGUUAAUUUAACAAACAUAAUUGACAGAUUUUAAACCUCACCAGCGACAUUUAUGGACUUCUUUUUUCCUCUGCAGUCCGCCUAGUAGGUGGGGCAUCUAACAAGCAAGGUCUGGUACAAGUUUAUUACAACAACAAUUGGCACUGGGUUUGUGGUGAGCAGUGGGACAAACACGAUUCUAAUGUGACUUGUCAGUGGCUGGGAUACUCAGGCUCCUCUGAAGCUUACACGGACACAGCACGUGACGGUGCUAAUGGUACCACGUGGAUGACCAAUGUAAAUUGCACUGGAGAUGAACGCUCUCUUUUUUCAUGCGUUCAUGAUGGAUGGUUAGGCGGGAGCUGUGCAAGCAAUCAAAUGGCGGGAGUGCGAUGCACCGGACCUGAGGGUAACACCAAUUUGUUCUUGUAAAGUUUGUAAUAUUCUUAGCUCUUAAGUUUAAUUGAUAUUAAACUUAAGAUUGAUACUUAAGAUUGAUUGACUUAACUUGAUACCUGUACUUCUCAGAUUACUGACAAUAUUGCUAUUACUAAUAUGUUUCUAUCAACUCUACCACUAUUACUACUAUUGCACUACAUUUACUGCGUUUACACUGCUGCUAUUGAUCCUGAACCAUUCCGUUGUGAAGCCAACUCAGCUGUAAAACUUAAGCGUAUCCUUAACGAUGUCACCAUGGUAAGUUUUAUUGACCUUCAUGAAACUCCCAGUUCGUGUUUUAUCCUUUCCGAAAUUUCCGAGUAACUGCCGCUUCCUUGACGUUAAUUUAUCUCAUCAUUAGACUGUUGGUCCCUCUCGCCUGAUGGGGUUAGACCAAUUUCCCAUAUCUUUGCUUAGUUUUAAUCAAUUGGUUCAAUGACAUUUAAUUCUCUCUCUUUUAAAGUUCGCUUAGUAGGUGGUGAACAUACAUUAUAUCAAGGCCAAGUAGAAGUUUUGUUUAAUGGCGUCUGGGCAGGAAUAUGUCAUGAUUACAAUUGGGAUUUUCCGGAAGCCAAUGUAGCUUGUCGUCAACUGGGGUAUCAUGGAGCUGUGCAACCCACCUACCAUGGACGGUCUGCAAUAGGAAUAGAUGAUGUAAGAUUAACCAAUGUUCAUUGCCUUGGAAACGAGACCUCAAUACUAAACUGCACACACGACUUGUUUGGCGUGGGCCGCAAUUGCUGGAGUGGAGAAGUUGGUGUGAGGUGUUCUCCAUCAGGUAAGGACAUCAGAAAUUUCAAAGGGCUUUUUGUUUAUGUUCCUGAGAAAGGGUUUUUUUUUUUUAAACGGAAACAGGCUAUUUCUAGUUUUAGUUCAACAACCGUCAAGUUUUUGUUUGUUUCUUUUAUUAUUUAGGCUUUGCCUUCGAAUAGCAUUGUUCUGGUUUGAACAUCUAAAUAGACCAGUCGCUUGCUCGGCAAAGUAAAUGUAAUAAAUAAACAUCAGCCACUGGCGAACUCCACUGCUGGAUCUAACAUUUCCCUGUUAUGUCGCUGAUUGUAAUUGUUCCUUUAAAUCUACUAACCUGGAUCAUACACAACUUUAACUGAAUUUAUUUGUUUUUCAAAUAGAGGUAAGAACAACGCCUGUGAGAAUGUGGCUAAUAAGCAAAUAGAUCUAUAUGAGAUGCCAUGAACUUCUAUGUUUUUUUUUUUUUUUUGGUUAUGUAAGUCAGAAAUCUGUCCUAAGUUAUGCCUAUGUUGUCGAAGUGAUAAUUUGAUUUAGUUAAUUACCUUACUGCUUUGCUAAUGGCGUUAAAUAUUCCCUUCAGUUCGUUUAGUUCGAGGACUGUCAGCCAGAGAAGGCCUUGUUCAAGUUUAUCGUAAUAACACUUGGGGCUGGAUCUGCGCUAAGAACUGGAAACCUGAGAAAGAAGCGAAUGUGGUUUGUAAAGAGUUGGGUUACACAGGCGCAUCCUCAGUAAAUACUUUUUCUCCAAAUGAGCAGGUAAAUGGUUCGUUGUGGAUGAACAAUUUUCAGUGUGCUGGAAACGAGAGCUCGCUUUCCAUGUGUGUUCACGAUGGAUAUACCAAUAACAGCUGUUCCACUGGCGGAAACGUUGGCAUUGUUUGCACCGGUCCAGGAGGUAUACACACAGAACAUCAAUAAAAGUUUUAAGUUAUUUCUAAGUGGUUCGUUACAAACAACAAAUAAAUUACAAAUUAUGUUUGGUGCGAGCAUGACAGGGAUAAAAAACCUGAUCGUUGAUUUCAUGAUAAUAUUACAAAGUGACAAAUGUAUUAACUGAUUUCGAACUUUGCCAUGGUAUCAUAUCUGUUAUUUCAUAAAUUCAUCUGGCCCGAAUUUUAAUUACUUGGAAUUAUAACGCUGCGAAAAUGAAUUCCUAAAGUUUCAACAUCCAAAAAAGGAACAAAGUUAUCCUUUAUAAAAACCUUGACAAAUUAAGACCCAUCAAUGAGCCCUUUAAUCAUGAAGCAUGGGAAAUAAAAACGCUGCUUGCACUUAUGAGAGUUAAUACGAGAACAUCAAGGAAGUUACAACAUGAAUUAAAUCUGACUUUAUCUCAACAGCAAGAAUCAGUGCAAAUGACUCGCAUAGCUUACACUCCCGCGUGGAAAUUCUGUUUGGAGGAUUCUGGGGACCAAUUUGUGGUGAUCAUUGGGAUCAGCAGGAUGCAAAUGUAGUUUGUCGUCAGCUAGGUCACGAUGAAGCGUUAGCAGCUCCUGUUUUCCAUGGUAUUUCGGGGAUCGCAGAGGUAUGUCUGAGAUAUUUGCAAUGUACCGGAAACGAGACUUCAGUUUUGAGCUGCUCGCACCAAGGAUGGAAAUGGGUCUUCCAUGACAUAUAUGGUGAAACAGAACCUCCUACAGUUGGCAAUGUCAUUUGUACCCCUACUGGUAUGUUCACUUGAUUAGUGAUUCAGCAAAUAUGGUCGCUAAAUUUAGUUUUCGUGUAAUUCAGUGCGCGGUAACCUUUCUAAUGUUUAUCGGUUCAGAAUUAUUCAUCGUGCGCGUUCUCUCAUUUAUUAUCGCACACUUGAUAAUAUUUUCCCGUCGCCAUUAGAGGAGUAGUCUGAAAAAUAAAUCAUCGUAACUUAUUUGGAAGUAUGUCUUGGGAAAUGUGUUAAAGUUUUACUGCUAUAAGUAGGCCUUCAACAAAUCAGGCAUGUGAUUUUGUGGCUUUUAUUUCUGAUAUGGACUGAAAAUUAUACACAACCUGACGCUAGCCUGAAAAGUUUUACCAUUGUCUAAGAAACAUGCCUCGCUAUGAUUCCAAUUGGCAGUGGUAAUUUAUCCAUUUGAUAUGUUAUGUCCAGCAAGAGAGCAGCGUGGAAAAUGUUUUGACUAUAGCAAGAGAAAAAAUAAAAACAGCCCACUGACCGUUUUAACUCGUAAAGACAAAUUCGGUAAGUACUAAAACCUUAGUGUGGCUAGAUACAGCUCAGGGUUGAAAAGCACUUCUUCGAUGUUUUCCUUUAAAGGAAUAAUGACUAGCUUUGUCGCCUGCUAACAUGCCGCCAUAGGUCAAUUAAAUACAAAUUCUACACAUUUCAGUGCGAAUAGUUGGAACAACAGCAACGCCAGGUGAAGGUUUAGUACAGGUUUACCACAAUAACAUGUGGAAGUUGGUCUGCGAUGAGCAAUGGGAUACAACAGACGUUGAUGUAGCUUGUCGGCAGUUAGGUUACCAAAGCUCAUCUACAGCUCUGAGCUUUCCAAUUUCUAACCAGAGAAAGGAGCAUUGGACAGCGUGGUUAAAUAAUGUGCAAUGUGUUGGUGAUGAAAGCUCCCUUUUGUCAUGUAAGCAUGGUAGUUUGCUCCAGAAAAGCACUUGUACAACCAAACAAAUGGCUGGUAUGAAAUGUAGCGGGAGUCAAGGUAAAAUAUUAAUUGUUGAUUUCCGUGAUUAUUAGGGUAAGCUUCUGAAGAAACUGUGGUGCUGCGUGGGUGGGAGAGUAUAACAGGGUAAUUAAGUAUUAUCAAGAGCUCUGCUUCGCUCUAACAAAGGGCUAACGCUCGGAACGUCAGCUUUGAAACUCUUUACGGUGGCAAAUUUACGUUAUCAACUCAGUUGAUAAUACUAAAAUUCAUCCGUGAUUAUCGGUUUAGUCAGACAUUUCUGUUGGGAUCAAGGACUUAGUCUAAUGUUAUUACAGUAAUUUCACGGCUGCCGUCCGCCUCAUUUGUCGGCCGCCUUAAAAACUUGACUUGACUUAAAGGAAACCUCCUUACCUUGUUUUUAAUUUGAUUUCAAGUACUAUAUUUCCUAAAUGCUCUGAAUUAUCCAUUUAGGUAUUCACAAAGGAUAAAGAGUUUGUCACGUUUUAACUGCAUGUAUAAAAGAUGGUACGGCUAUGCUUUGGACAAAACGACCCAAAAACAAUCUUUGACUCUCUUGUACUGACAAGAUUAUAGCAGUCAAAAUGAUAUAGAUGAGACAUACUUACAUCUUUUUCGUAACAGUUAGGUUGGUUGAUAUGUGUGAAGACUCUUUACGUUCAGGAGGUGUCGUGGAAGUUUUGUUCGGGGGAGUUUGGGGUACAGUGUGUCGUGACUCGUGGGAUCUCAACGACGCCAAUGUGGUAUGUCAACAACUGGGCUAUGAGGGGGCACAGAGUACUUUUGAUCCCUAUGCAUGUGAAGGGGAUCCACCUGUCACCUGGAUGAGUAAUGUACAGUGCAAAGGCAACGAGACCUCACUGUCACAGUGUAAACACAUGGGUUGGAAUGCCACUAGAUCUUGCCCGCCCUAUUCUCCUGCAAGUGUAAUUUGCAUCCCUCCAGGUAUGUUCAUUGUAUGUCAAAAUUUAAACCGCCAGACCAAGGUUCAUGGAGGUUAGACCAGAUAUGUGAGAUCCCGACUGAAGUAUACUGUUAUUGACCUCGAGUUACCACGUUAAAAAUCCUCUUGCGAACGGUGAAAUAUGAACUUCAACUAAUUGACAAACCUUUCUUGAGAAAGUAAUUGAUUUUAACUUUUUUGUAAUAUUAUUUUCCUUCGUUCUUCGCAGUAUUAUGAUUCAGCCAUUCGUCUGACUUCGUUUUGAUCCAUAUUUUCUUAGGUGCCUUAGGACCACCGGAAUUUGUCUCAAGCGACUUCGUAAAUAUUGACAUAUCAUGGAAAUCUUCAAGGUCCUCAAAGUUUACUGUGCAGAUGUGGAACAAGGACACCAUGACAUGGGCCCCUGCGCACUGUAAGGAAAGUUUAAUCGCUGAUUCCUGCGUGAGGGAAAGCCUGAAAGCCACUGUGGUGAACUUGAAACCAUCCACAACAUACUACUUCAGAAUUUUUGUCAGCAGAUUGUCUAUUAGUACCCCAUCAGGACCAAUGAAAACAAAGAAUCUUGGUUAGUUGAGGAGUUUUUCAUUAGACAAUAACAACCAAGACCCUAAUUAGCAACCACCAGAAUCUAAUUUCUCAAUUUCUUUUAGAAAGUGUGAGUUAGGAUAUGUGUCAUUUAAAGAUAGUGAAGACAUUCAAAGCAACUAACCAUUUGGUUGAGUUGUUAUUUGCUUUCGGUGCAGUUCUUGAAUGUACAGCGAAAAGGCUGCCUGAAAUAGAUCUAGUACGUACGUACAAAUUAAUGAUUUGUUUAUCGCUGAGAAGUAACUGGUCAUUCUACUUUGAGGUUACGAUGAAUUCAAUUAAGUUCACUUUUGAGACAAGUGAAAUGAUCUUCUUCUCAACUAAAGCUCCUUGCUUUGAGCGAGCUUUUACAUUGGAACAGUAUAUGACGUAUAUGUACAUUAUGAUUUAAAGUAAUAGGUGAAAUGGGUACGUUGUUGCGGCUGGAUGGAUUUGCAUUGCUUUAUUUUGGGAGCAAAAAGAACAUCUAAUCAUUUGUUAUUACCAUUCUAAUGUUUUUAGAUCCACCCCAGAAGCCUACCUUCAUGGGAAGUACAACAAAUAGCAUCACUAUUAAAUGGAAGUCGACUUCUUUGCUUAAUGUGACGUACGCAAUUCAGAUUAAACGUCAUGAUGAUUACUCGUGGGCUUGGGCCAAAUGUGACACAGAAAGCCUGGUACCAAACAUCUGUACAGUACGUGGUACUAUGGCACGGGUGACUGAUCUGCAACAUAAUGCUGAGUAUUACUUCAGGGUGUGCACCAUCUCUGAAGAUGUCAAGAGUGAAUUUAGCCGACCAUCAAAGGCAUUAAGAACAACAGGUGAUGUUAGAUACACUGAUUCUAUCAGUUGUUGUGUCUUAAGCUUCGUGUUUUUACAUUCUAGCUAUUCCUAGCUAUCGAUAUUUUUCGACAAACCUUUUUCGCCAGCGUCAAAUUAGACUUGAAGUUUCGUGCAACAAUAUCCAAAGGUGUACUUCUGUUGAAUACGAUCGUCUGAUUGAGGAGCCAAAUAUUUGUUCGAACUAAAUGUCACCAGUUCACUUAGCACUAAAAAAGUUAUGCGAGUCUUACGUCCAGUUAAACAGAGACAACGUUCUGAGAAUAAUAUUUUUUAUGAAUUCGGAGGAGCUAUUUCUUGUCACCCCUGCGCUACGUAUGAAAAUUUUGCCAAUCUCGUACAGUCAAAUACCAAAUUGGACCCUUUCAACGAAUAUUUAAAACGAUUUUUAAUCAAGGAACAGGUCUCAGUGAGAGGCACCGGAAUGUUUUGUCGAGCUUUUUUGGCCGGUUAUAACGGAAAUGAAUCACAAAAAGCAAUGAUUUGGAGCUACGGUCGAACGUCUGUAACCACCGUUUCAUCGAACAUGGGAGGUAACGGAAUCUUCGGUUGUCAAGGUGUACAUACCGUUGAGUUAUCAUCUCCAUGUCGUUAGUAAUUACAUUAUGUAUUGCAGAAGAAUAGUGUAUUCACGGUGAACAUUACAACGCGUGAAUGCCCUUUUCAGUUUAUCUUUCUAGCUGUAUGAUGCAAAGCUAAGCUUUGACCACAAUUAGAAAUAUGAGAGGUUUGACUUACAGAUCAUGAAUAGUGGAAGUGUGAUUUUUCAUUGCCACUAAUUCAGAUCUAAUAUUCCAUAUAAACAGUUGUUUUAUUUCACACUGGUAUGCUGUGAAAAGGAACAGACUGGAGAGAAAGGCACACUUCUCGUCGCGUGCAGUAAAUUGAUAGUUAUUUGCCUGUCAAAAUAAAACAAAUCUUUACUGAAAAAGACUAAGAUAGCAAACAGUUAAGUGUAAAGGGGAACGUGCGACCGCCUUGGCCACCAGGGAUCUGAAAAUCUGACGUGUACAGUUUUUCUCUUUGAAUUUUUUAGGGAGCCCUAUAACUCCAGCUUCGAUUCAGUUUCCAUCCGGUAACUCAUUGUGUAGCUUCGUCGAUCCUGUAGAUAGCAAAAUGGAAAUUUUUUUUUUAAAUGUUUAAAGGUUAUCCCUGCUAGGUGUCUCUGUUUUGUUUUGCAGAUUUACACUAGUGUCGCUGAAGAAUUUUUAAUAAUGCAUCCAUGUUACAUCCAUCCAGCUGACUUGCCGUUUGUGGUGCAAUUUGCACUACUCAUUCAUAACCACUGGAAUGGAAUAGUUAGCUUGUGGUUAGUUAUUUCCUGAGGCAUUAUUCCAUUUCCUAGAUUUAAGACUGUGUUAGCUUUGAAGGUAAACUUAAAACAGGAAAUAGUUUGUUGUAGUACCUCAAAGAUCGAGCACAGGUGACGACAGUCUGACCAUACUUCUCAACAAAUCACCACACACUCUAUUUCUACGCAAACUACCGAAAAACUUGACAAAAUUAACUUUUUUCGAAGCAACGAAUUAAGAAUUGUUGUAUUUUCUCCUUCUUACAACCGUACUUUUGUGGGGACAGUGAUAAUUCAUCCGGCAUGUUGAAGGGAAGCAUUGCAAAAUGAAACAGAUCCUCCCUUUGUCUUUGGUGAACUUGCCUCACAUUUUUUCCUCUGUGCCAUUUGAUUUCUUCUAGGUUUUGUAAGAACGGCCUGAUCAUGUUGAAAUUGCCUUCUAGCUCCCAUCCUCUGGAAAAUAAACUCUUCUUAGUGUCAGCCAAAUACUUG
Pocillopora meandrina is the source of this 99887-nucleotide messenger RNA. Lineage: Eukaryota; Metazoa; Cnidaria; Anthozoa; Scleractinia; Pocilloporidae. The record is from the annotation of a GenBank genome assembly.